UGAAGAGCUGCUAAAGCGCGCGGCGGAGAACACCUCACGGGACACGCAGGGAGAGAGAGAGAGCUCGCGAUCUCACACGGCAGCGGGCGGUGACUGCCCUGUGCCCACCCCGCCCGAACAAGCGGACACUAUAACGAAAGCCAAAGCAAAUAAACCGUGUAAAUAUAGUGAAAACAAGUGGUGUCCGGCGGGCGGUGAUAUUAGUGUAAAGAAGCCCUGUUUGCUGACAGGAGACAAUAAACCGGGUGGAUUAGGGGUAGAAAAAAGCCCGCAUGAUCAAUAAACGUCUGCCCCCCUAGCUUUGAGGAGGUGAAGAAGUUGAGGAGGGUGGGGCGGAGUGGGGGAAGGCCAGAGCAGAGGUUGGUGCGCUAUUGAGGCAGUGCGUGUGUUGCGACGUGCACGGGCCUGCCUGUCUGCGCGCUCACGCGCCCCUUGUACGCUUUAACGUUACUCUCUGUCUCCUCCCUCCCCCUCUCGCAGGUUAGCAGCUUUCGGAGGAGAUCUCGCUGACGUCACAGCCCUCGCGAGAUUCGACAAAAGCGCUGCUAGAACCCAGCAGCAAGCAGCGCAGUGUCCGUACAAGAAGGAGGAGGCCGGGGAAGACAUGAUGAUGAUGGAGCCGCCGUUACCGCCAGCACCCUCACAGGACCCGCAGCAGCAACCGCCGCCACCGAGCAGAACCCACGAAGAGGAGGAGGACGAGACAGCAGAAGUGGUAGAGAAGAUCCCGAGCCAGGUCACGAACGGGAGCCACGGGCCGAGCAGCGAAGCCCCGGCCGAGCUCAGCAAGUCUGCCCGCGGCCUGGUCAGGAUGUGCGACCUGCUCCUCAAGAAGAAGCAACAGCGACAGCGGAGACACCAGGGCAGCGACGCCUCGCCCACCGGGGCCCUGCUCCCCCCGGGACACAGCUGCCGGCAGAAAAGGAGCCGGAGCAGCCGCACCGCCAGCAGCAGCGACACCGACAAGAGCAGCGAGAGUGGCGGCAGCAGCAGCAGCCAGGAAGAGGAGGAGGAGGAGGAAGAGGUGUCCGAGGUGGGCAGUGUGUGUGUCUGGGUGUGACUGAGAGACGAUAUGGAGGAGGGGGGGGGGGGUAAACUCACUAAUGAGCUGUGGGCUCCUCCACAGAUAUUGAGGCAGUAAAUGCCCGCACUGGCCUGAGGAGCUGCGUUAGCCAGGUAGGCCUUGACACUGGAUCCUCAUGGCAAGCCAUGCAUUUCCCUCACAGCCCUGGAAGUAGUAGAAACUUACAGCUAAACUUGUCCUUUAAGGCAGUUUCUUGGGGCGCACAUGGCACUGGAUACAUUGUACUGGGGGGAGAAAAACUUUGUUAGCUUUAUUUCCAACUAAUCACUCUAAAAACAAACAAACUACCCCCAUUAUAGUCAAUUUGUGUUAGGUUUGUUUGGCCCAUUCUCGCUGUGACAAUUGUCAGUGAAAAUAUUAAGUGUAGCGGCCUUCACUUUUUUCUUUCUUUUUUUUUUUUUUUUUAAAACUAUGACAUAAAUAAUUAUAUUCUCAUACUGCAUGUGCAGUAUAGUAAAACUGCAUAGUGUAUGAAAACAAAAAUCAGAGGCCUUUGUAGCCAUGGCUUUUUUUUUUAUAUAUAUAUAUAUAUAUAUAUCUCUUAAAGAACAGUUAACUAGGGUGUAGGUCAUAAGAUAAACACUUACGUUUAAAGAAAAAAAAUAUAAAACCAUUUCAAUGCCUUUGUUUCUAGUAACAUAAAAUUCCCAUUUAAAUUUUUUUUUUUUUUAUUAUUAUACGUGUUUUGGACAACAGAGUUUGGCAUUACAAUCUGUAGUAGUAGAAUAAUAAACACAUGUAUAAAUGGCCUGCCAUACAUGGAAUGAGUACAUUUUAUUUCCAAAUUACCUAGUUUUGUGCACCAUAAAGUGUUUGGGUAGGGCUGCAACAAGUGUCUGAGUCACACAGUUUGUAGUAGCCAUCAGGGUUUUCUUGUGUUUUUGCAUACUUGAUGUGUUUUUGUUUUUUUUCAUAUUAUACAGAAUUUGGACACAUCUGUUUUUGCUUUACAUUUGUCUUAGUUGGUGGGUUCUUCAUUUACGAAUGCCUUUACAAAAAUAGUUAACUGGGAAUAAGUGAUAUAGUUGUAUUUUUCCAGGCAUAGGUUCACUUUGUAAAUUAUUGGUCUGUCAACCAAUGUUGAUAUGCAAAGUACAGUGCAUUUAACCCCUUAAAGACUAAGACCUUUGUCAACAUUACCAAAAUAAAAACUUCUUGUUCAACUGUGAUUUUCCACUUUUGUAUGUCAUGUACAGAUACACAUUUUUUAUGGGUUUUAAAAUACAGGCAGUUUUUGCUCUUUUAUAACGAGUACAUUUAUACUAAAAUGAGAAAGGUAAUAAAAUAUUUCAAACACAAACAAUUGGAUAAGUGGCGCUAAACAAAAAAUAGAUAACAAAUCCCAGUGCGUCUAAAACCAAACCAGUGUUUGUCACCUUAAAACACUUACAUUAAAGGACCACUAUAGUGCCAGAAAAACAUACUUGUUUUCCUGGCACUAAAGUGCCCUGAGGGUGCCCUCACCCUCAGGGUCUCCCUCCUGCCCGGCUCUGGGGAGAGGAAAGGGGUUAACUUACCUUUCUCCAGCGCCGGGCGGGGCGCUCUCCUCUCCGCCUCCCCUCCUCCCUUUUGGCUGAAUGCGCAAGAGCUGCGCGCACAUUCAGCCGGUCUCAUAGGAAAGCAUUUACAAUGCUUUCCUAUGGACGCUUGCGCAUUUUCACAGUGAGAAUCACGCAAGUGCCUCUAGCGGCUGUCAAUGAGACAGCCACUAGAGGAUUUGAGGGCUGGAUUAACCCAUUUAUAAACAUAGCAGUUUCUCUGAAACUGCUAUGUUUAUAAAAAAAUGGGUUAACCCUAGCUGGACCUGGCACCCAGACCACUUCAUUAAGCUGAAGUGGUCUGCGUGCCUAGAGUGGUCCUUUAAUACAAAUGGAUACAGGGGAAGGUGGUUUUGCGCACACAAUGGAUGCUUUGAUGAGAUAAUCUGCAACAUAGACAGCUAUCAUAGGGCAAUAUGCAUAAACCAAUAACUGGUAUAGGAAAUAAUUAGGAGCACUCACACUUUAGAGAGCCAUAUGAGUCGGCUCUCUACUGUAGUAGCAUGUAGAAUACUCUGUAGUUGAAAUGUUCCUCCAGGAACAAAAGUCUGGAUACAAUCAAGAACCAAAAAUAAAAUUAUGAAUAAAGUAUUUUAUUUGGAAAUAAAAACUGGAUAAGCACAACGCGUUUCUACCAUUCAAAAGGGUCUUCCUCAGGUGCAAUACUAGUACAAACCUGCAGUAUACUUUUAUACCUAACUAAAUUACAAAAUAACACACACGUGAAAAAAUAAAACCCCACCCACCCAGACCCAUAUAUGGGAAUUCCGGCUCCCAUUCCCCUCCCAAAAUGGAGUCCUUGCAUUAUAAGUUCAUAUAGGGUGACCUUUUCAAGAUGGUGGUUUGGUUCGGAUGUUUGCCGUGGGUGGGGUUUUAUUUUGUCACGUGUGUGUUAUUUUGUAAUUUAGUUAGGUAUAAAAGUAUACUGCAUGUUUGUACUAGUAUUGCACCUGAGGAAGACCCUUUUGAAUGAUCGAAAUGCGUUGUGCUUAUCCAGCUUUUAUUUCCAAAUAAAAUACUUUAUUUAUAUUUAAAUUUUGGUUCCUGAUUGUAUCCAGACUUUUGUUCCUGGGGGACCAUUUCAACUACAGAGUAUUCUACAUGCUACUACAGUAGAGAGCCGACUCAUAUGGCUCUCUAAAGUGUGAGUGCUUCUAAUUAUUUCCUAUACCAGUUAUUGGUUUAUGCAUAUUGCCCUAUGAUAGCUGUCUAUGUUGCAGAUUAUCUCAUCAAGCAUCCAUUGUGUGCGCAAAAUCACCUUUCCCUGUAUCCAAUAAAAUAUUUCAGAUCGUUUUUUUAUUUUUUUUAUUUUAUUGUAAAUAGUGCAGCUAAUGAAAAUACAGCAAAACAUAUUUUAUCUUGAUUUUCGAGGUACCUCAUUUGCAUAGGUUUAUCAUUUUUUGCCAUUUAAUAAUGUAAUGCUACAGAAUUGUGCAAUUAUAGAGGUCACAAAACCUAAAACAUGCAUAGUAACUGCGUGUGUGUAUACAUAUCUCUAUAUCUACGGUCAAGAUUUCCAUUAGUCCUAUACGUGUGUGCGCGUGUAUGUAUACACACACAAUCACAGAAAUGGAAAGAAUAUGUGCACCCACAAGUCUUGAAAUUGCAUUAAAAUAAAUAAAUAAAAAAUUCCUUUUUAUUGCAUGCCUCUGUUUCGGGCCUCCAAGUUUAAGAAAGGACAGAAAGAGUUCUGAAAUGUUGACAUGCAUAUAUCACGAUUGGCGUGUAGAAAUUCACCCCUGGUGAAUGUGCUAUGGACCCUCCAAGCUUUCGUCCCCCAAUGCAAGCAAGGAUUUAACUCUGAUCUUGCUAAAGUGGAAACCAGUUGAACCAGCAGACAGUUGUUAUAUAGAGCGCCCAAAAAUCCCAUUGUAAAUGUAUGUCUUAAGAUGAUCAAUUUUUCCUCAAACUUUAAAAAGGCUUGUCUCUCAUGACAAUAUAUUUCUUCUGACACACAAAGUAUUGCACUUGGAAAGGUAGGGGUUCUUUCUUAGAGAACUCAGUAUUGUUACUCAUCUCCUAUCUCAGUUUAGUGUGUGUAAUGUGUAUGUGUAGUGGUUCCAUGUGUUUUUUCUACAUCCUGCUUAUCUUUCUGCAAGGUUACAAUUCAUGGUGGUUCAGUAGGCUAAAUGUUCUAAUUGUCUCCAGCUGGUGGACACACACAGUAAUGGCUGCUUCCAGUCCUAGUGCUCAGUGAUAAUUCAGAGUGCAGUUUGCGGGUGGCUGUGUUUUUAAAGGAGCACUAUAGGGUCAGGAACACAAACAUGUAUUCCUGACCCUAUAUGGUUAAAACCACCAUCUUGCCUCCUUAAAUAUAGUAAUAUCUUACUUUUAUUCAAGCCUGAAGCUGCAGGCUUUGUCCCGGUUUCCUUUUGACCUGCCUGCUAACUUCAUCAGAAGUGGUACAUGAUCCAAUCACAAUGCUUUCCCAUAGGAUUGGCUGAGACUGACAAAGAUCAGGGGCAGAGCCAGCAUGAUUGAAACACAGCCCUGGCCAAUCAGCAUCUCCUCUUAGAGAUGAAUUGAAUCAAUGAAUCUCUAUGAAGAAAGUUCAGUGUCUGCAUGCAGAGGGAGGAGACACUGAAUGUUUGGAUGCAUUUUUCUCUGAAAAGACAGUUUUUACAGCAAAAAGCCUGAAUGUCAUUAUUCUACUCGCCAGAACAUAUUCCAUAAGCUGUAGUUGUUCUGGUGACUAUAGUGUCCCUUUAAGUCAUUUAGUGAGCACCAGUAUUGCAAAAAGUGGUCUGCGCCUCCAGUUCAUGCAGACCAUACUCCCUUUUGGCAGCAUUGCAAGCGGACACGUGGAGACUUUGGUUAUGAAUAUAGACUUUGGUAUUUUAACAUAGUGACUUAUAAUUUAUGCCAUACCUUGUGGAAGAUGAUAUAUUAUGGCAACUAUGUUAUUGCAAUCCAAUAACAAUCCUGUCUUAAGUUUCUUAUUUUUUUUCCAGUACAGUUGUGCCCUCUGCUCUUCUUAUCUCUCUACCUUCCAUGACAUCAUGGAGGAGGCAUGGCCUCCAGUAUGAUGGUACAAUCCGUGCUUAUAGAGGAGCAUUGAGGACAUGAUGCACAUGGUUUCCAAAUGCAUCCAAGCUUCUGAUUCAUUGCUUUCCAAGGGGGAUUUUGUAUUUAAGGGAUACUGUAGUGCCAGGAAUACAUAGCUGUAUUCCCAGCACUAUGGUUCACCCGGUCUCUCCCCUCCCUCGCGACCCGCUUCUCCCCAGUAAAUUAAGGGUUUACUUACCUGAUCCCAGUGUUGACGUCCCUCGUUGCUGGGUUGAGACUCUGCCCCUCCAAUGUCCUGUGACGAGCAGGCUCUAAUGCACAUUCAUGGCAAAUGCUUCGCGCAUUUGACCUCCCCAUAGUAAAGCAUUGAAUCUGUAGGUUCUCAUGCAGAGUGUGAGGACAUCCAGUGUCAGAUACUGGACCAAAGUUCCGUUUUAAACCAGGAAGCCUUCUAGUGGCUGUCUGGUAGACAGCCACUAGAGGCUGACUUAGUGCUUCAAUGUAAACUUUGCUGUUUCUUUAAAAAAAUAAGGAUCGGUGAAUGAGUUUGUGCAAAGAAAUGCAGAAAUUAAAGAAUGAAAGCUAUAACAUUAUUUAUUAGUAGGCAAAUGCGUGACGUUAUGAGGUGCCUAGUGUGAAAAGCAAAUUAAAAAAGAAAAGGAAAAUGUAAAUCCUCAGAUUUUGAAGAGUUUAACUACUGCUGUGGUUUGAUCUAUAUUUCAUGUAAUUCCUUGCUGGGCAGCGGUUCAUGGUAUAAAAACAUACACCAGAAGGAAACUCUUGCAAUUGGUGACGCUCCCCAUGCUUUAUUUUUCUACUCAAUGGACUCCGUACGAAACUGCAUUAAAGAAACCAGAUGCUACUGGGGACAGGGAGAUCUGGUGCUGUAGAGCAAGCUUUGGUGUUAAACUGACCUUUUAAUCCCUUCAUUGAACUCUAGGUGCCACAACAACUUAAUUUUUUGAUUUGUUAUGGUGCAAUCACAGUUCCUUUACCUUUUAAAGGACAACUAUAGUGCCAGGAAAACAUACUUGCCGGGCUCUAGGGUAAGGAAGGGGUUAAAAUUUUACCCUUUUCCAGCGCCGGGCUCCCUCUGUGCUGGGGAAUCUUCUGCUGUCAUCGGCUGCAUGCGCGGCAAGAGCCACUCACGCAUUCAGCCAGUCUCAUAGGAAAGCAUUCUCAAUGCUUUCCUAUGGACGGCAGCGUCUUCUCACUGUGAAAACCACAGUGAGAAGCGCAUCUAGCGGCUGUCAAUGAGACAGCCACUAGAGGCUGGAUUAACCCAUUUGUAAACAGAGCAGUUUCUCUGAAACUGCUAUGUUUACCUCAGAAAGGGUUAAUCCUAGAGGGAACUGACACCCAGACCACUUCAUUAAGCUAAAGUGGUCCUUUAAUGAAGGGAAUGAACACUAGAUUUCAUUUUUGAAAUAUUUAUUUUAAAAGUUGUUAAUCAAUGCUCCUUUUAAUUUUGAUCUACAAAUCUAUGAAGUGUAGUUUUGUACUCAUCAUGGCAUGCUCCACUGGAACAUCCAGUAAUUUUUCAAAACUAUUUUUAUAUUCACAAUUGGUGAUGAUUGUCACAAAAUAAUUACUUGUAUUUAUAAUAUUUAUCUGGUUUUAAGAAAAACAUUGUUUUCACUCAGCGUAUAUUUUGUGCUAACCCUGCUGAUUUUUUCAGUUGCUUGUUUAUGAAGGUAAAGCAGAGAAUGUUGCAGUUUUGUCUUCUGUGAAUGCUACAUACACUGGUUAUUUUAAAGGUAAAGUUUACCUCAUGUAAAUUAAGUUAUGGUGCCAGGAAGCCCCCAGGCAUAAUUUUACCUCAAGAGGUUAAACUCCAAAGCUGCCGCCAGCGCUGAUCUCCGCUCCCCCCUGGCAAAAUCUGGCUUCUGAAAUUUGUUUCAGGAAGAGUGAAGUGCUGUCGAGGAGAGGCGCCUUAACUGGCUUGGAAAAGGUAUGUUUCUUUCUAAGCCAGUUUUAUGAAUAGGGAGUCACGACCGAGACCCAGAGGAAAUAAAGUGGACCCUUGACUUGCCCCAUAGGCUACUAGCGAGCAGAGUAUCUGUGUGCUGUGGAAUCAUUGCUCCAUCUUUUACUUUGGACAGCCAUUUCUUAUCUCAAUUUUCUCUGCAAUUGUCACAUGUACUGUGUACCAUCCGAUGACAUAAGCUUGAUGACAAGGGUUAAGGCAUGUAUGAUCAGUUUCAAGUGUGUCUGUAUGUGUUGUGAUUGGGGAUCUGCUAUAAAUCAUAUGAGUGAUUGCCACAUUAGAGUGUGAAGUGGCUUAAGGUGCAUGAAUGCACCUAUGGCACUCACCUUUGAGUGCUCAGAGGCUUGCCCUUUAGGUCAGUUUUACAGUGCCUUACUUGGCAUUGCCAAAAGGUCCGGGACAGAGUUUGAAAUAGGAGUGUUUUUAGAGUGAUAAAACUUAGUGAUAUCUGUGAAAGCGCAGUUUAUGUGAAAAAUAGAAGGAAGGAAAAACUAGUGAUGGAAUUAGGUGUUAGAAAAAGAAUUGGAGAAGAUAUGCUGCUUGAAUGCAUUACAGCUGCUAUAAAGCAUCCAGUUAGUGUUAUGAUCUUUAUAUGACAGCAAAAGGUGUGAGCAGAUUUUGUGUUAAUAGCAAAAAAAAUUAUACCAGUGAGAUACUAGAGCCAUAAAAUGGCCAGGUAAUGGCUCUGACCUGAAACCAAUAGAACUUUUGUGGAGCUGAUUAAAAGAAACUUGUUAGACAGAAGCAACCAAGGAAUAAGACAAUUGAUAAGCGUAAUCAUACCAAAUUGGUAGCACAUUUUUAAAAUCUGAUUAAUUAAAACACUUGUUAGGCUUUGAUUGCAGAAAAAGAUCUCCAGAGUCCAUACUAACUGAAAUGGUUAGAAGUUAUGAAAUGGGCUAUACCAUGGUUUUGUGUUUAGAACUUUUUUAAAUGCUUUAAAAAGUAUCUAGUAUUACAUCCUGGAUUCAUUUGUUUUAUAUGUAGAUAGAGAGUUUAUGGUAUUCUAAAAUAGACAGGUAAACUUGCAAUUUACUGUAUGUGUUGGCUGAUAAGUCGACAUUUUAGGCAUAAAAAAAACCUCUCCCUAAAACUAGCUGUUGACUAAUAUGUCAAGCACAAAGUUGCUGAUACAUGGGCGAGAUGAAAAUAAGGCCUUGGCUUAAUACUUUGAUACACGCAGUGUUUUCACCCUUCUCCCACCUGUUUAUCACUUGCAACUUCUAUUCUGGAGAAAUAGCAGUAAUGGCAAGCAAAUUAUAUCACCCAAUCAUGCUUGGAAGCCAUUAAUUACUUUUUAUACACAAAUUCCAGGAAAACUAGUGGAGGAUAAGCUGGAGAAAGAUAUGCCGUCAAACACAUACACACCUAUCUGCAAAACAAAAGUAAACUACACACUUAUGUUUUUUUGUUUUUUUUGUUUCAUUUACUGACCAUCUUAUUAAUCAUAGAAAAUAACCAUAAAUCAUAACGGGAUACAGAAAGCUAAGCAUUAAAAAGCCUUUAUGGAACUGAACUAUGUGUUUACUUCUGCUGCCUAGCCUAGAUCCAAAAGUUUCACAUUCUUUUGAGAGUAGACUUGUCCAUCUAAUAAAGGCCUAAACCUAUAUACCACCUCUUAAAAAAAAAAAAAAAAAAAAAAAGUUUCAUCCUCCUCCCUGACUAAAAUUCUGACACAUGCAGUACAUUUUUACCAACUCAGACUGACCUUUCAGUAACCCAAAACAGCCCUGCUCUUUGUCCUCAGUUCCAAUUGUCAUUCCUGGAGGAAUGAAUGGCUGAAAGAGUUAAACUGACUCUCAGCCAAUCACUGACUCCCUAUUAAUAAAACUGGCUUGAAAAGAAACCUACCUUUUUUCAAGUACUACAGGUGCUUCUGCUGCACUGACAGAGUAAAGCUUGGUUACAUGAUGCAGAAGUCCUGUAGUAAAGUAUUGAUUCAUUGCUUCUUGUGCCUGCAUCGCUCGCCGAACACGCACUUUAGGUCUGGAUUGGACCACAUUAGAGGAGACUUUGCCUCCUCCAUAGUGGCAGUGUCAAUGAAGUCUCGAUGCUGUAACAAGGUGGGUGGUAACUGCCUACAAGUGUAGGAACAGGAACACAAUAGCAUAAGGAAUACAGAUUUAUAUGCCUAAUACUAAUGUGUUCCUUUAAGGGAAAUUACUGAUUAGUUUAAAUUUUAAUCCGAUUAGUUGAUUUUACAUUAGAGAAAUGUAAUGCCAAUGUGUUAUGUUUGCAGAACAGUUAAAAAGAAUCCAGAGUCAGUAGUAAUUUCCUCCCCUUGUUAAACACAAUACCUUGCUGCAUUGAAAGCCUUGACCACUUUGUUUUGACUCAUUCAGCUUUUGUUUAGUCCUAGCGGCUUCUUUGUAAGCCUGAGCUAUUUGUUUUCCCCAGUAUGAUGAUUUAGAGAAGUUUGGGUAAUGCUAAAGUCUUUGAAUUAAAUUCAUAUCGUGAACAGAAUGUUACUUUCUCUUAAAGGAUCAGUAGGGUCAGGAAUAUAUAUGUUUAUUCCUGACCCUAUAGUGCUAAACCCACCAUUUAUGUGGCUUGCCUUCAAAAGGCAGUUUUUACAUGAUGUGCCUGAAGGGAGCUAUUAUACUCACCAGAACAACUACAUUAAGCUGUAGUUGUUCUGGUGACUAUAGUGUCCCUUUAACCUGUCUGAGGUUUGACAGGUUGUAACAUUUAGUGUGUGUGUUUAUAAAAUAUUCUUCAAUGCAGCUCUAUGAGGAGAUGCUAAUUGGUGCAGCGCUGCAUUUUUCAUCGCAUGCACAAUAGCUUCUCAAUGCUUUCCUAAUGUCAGGUUUCAUAAUCUCGGCCAAGGAGGCUGAGUGGUGCGGCGCUAGCAUAAAUGCAAGUAAAUUCCCUUUUUAUAGACAGAUGAGGGUGCUAGGCUCCUAAAUAGUGUUAUUACAACUAUAGUUUCAGGAAUACAUGUUUGUAAGCCUGACACGAGUGUUCCUUUAAUGAAAGUACAGCACCAGAGGACUUCAUACACUAGAAUCACUUUGAUGAGGUCAAGCACAGUGCCCACAGUUUCCCUUUAAAGGACCACUAUAGUGCCAGGAAAACAUACUCGUUUUCCUGGCACUAUAGUGCCCUGAGGGUGCCCCCACCCUCAGGGACCCCCUCCCGCCCGGCUCUGGAAGGGGAAAGGGGUUUAAACUUACCUUUUUCCAGCGCUGGGCGGAGAGCUCUCCGCCUGCCGGGCUGAAUGCGCACGCGCGGCAAGAGCUGGCGCGCAUUCAGCCGGUCACAUAGGAAAGCUUUCAUAAUGCUUUCCUAUGGACGCUGGCGUGCUCUCACUGUGAAAAUCACAGUGAGAAGCACGCAAGCGCCUCUAGUGGCUGUCAAUGAGACAGCCACUAGAGGAUUAGGGGGAAGGCUUAACCCAUUGAUAAACAUAGCAGUUUCUCUGAAACUGCUAUGUUUAUGAAAAAAUGGGUUAACCCUAGCUGGACCUGGCACCCAGACCACUUCAUUAAGCUAGAGUGGUCCUUUAAAUCUGAAAAACCUUUUUGACAAGUAAUACCUGAAUUCAGUGUUUAUUUCUGUGUUCCACAUCUCUUGAAUCUCUUGAAUUUUUUAUGUGAAUAUUAAAAGGUUUCUCCAACCCUUUUUGUUCAUAGAAUGUCUUAUUUGAUUUAUUCUAUCUGUCCCCCUCCCCAAAAAAAAUACUUUGGCGUUUUUAAAUAAAUCUCAAUUUAUGUUACUCCAUCACCAGGCGAGACUCCUCCUCAGCGCAGACCUAUCGGCCAACAUAGAGAAAGCCUUUGAUUGGAGUAUUUAACGUGCUCAGAGUGCACGUGCAUUCUCUGAACCCACGAGGGAGUGGAAAGAGGAUGGUGGAGUGGGAAAAAAAAGUGAUGGGAAUAGGGAGGCUAGGAUAGGUGCAGUAAGUGUGGGCGUCAGAGCAGAUGAGAGGCUCCCAUUGCUGCUCUGUCUGUUGCCAGCAUACUGAUGACAAAAACAAAAUUGACAUUUGGCAGUCCAGAAUAGAUUUCUGGCUCCAAAAGUCACAUGUGCAGUAUUUAAAACUGAAACAAUCCACAGCCAUCCUCCUACCACCAUGACCACUUCAAAAAGCUGAUGUGGAGUAACCCUUUAACUUUUAUGUUGGCUUUGAAGUUAUCUGAACGAAUACAUUUCAAAGGGCAUAUGGCAUUUCUGGCUUUUACUCAAGUAAUUGCAAGAUUCACCAUUUUGUUAUAUUGAUUUCUCAUGCCAUGUGUUAUUUUUACGGAUUUAUUUCUUCGUGCUAACGAGUGCAUGUCAUGCCUUCCAAUUGUAUCUCUGGUAUUUCCUCCUUACCAUAAUAGUGUUGACUUAUCAAACGAAAACAAAAUUGUAUUUAUUAUAUCAUUGAAACUUUAUACAUUAUGUAUAAUGGUGCAUAUAUUAUGCACCAUUAUACAUUCCUGAGGAUGUUGUGGCACCACCAUCUAUAUUUCCUUCAGUCUGUUUCAGCAGGAACACUGCUUUUGGAGUGUCCUUCUCGCAAUUGGAGUCCUGUAGGUAAGCACAAUAUGUUUGGUUGCUUAAUCUUUUCCUUUGUGCUGCUAACUGCCUUGUGUAUUGUACUAUGUCAUAUUGUUAAAUAAUUUGCUGUAAAAACUAGGGAUCAAUUGACAGCAUUUUUCCUAAGCCGAUGCAGAUUAUCUGUUGCCUUUCAGGCCGAUUCCUAUAUAUAAUUUUGUCAAUUGUAUAUGCUACAGUGCAUGUGUGGUGGGCAUUGAUACUUUAAAAGAGUAUUUGAUUUUGUGGUGUUUUAUUGGGAGCUAUGUUUGUAAAAUUCACUGUUACCUCCGCUUGUAUUAUGAAACAUCCAUCAGGCACAAAAUCUGUUGCCCAUAUGGGAGUCAUCAGUUUGUGUGAAGUGCACUUGUCAUGCCAAAUAUAAUGGUGACAUAAUACAGGAUUACAGUUGUAUUGGUAAUUCUUGAUAAGUUACUACUAGUGAUCGACCGAUUUUUGGUCUGGACAAUAUCUGGUGAUAUUCGGCAUUAUCAGUAUCUCCCUGUAAUACAGAUAAUGCUGGUGGCAGUGGAGGCUCAGCACGCACACUGUCUUCAGCUCCUCUCACCAACUCUCGUAAACCCACAGCCAUCGCAAGAGUUGCAGUGAGGAUCUGCUAUCAUCUCCCCCAGCAGCUCCCAAUUCAGUAUAAAAACCCCUGGCAUUCUGCACUGAACCAUCAGGUAGUUAAAUGUCCUGCUCCCUGGCCACAGAUAAACCGGGGAGGGAGAGGUAUAAAGUAUAAUAAUAAUAAUAAUAAUAAUAAUAAUGUCACAGAAUCCUAGAAAAAGAUUAGAAUGUUAAACAAAAAUCUGCACACCAGUUAAGCCAUAAGACUUUCUUUUCCCACAGAAAUCACAAAUUUGCAGUGAUUUUACUACCGCAAAGGAUUCUGGGUGGGCAUAUGCAAAUUAUUUCAAAUCCUUUGUGGUGGUAAUAUCAUUGCAAAUUUGUGAUUUCUGUGGGAAAAGAAAGUCUUAUGGCUUGACUGGUGUGCAGAUUUUUGUUUAACAUUGUAUUAACUAUCCACAGACUUCAGAUGGAAGGAAGGGCUUUUCAAUCAUUUUUUUUUCCCCACCAUAACUAUAUUGUGUGUGUAUGUAUGUAUGUAUAUAUGUAUGUAUAUAUGUGUGUGUGUGUGUGUGUGUGUGUAUGUAUAUAUAUAUAUAUAUAUAUAUAUAUAUAUAUAUAUAUAUAUAUAUAUAUAUAUAUAUAUAUAUAUAUAUAUAUAUAUAUAUAAUAUUGUGUGUGUGUAGAUAAUUUCUCACACACCACAUCCACUUCACUCAUAUUCUUAAAAAGAUAAAAAAAACUGAAAAAAACCACAAAACAUUGCAUAAGAAACAUGUUCAGGUAAUUGCUGAUUUGCAUGAAAACUGUAAAUGUACAUGUUAUCUGACUGAAAGGCCACAGAUAAUCGGUGUCGAUCCCUAGUUACUACCAAAAGGUGUGAAGGAUUAAAAGAAAGCUUUGACAGUACUAAUGCAUCCUGCUUGUAGGGCUUGUGGCACGACUUAACUUCGUGCAAGUUAAAAAAAUGGUAUUAACUAAAGUAAUUACAGUGAGUAAUGGAUCAGCAAUGGUCACUGCGUGUGUUUUUUUUUAUUUUAUUUUUUUGCAAACACAUCAUUGCUUAAUUACACUUUUAAGUGACUAUCAUAGCCUCCUGUCAUCAUAUACCAGGUGAAAUGGCAAAGGGGGUGAUACUAGGGAAUGGAAAAGCGGAGAAAUGGUUUUGGAGAGGUGGAAUGGGGAAGAGAAAUUGCUUAUAUGCACAUUAAAAGAUUACUAGGGUCAGGAACACAAACCUGUAUUCCUGACCCUAUAGUGAUAAAACCUCAAUCAAGCCCCUCAUCCCUCCAUAAAUAUAGCACAAUCUUACUGUAUUCAAGUCAGAAGCAGUGGAUCUGCAUGCUGUUUGCCUAAAAAAGGUGGAAGUGGUGGCCUGAUCCAAUCACAAUGAUUCCCCAUAGGAUUGUCUGAGACUGAUUGAAACACAGGCCUGGCCAAUCAGCAUCUCCUCAAAUUAUUUUUUUAAAUCUUUGUUUACACUGAAGGGAAUGUUUUGACUUUCCGUUGAAAGAGAGAUCAUACAAAAUAUUCUUUUUAAAAGCACGAAUGUUUAUUUUCACUUUAUCACUAUCACCAUUUUUUUUUAAUAAAUGUUUCCCAAAUUAGUCUGAAUGUAAAUAAAAAUGCCUUGUAUUUACAACGCAAUUUUUAACAUGUAAUGCUUCAUGUCUAUAUAAAGACAUUGACUGCAACUAUAUAUUGCUCAUUGGUAACAUAGGAGAGCUCUGUUCUGGGUCCAUAAUUGUCAUGGGACCUAUGUAAGCACUGGAAGUGGUUCCAUUACUAUCUACAAAAGGACUAUAAAAUUUUCUUUACUUUGAAAUGUUGAUGUUUACAUUUGUCUGUAAGGACACAUCUAAUGUUUGUAACUUCGCUACUUCAGGUGCUUCCUAUUAUAGGUCUGCAAUCUUUGCAGGACCUAUGUUUGGCAUCUUCGUGCUCUGCAAUCACACUCUGUACAGUAACAACACUGUACAUACUGGGAUCUCACUGAUUAUGUAAUGGCUGCUUGAGAGGUAGGAGUACGAUUGCUCACAGUAUGUUUAGUUAUUGCCAGGUUUGUGUAGAAGUUUGUGAAAGCCGCUAGAGGGGUUUGCGUGCUUCUCCCUGUGAAAAUCAGUGAGAAGACGCCAGCGUCCAUAGGAAAGCAUUGUAGCUGAAGUAUGUUUUCCUGGCACUAUAGUGGUCCUUUAAAUGACCUCAUACAAGUGUGAUUAUGUCCAACCUUGGAUAGCAUAGCUUUACUCCGCUAAUAUCCAGAAAGAACCAUUUAGUGGCUGUUUGAGAGAGAGCCACGAGUGGAAUUGGUCCAGAUAAAAAAACAAUGCGUUCUAUCUGAAAAAGGCAAGGCAACAUUGAGAUAAAGUGGUCUGGAUGCCUAUAGUGUCCCUUUUAUGAUUACAUUCUGAAGCCAAAAUCAAGUGACUCUAAACUUGCCCCUGUGAGCUCUCAAAUUAAAUGAACAAUAAGGUUCAAGUUCAAACUUAGUGCGAUCAGUGUAGCAAAAUUGGUAUAGAAUGUGCAAACGUAAGUCAAAAACUAGGGAUGCACUGAAAUGAAAAGUCUGCGCUCAAAUCGAAAAUUCAAGAUGUCCUUGGCCGAAAACCGAAAAUGACUUUUUCCCCAAAGGAUUUUAAAAUAGUUUUUUUUUUUUUUUUUCUAUAAUUUUAUUAAAGGGACUCUGCAUUACCAGGAAAACAAUCCGUUUUUUCCUGGCACUGCAGGUCCCCUCUCCUUCCCACCAUUCCUCCCCGGUUGCUGAAGGGGUGAAAACCCCUUCAGUGACUUACCUGAGACCCCUGCCGAUGCCCUCGGCGGUGAUUUCGGGCCGCCGCUGCUCCUCCCCUUCAUCAAGUCAGCUGGCGGGGGAGACUGAUCCUGCCCGCCGGGUGAUGAGACCUAAUGUGCAUGCACUGCAAUGCCGCGCAUGCGCAUUAGAGCUCUCCAUAGGAAAGCAUCGAAAAUGCUUUCCUAUGGGAAAUUGAGCGACGCUGGAGGUCUUCACACAGCGUGCUAUGAAGCCGGAAGUGCCCUCUAGUGGCUGUCUAUUAGACAGCCACUAGGGGAGAAGUUAACCCUGCAAGGUAAUUAUUGCAGUUUAUGAAAACUGCAAUAAUUAGUUGCAGGGUUAAGGGUAGUGGGAGUUGGCACCCAGACCACUCCAAUAGGCAGAAGUGGUGUGGGAGUUGGCACCCAGACCACUCCAAUAGGCAGAAGUGGUCUGGGUGCCUGGAGUGUCCCUUUAAUAUUAGACUUUUUAUUACACAGUGUGGGAGAUGGUGACUGGUGACCAUGACUGAGGGAGGGGGUGACUGGUGACAGAGUGAGUGUGUUAGAAAUACCAUAGCUUCUAUCUAUCUCCAUUACUUACAAUUAAGGAGGUGCUUAGUUACAGAAAGCUAAAUACAACAAUGUGGAUUUUAACAUUUACAUUUUAUAUCUGUCGUUACAAACACAUCUUUGUUAAACAUUGGGGAAAAUGUUUAAUCACAUUUAAAAAAAAUAAAUAAAAAAUAUAUUUAAAUUAAGAAUACUACUGGGCAGCACUUUUCCUGUGGGGCCCACCCUCUAUGUAGGGGGGAUGUGUCAAAGAAAAAUUGUGGAUUUAGCAAUCCGAAAGCUAACCCCUGCUUCCUCCCUCGUGGUCUAGAACGCCAGUUGAGGAAGUGUGGGCCUCUGCGUAACAUGGACGAUUCCAUUCUCGAAAAGGGUGUGUACUUUUUUGGAGAUUCUAUGUUUUCCCCCGCUGCCCCUGUUUGCUGCAUACCUUGCUCGUAGAAGGGGGCCACCUGGUGGGUGGAUCUAACAGCAGAGUUCCCCACACCCUGCUCCCCGCCGGAACCAGAGACCCCCAGCCCCUUUGCCGCCAGACUCUGAUGGUGAAUCCCAGGUAAUAGCUGGGAAGUUAACGGCAGCUGCGUUCAAUGGUUUCCCUCCCCCGUGAGAUUCCCUGUGACAGAUACCAUCCGGAGUUCCUCCCUGUCCUCCAUUUCCUGCCAGGGCAGGUCCCCGCCGGCAGCCCAGACUGGGGCCACCGGACACAGCCCGCUCACCUGGAAGCACAGGAGCUUCCCCACCCGAGAUCCAUGUCAUGGGGGCUGUUGGUGAUGGCAGUGCCGGGCUGGGGGUCUGUCAAUAGGAAUUGUGCAUCCCUGGUGUAAUUUUUUGGCAGAUUUGACUAAUUUUCGGCUAAAAUGGGAUAGAUCCAUUUUUGGCCAAAAUUUCGGCGCAUCCCUAUCAAAAAUUUAAAUAUGGAUGAACAAAAUUUAAAAUACCUAUGUCUUUAUUUGUUUGGGUUCCUGCAAUGGCUAACAAACGCAGCUGUAUCCAGUAUCCAUCAUUCUUCCUUUAGAUCUCAUAUUUAUACAUUCUAUCUAUUCCACAAUUCAUCACCGUUACGGUGUUCUAUGCCGUCCCGCAUUAAAUGGGCUUUAAAGCCGUUGCGGCGGCAUAGAACGCCGUAACGGCUUGCAGCUCCAAUUUACUUCCGCCGCGAUCAUCUUCUGCAGGGCUACCUGGUGGCCCUCUAUAGCGGGCUGUGGAUCUGCCAGCAGGGGGAAUGUCUGAAAUGUCAGACAAUCCCCCUGCUGGUGGGAAGUAUUAAAAAAAGAUUAAAAUACACAUGUUAAAAUAAAUUAAAUGCAUUUUUAUAUAUCAGAUAUUAUAGAUAUAUAAGAAAUUAUAGAUAUAUAUAUAUACGUGUGUGUGUGUGUGUGUGUAACGUCAUACGUAAUGUAUUCUAAUAUUAAUAUAAGUACAUAUAUUAGUAUUACACUUAUACAUCUAUAUAUAUUAUAUAUAUAUAUGUAUAUAUACACGUAUUAAUACAAUAAUAUAAUAAAAUAAAAUAUUUAAAAAUAAAUUAUACAUAUGUAAUUUCAUUCGAACUGUAUUUUGAUAUAUAUAUCUCUAUCUAUCUCUCUAUCUAUAUAUGUAACAAAAUACACUUAGAAUGACAUUUCAUAUCUAUAUAUAAAAUACAAAUAACCGUGUAUAUAUAUAUAUAUAUAUAUAUAUAUAUAUAUAUAUAUAUAUAUAUAUAUAUAUAUAUAUAUAUAUUACAUAAAUAACUACAUAAGUGUACACGUAGACUUUAAAUACAUAUAUAUGUAUAUAUAUUAAAAUUCUACGUGUAUAUUUAAGUAAUAUUUUAACAUAAUUAUGUGAUUUAAUUAGUUAAAAUUUGAUUGACAUGCCUGACAACCCAGGCAAAAAGUGCAGAGAAUUUGAAUUGCAAGCACUAUAUUUAACCCUGUAACUUUCCAAGACACCAUAAAACCUGUACAUGGGGGGUACUGUUUUACUCGGGAGACUUCGCUGAACACAAAUAUUAGUGUUUCAAAAUGGUAACUUGUAUUACAACAAAGAUAUUUUUAGUUAAAGUUAAGUUUUUUUGCAUUUUUCACACAUGAACGGCACUUUUACUGAUGAUAUUGUUGUAAUACAAGUAAAACAGUACCCCCCCAUGUACAGGUUUUAUGGUGUUUUGGAAAGUUAGAGAGUCAAAUAUAAGGCUUGCAUUUCAUUUUUUUUCACGUUAAAAUUUUCCAGAUUGGUUAUGUUGCCUUUUGAGACUGUAUGGUAGCCCAUGAAUGAGAAUUACCCCCAUGACAACAUACCAUUUGCAAAAGUAGACAACCCAAGGUAUUGCAAACUGGGUAUGUCGAGUCAUUUUUAGCAGCCACUUGUUACAAACACUGGCCAAAUAUUUAUUUUUUUUGCUUUUUUUUCACGCAAAAACAAAUAUGAACGCUAACUUUGGCCAGUGUUUGUGAUUAAGUGGCUACUACAGAAGACUGAACAUACCUCACUUGCAAUACUUUGAGUAGUCUACUUUUGCAAAUGGUAUGCCAUCAUGGGGGUAAAUCUCAUUCCUGGGCUACCACAUGGUCUCAAAGGUAACUACUAAUCUGGCAAAUUUCAGUGUGAAAAAACUGAAAAAUGGAAUGUGCUAUAUUUGACCCUUUAACUUUCCAAAACACAGUAAAAACUGUUAGUGGGGAGUAUUGUUGUACUCGUGAGACUUUGCUGAAUCCAAAUAUGUGCUUUUUUUUUUUUUGGCAGUAAAAGCUAAUAGUAUUAUGACAUUUACAGCUAAAAUGUGAGGCGGAACUACAAAUUUUUUUUAUUUUUUAUUAAAAUUUGUUUUUAUUUUAUUCAUAAUAAAUUGUUUCAUAUAUAAAUAUUUGAUAUGAAAUGAAAGCCCUGUUUCUCCUGAACAAAAUGAUAUAUAAGUGUAGGUGCAUAUAAUAUGAAAGAGCGCAAAUUCCAGUUUACUAUUGACUCCGUCCUGAAGGGGUUAAUUUGCAGUUAAUGUGUUCUAGUCCAAUUUUAAAGUCCUCAUAUCAACUAAAUAUAUAAGUAUUAUGUGCUAUUUUAAAUGAUUGUACAUACACUCCUCACUAAUUGACAGUGUUCUGUUUUUUUUCAACUCAGUCAUAAAACAAAUUGGUAAGUAAGGGGUGCGCUACAGAGCAUGUGCACUAGUGCAGGUCUAUGGUGAAAUUUCACACAGGGAAUCCCUCUAAUCUGUUGGGGGAGUAUUCCCUGAACAUAGACCAGUUCUCGAACGUGAGGAAUCCCCAUGUUGGAGAGCUGGUUGUAAGUCCGAGCCGUCGUUAAACAGGUCAGUCAUAAAGUGAGGAUUGCCUGUACAGCGAACCAAAGAAAAUAAACUGGUAUAAAAAAAUUGCAAAAGAGCUACUUUGUUUAAAGAGAUUGUAUCUAAAGUAUCUAAUUCAGUUUGUGUGUAUGUAUAAAGAUGAUUCUUUAUUGAAAUAAUUUGCAUUUGCCCACCCAGAAUCCCUUGCGGUAGGAACAUCACUGCAAGUUUGAGAUUUCUGUGGGAAAAGCAAGUCUCAUGGCUUGACUGGUGUAUGUAGACCUUUGUUGAAUAAUGUAUUGACUACCUACUGACUUCAGGUUGAAGGGGUUUUAAACUACCUUUUUCCCCACCAUAACGUUCUUGGUUAUAUCAAAACUGUAUACAUUUUAGGAUAAUUUAAAAAGGAGAAAACCAGAGUGCAAAUAAAACCCUAAACAUACCAAAGCAACUACUAGACAAAUUGCAAACUUCAGAUUAUUUUUUUUUUUUCCCCUAUAAUCUCAACACCCAUAUGUUAAGGCAGUGGUUCCCAACCCAGUCCUCAAGUACCCCAUAACAGUCCAGGAUUGAGGGAUUAACUAGUUGUGUCUAAGGUGUUUUUUAGAAAGAAAGAAAAAAAACACUUUAGACACAACAGGGUAAUCUGUAAAUCCUGGCCUGGUAGGGGGUACUUGAGGACUAGUUUGGAAACCCCUGUGUUAAGGGUAUUUCUUUUAGAAAAUAUAAAAGAAAAAGAAUUGUUCUAUUUUAAAUAAAUAUAUAUAAAUAUAUAGUGUGUAAAUGGUGGAAGAUCUUUUUACUAUACAUCAAAAUUCUCAAAAAUGCUAAUCACUUAUAAAUAUGACUUCCCAAAAAACUGCCCUAAACGAACCCUAAAAUUUUGGGGGGGUUCUGGUUUGAGAGAUUUGCAUUUAGAUAGAAUUUUUGAUUAUAGUAAUUAGGUAACUGUCAUUAAAAUUGUAUAAAUUAUUAUAAUUCUAUUUUUUUCCUUUAUGUAUAUUGAAAAUUUUGGAAAAAAUUACAUGCCUUUCUUUCCCAUUUUAACUUUCUGAUAGUCAACUGAUUUCUUCAAACAUUUCAGUAUACUUAAAUACUGUAUAUAAAAGAGGUGAUAGACUGUAAGUCCAGCAUGUCUUGUUGCAGCUACUCGCUUGUUGGUCAACAGAGCUGCGGAAUUUGUUUGCGAUUUAUAAAUAAUAGCAGGUUGUUGUUGCUCGUUAAAUAACUGAAAAGAGUCAUGCGUCCAUCAAGUUCAGCUUUUAUCACAUCUGUUUGUGCUGUUGAUCUAAAAGAAGCAAAAUCCCAAUUUUCAAGCGCUUCCAAUUUGCAACAAACUAGGAACAAAAUUUCUUCUUGAACACAAAAUGGCAGACAGAUUUCUCAUUGUAUCAAAUUUUUAUUUACUUAUGUUUAUUAUACCCCACUAAUUAAAAAUGAUAUCCUUAAAUAUAUUUGGUUUUUGCAAGUAUUCAUCAAAUUGCUGUUUAAACAUCUGAAUUGAUUCUGAUAAAAACACUUCUUCAGGGAGAGAAUUCCAUAUUCUUAUUGUUCUUGCUGUAAAAAAAAAAAAAAUCAUUUACUUUGCAUUAGACUAAAUCUUCUUUCUUCCUGUGUAAAUGUUACAUUGUGUCUUGUUUAUCAAUAGAUUUCCAGGCAAGGGCUUGUAUUGACCCAGACUAUUUUUGUAUAAUGCUAUCAUAUCCCCUCUGAGGCGCUGUUUUCCUAAACUAAAGAGAUUUUAAUUUGUUAGCCUUUCUUCAUAACUAAAAUAUUCCAAUCCUUUUUUAUUGAUUUUGUAGCCUGCCUCUGUACUUUUUUUCCGUGCCAUAAUAUCCUUUUUUAGCACAGGUGUCCAAAAUUGUCCUGCAUAUUCCAGGUGUGGACCAGUUAUUUUAUAAAGAUAUUUUCAUACUGGGAUUAAUACCCCUUUUUAUACAUGACAAUACCUUGCUGGCAUUGGCAACUGCCAAUUCACAUUGUACAUUGUUGCCAAGUUUUUCUAUAACAAUUCCCAAAUCCUUCUGUGUUUUAUCCUUAAAGGACCACUCUAGGCACUCAGCUUAAUGAAGUGGUCUGGGUGCCAGGUCCAGCUAGGGUUAACCCAUUUUCUAAUAAACAUAGCAGUUUCAGAGAAACUGCUAUGUUUAUUAAUGGGUUAAGCCUUCCCCCAAAGCCUCUAGUGGCUGUCUCAUUAACAACCACUAGAGGCGCUUGCGUGCUUCUCACUGUGAUUUUCACAGCGAGAGCACGCCAGCGUCCAUAGGAAAGCAUUGUAAAUGCUUUCCUAUGCGACCGUCUGAAUCCGCACGCGCAGCUCUUGCCGCGCGUGCGCAUUCAGCCGACGGGGCGGAAUGAAGGAGGAGAGCUCUCCGCCCAGCGCUGGAAAAAGGUAAGUUUAAACCCCUUUCCCCUUUCCAGAGCCAGGCGGGAGGGGGACCCUGAGGGUGGGGGCACCCUCAGGGCACUAUAGUGCCAGGAAAACGAGUAUGUUUAACUGGCACUAUAGUGGUCCUUUAAUUCAAUACCAUUUAGGUUGUAUGUUGCUUGUGCAUUCUUUAUCACAAAGUGCUUGACUUUGCAUUUUUCUACAUUAAAUUACAUCUGCCAUUUGAGUACCCAGUCCCCCAAUCUAUCUAAAUCCCUCUACAGCAAAGCAAUAUCCUGCUCACAUUGUAUUACUUUACAGAGUUUUGUUUCAUCUGCAAACACUGAAACAUGUCUUUCAAUGCCUAUUGCAAGAUCAUUUAUAAGUAGUUUAAAUAGAAGCGUCCCAGAACAGUACUCUGAUGGACACCACUUACACUUUUGUCCAGCUUGAAAAUUUACCAUUAAUGACAACUCUCUAGACCAACUUCCUUUAGUUUAAACACUAUCCUGGUUGUUUGGCUGGUUGGUUUUUAGAGCAGGAGCACUCCUUCAUGAGCAAUGGCUGUUAGUUGAAGUAUGUGACAAACAUUUAAGUCUGGCUUUACCUAGAACGGAUUUGUUACUGACUGCAUUGGAAUUUCAUUAAAAUUGCAGCACAAUCCAAAGGUGCCAUAUGACAAAGUAGGGACUACUUUACUGUGGUAAUUCUGAGGAUGACAGGAGGCAGUUACCUUUUUGUCCGAUCCCAGCAGCUACCACAAGUGAUAGUUGUGGGAUUCAUUCAUGGUCUCGCACAUUCUGAGAAAUUUUCUCUAAAGGAUAUUGCGCAGUCGUCCUUAGACCUCAGUACUAGGCACUUGCUCAUGUGCAAGUUUACAGCAUUGAUGUGCUCCUGGUGCAUUAAGUACCAAGAGCCAAAGAAGGCAGUAGUGACAGCGUCGGGUAAGUAAGCCUACCUUUCACUGUACCCAAGAUGUCACAUUUUAAGGUCUAUGCAAAAUAAGUACCCCCGAAAGUGACAUAUCGGCUUUAUAAGUCUAGUCUACCUAUAAAGCGGAUAUGUCACUUUAACCCCUUAAGGACACGUGACAUGUCAUGAUUCCCUUUUAUUCCAGAAGUUUGGUCCUUAAGGGGCUUUAUUUUGUAAAUAAGUGGUCCAUAACACUGGAGUAACUAAGGGACUUUAAAAACACACAAAAUUAAAUUGGAGUAAGUCUACGACACUGCUUAGUGACUGAUUACAUGAGAUUGUGCUAGAGGCCUGGGACUAAUGAAUAGUGAUGUCCCGAACGGUUCGGCGAACAUAUGUGGUAAACUUUGACCCUGUACCUCACAGUCAGCAGACACAUUCCAGCCAAUCAGCAGCAGACCCUCCCACCUCCUGGAUAGCCCACUAAGAAUGCAGCUUCACAAUGAAUGUAAAAUGGAUGCUGUCCAGGAGGUGGGAGGGUCUGGGAGGGAGGGUCUGCUGCUGCUGCUGCUUGGUUGGAACGUGUCUGCUGACUAUGAGGUACAGGGUCAAAGUUUACCUCAUAUGUUCGCCACAUCACUACUAAUGAAGAAUUGUACCACUUAUGAUGAAUUAUGUUGCCUCAGCUGUUGGUCUUCGUUGCCUGCAGUGGCAAUCUCACUCUUUACAUUAAUUUAAAUUUUUUGUUCUUCUAGCUGUCCCACUAGCUUAGUUAUUUGAUUUUCAAAAUUAUUUUGUAGUGUAUGGAUGUCAAUCCAUGUGGAUUUUACACAAAAACCCAUGGCGCAAAGACUGCACAGUGUCUUUACAACAUGACUCUGACCACUAUACUGACCUUACAGUCACUGUUUAAAAAUCUGGGUUGAUGUUCUUUGCAAUUGGUUGUGCACUCAUCUGCAUCCAGCAAUCUAUAAUGUGUUAGUAUGCCAGGUUUUUAAGCAUGGUUUAUGAAAAACAAUUGUUGAAGGGCAUUUGUCUCCCAAUAGGUCAGAUCUCUAAUGAAAGCUGUAAGCUCAUCCUAUAGACUGUAAGCUUGUUUGAGCAAGGUCCUCUUCAACCUAUCGUUCCUGUAAUUUUUCUAGUAAUUGUCCUAUUUUUAGUUAAAUCUCCCCCUCUUAUAAUAUUGUAGAGCACUACGGAAUCUGUUGGCGCUGUAUAAAUGUUAAUAAUGAAAGACGUGAGGUAUUGCAACCUGCUGGCAUUUGAGGUGGCUUAAAAAUGCUUGCGUGUACAGGUGUAAUGAUUUUGGCACUAUAUAAGCUUUAUAGUGGUUAAAUCCGUAGAUUUAAAAUUUGUAAUCGUAAUCUAAUAUACUCACACUGUAUAGAGUUUUAUUUCAAUAAAAAUAUCUUAUGGAAUUAUUUCUAUAGUUAAGUUGCUGUUUAAAAGAACACUAAAGUCACCCAGGUCUCCAUGUUAAUGAAGUGAUCUUUUCUUUUAAGUAGCACAAAAUUUAUUAGGGAAGAUAAUACACCCUACACCCCACAAAGUAAAUUUUUUUUUUCACUUGUAAUGUUUAUCUACAAAGUUACCAUGUUGUAGUAACUAUAACUUCAAGAAUGGAAUCUGAUACAUUUGUUGUCUUUUAAAAUGCUAGAAUUUGCAUUUUUUUCUUCUCUUAAAUCCUAUCCAUUAGUACAAGUAAUCUUAACAUCUACCCCAUUGCUUUUCUACAUGCAUUUGUACACUGUACAUUUUUUUUAUAUUUUUCUUAACUGGGCAAAUCUCUUGGAGUUAAAUGAGCAAGGGAAAAAAACAUGUGCCUAUGACUUUAAAACAUAUUCAGUGAGUCACCCCUAUGUGUUGGUAGAGGCCUGCUCUGAAACUGCAGAGCUGCUCCGGGCAAGAAUAGAACCUUCCAUUUCCUGUUCCCUCGCUGACAGAAGAGGGUUCCUGCUGGCACUGAUCUAAUCAUAGUGCAGCAAAGGAUAUGGCUGUUUGAAAAAACAUGGUGGAGACAGCAGCUGAAAUGGAAGCAUAUGUUUUAGAAGACAUCCUGGAGGUACUAAGAAUCUUGUAGCCGCCAGAGAGAAUGCUGCAAAGCAGAAAGGGGGGAGGGAGGGAAAGGGAAAGACGGAUCUCUGGAUAAUGUGAAGGAGAGGCUUGAAGAUUAGCUAGACCUUGUGUGUUUUCUCCUUGUGCGUAUGGUUAUUUGUAUUCCGUACUAAGGUUCAUAAACUCAGCAUUUUGCUUACUUGGUAAUAUUAUGUGUUUGCUGUGGCUGCUGAAUACUGAAAAGGAAGAAAGGGCCUUAGAUUACAUAAAAUGCCUGCGUGCUUGUGACCUUUAGAUUAACUCAUUAGAAGGUGGGGUCUGCAAAGCAGCUUUCUCUGGCUUUAGUAUCAUAUGUCUUACUCAAUUCUUUUGCAUCAAGAGGCCUGCAGAUCUGCAUGUACUUUAAAGACAAAAAUUGCUGUCUUUUUUUUUUUUUUCUCCUAAUAUGCUCCUCCCUUGCUGCCUUUUAGACUGUUUGCAUAAUAUCUGAGCGACAUCGUCAUAAGAUUUCCUAGCUAGAUUGCAGAUAUGGGAACACAACAUGUUCACUGUCGUGUUUACUUUUUAAAAGUUUAUAUGGGCAGUAUAGAUUUUAAUUUUAUUUAUAUAAAAUUAGGCAGGUAUGUAUGUGUAAUAUUUUUUUUUCACCUGCGACGUUUUUGUUGUGAUCAAGUUGAAAAUGUGACUUUAUAAUAAGACUGACUAUUUUUUCAGUUUGCUGACCUGAGUUAUAUUAAAAUGUUACUUUGAUUUUUUUCUUUAGUAAUUUGUUUAAUUUGAUAAUUCCUAUUUAAUUCGCUAGUCCGUUUGUUUGACUUCUGUUUUUAGAAGGUUUUUAUUGCUCCUAUUGAAUAAGGGUGGUUAUCCAACUGCGCAUUAUAAAGUACUGCAUGAUCAAUGAGCGUUUUCUGUAGCCCCUUGAUGUUUAAAGCUGACAUUGCAGUAAAUUCGUAAAGCUUUUAGCUAUGCUCCAAAAGAACUUCUCUCUGCUUAUUGAACUAAUCUUUUUCUGGUUUUAUAGUGUGUGUACACAUAUGUGUGUGUGUUGUUGGCUUUUCUACUAUUCUAUUCUUUUUAUCCAAACCCGAUCUCAGUUUUCCAAUAGGCCUAAAGUCUUUUUCUUUAAUACUAGCAAUUGCAUGUGCCUCGCAUCUAUUCUAGUCACAUGACUGUAUUAAAACAGGAAGUGAUGGACCUGUAAUGUCAUUACUGGAAAAAACUGAUUAACAGAAAUGAAGUGGUUUAGACACACUAAGCACUUAUAUUUGAAUCUAUUUAACGUUCUACAAAAUACAGUUAAUCUUCAAGAGACUGAAUUACACGAUUAAUGGAAUUUGGUCAUUUAAAUUCUCGCACAAACACCCCUCAUUCAUGUUCCCUUUCUCUGUGCUGUGGACUGUGCCAUUUUGGGUGUAGCCUGUCCGAAAUGUCUAAUGGUUUGUGUACCACUUGUAUGCAUCCAUACAUUAACAUGUUUAAUAAUUAAUUUUGUUGUAUUAGGUGAUGCUUAUACUUAAUGUAGGACCGGUCUAAUUAUGGGAUGAAUAAGGGGGGUCAUUCCCAUCUCAGUAUGAGCCUUAGACUCCCUCUUAUUUCCAUAACUGCUUUGUUUAAAGUAGAAUCUCCUAUCUACCAUGAAAAAUUAUAUUAAUUCAGGUAGUGUCGGACUCUACAUACUAUUUCAAGGAGUUCUCUGAAAUCGGGCAUAUUGGUACUAUACAGAUACUGCUUGGGAAGUGCUCAAUCCUAACAGCCCUAUUAACAUGUCCAUGCCCCAAAUUGCUCACAUUGAUUUGGGUAUCUGUGAGCUACAACCUACAGUGAUUUGCUUGUUGGAAGCAGGGACCCCAUUGAGACUGCUUGGGUUAUUUGAAUCCCCUUUGUUAAAGUAAUUUCAAAAUAAAGAGCUACUGUUAUUUAGCUAACUAAAGUAGCCCAUUGUAUCAAAAGUUAAAUUUAGGGAAUUAAUCAUGUUAACACAUUGCAUUUCUUUGCUAAACUGUAUUUAAUGUGUUAAAGGGAUACUCUAGGCACCCAGACCACUGCAUCUUACUUAAGUGGUCUGGAUGUAGUGUCCCUGUUCUCUUACUACAAUUUAAAACAUUGCAAUGUUUCAGAAACUACAAUGUGCUCAUUACAUUACAGAGUUAAGGGUUGUCCACUGCUAGAGGUGCUUCCUGGAGUUUCUCCUGUACAUAAAGUACUAAGGCAGUGCUAUCCCAUGGGGGGGAAGGCCUAAUGCGCGCAAAUUCCCCAUCGGCUGAAGUUGGUGGAUGAGGAUUGCCACCUAGCACUGAGGGACACAGGUGUUGGAUGUGUAAGUUGUCCUGUGGUGGAGCUGUGCGGAAGGGGGAUUAGAGGGCACUAUAGUGUUAGGAAUACAAUUAUGUAUUCUUAACACUAUAGUUUUACUUUAACAGUCCUCACACAUGGUAUGACAAACACAGGCUUAGUUUAUCCGCAGGGUACUCAAUCUAAAAUACAUAAAACUAUUAACAUUUUUGUUAUAAAAAAAAUUCCCCAACAGUCUUACAUUUAUGCCUGAAGUUGUCUGCUGUCUGUUUGCCUAGCAUUUCCUUAACCCCUUAAGGACCAAACUUCUGGAAUAAAAGGGAAUCAUGACAUGUCACACGUCAUGUGUCCUUAAGGGGUUAAAGGGCUUAAAGGACCACUAUAGUGCCCUGAGGGUGCCCCCACCCUUAGGGACCCCCUCCCGUCUGGCUCUGUGGAGAGGAAAGGGGUUAAAACUUACCUUUCUCCAGCGCUGGGCGGGGAGCUAUCCACCUCCGAUCCUCCCUUUCGGCUGAAUGCGCACAUUCAGCCGGUCUCAUAGGAAAGCUUUUACAAUGCUUUCCUAUGGACACUUGCGUGUUCUCACUGUGAUUUUUCACAGUGAGAAUCACGCAAGCGUCUCUAGCGGCUGUCAGUGAGACGGCCACUAGAGGAUUUGAGGGCUGGAUUAACCCAUUUAUAAACAUUAGAGGUGGCAUGGUGUGUGUGUGUGUGUAUGUGUAUGUAUAUAUAUGUAUGUGUAUAUAUAUAUAUAUAUAUAUAUAUAUAUAUAUAUAUAUGUAUAUAUGUAUAUAUAUGUAUAUAUGUAUGUGUGUGUGUGUGUGUAUAUAUAUAUAUAUAUAUAUAUAUAUAUAUAUAUAUAUAUAUAUAUAUAUAUAUAUAUAUAUAUAUAUAUAUAUAUACACACAUACACACACACACCCCUUCAUGCCUGCUAUGUUUCUUGCUUAUAAACCAGUCUACAGUCUGAGUGUCAUGUUGAAAGUAAUGAAACAUGACUUUGAGUUAGGAUUAUUUUCUUUCUUUAUUUUUUAAUCUCAAGUUUUACUUAUUGGAGGUAUUAUUUGAGGCAUUCUAUUAGGGAAUUAAAAUGCUAAUCUUUCGCUCUGAAAUACUUUCUCAUUUUUCAUCAGCAUGUCCAUAGGAUGCCUUGCAGUCUUGCAAGACCUCCCAUAGACCUGCUUUUGUAUUCAUUUUGCAUAACUCUUAGCUGAUUAAGCCAACGUGAAGACGAAGAGACCGUGAAAAGGAAGAUGAGGUAAGGCAUGUACAUCUCAAGCUUGGUUCCAUGGCUGAUUUACUGCCUCUGCUGGCGGAGGUGUAACUCCACCUCUGGCAGCAUCAUUGGGGUGUCAUCAGCCAUUCUGGAACUACUGUUCCCGACUGACCAAUGUUAAUUCUGUGCAUAUUUCUAUGUACAUUGCGAUCAUAGGCUGAGAGUGGUCAGCUGAAGCUUUCAGUCAAUGAAUUGCUAUCCGCACCUGACGCUGCAGAAAUUGGAUGCACAUCAUAGCCAUAGACCUGUUGCAAAAUAGUUGGCGCCACUACUGGAAAACUGAGCAUUGGAUUGUAGGGAUCGACCGAUAAUAUUUUUCCAGGACUGAUGCGUAUUAUUGGUCAACUUUCAGGCCAGUUGCCGACAGCUGUUGCAAAUUGUCUGUACAUUUUAAAGUUUUGAGAAAGUCAACACACAUCUGGCAUUAAAUGAACAUGCUGACAUCAAUCACACUCCUAACACUCUAAAGCAACCAGUACAUGCUGGGUUGAGUGAGAUUCCAGCUUGUACACUGCAGUUACUGGUAGGGCUUUAGCACAGUGCCUUCAGAUGAGCUUCACAUGCAUCUGGUGUGACAUUUCAUUUGCUGGCUGCUAGUGUUUCCAGGUGCAGAAGAUAGCGUGGUGACUGGGAAAUGUGAAUAAGCUAUCGGCAAAUUACAAGGCCGAAACAGAUUUAUUGGUAAAAUGCUGGAUAUCUGCUCUAUAAAAAUGUUCGAACUUAUCUGUCUAUCAUUAUGAAUUGCUCUAAGUUCUCAUUGUACUUUUCUAUUUGUUUACUUUGUAUGUAAAAUACUUAGGGUCUUUCUUAGGUAAAAGGGUAAGUCAGAUGUAGAAAAAAGGAUGGUUUAUUGACAACUAAUCCUCUUGAUAACUUGUCAUAUCCAUCGCAGUGUACAAAGCAAAUAUGUUCUGUUCACUACCACCUUAGUCAAGUUGUGUAUCUGCCCAAUAAGCAUUGGGUAGUGCAAAGAUCUUUAAAGGAAAAUAGAAAUACAAAUAUCUGUGCAUACAAUAUUCACAGUGAAAAGAAACAGAGUAAAACAUGUAUAGAAAAUUUACAACCUUACACAGGAUGUUGAUACCAAGAUAACUGCCUAAAACGAAACAAAAAGAAACCUGGUGUGAACUGUUAAAAAAACAGAAAGUACCUUAGUGCUACUGUAGGAAUACCACUGACAUGGCCCAGAGUCAUACCAGGCUCUGUAUCAAAGGUGCCAAUACUGGCCACAGGAUCAGAUGUUUGGCAAAAAGGAUAUUAUAUAUUCCGGAUACAAAUAAAGAUAUACAAAAUAAAUACAAACUCUGGGUACUGGGCUAAACUGGUGUUGGAACAAUUACUUUGAAAUGUAAGCAAUAUGAUGAGAUAUAAAAUCAAAGAUCCACUCACUACCAAAAAAGUAACCCAGAAUUAAAAAGUAUAAAUAUCCAGUACUCAAAUAGCAGCAGACGCGUUUUGGCAUAGACUGCCUUCUUUCAGUGCUGAUGUACAACUUGCAAGUAUGGUCUUUAUAUACCAUAUUCUAUUCCAGUGGUUUCCAAACCUUUUAGGUUCAAGGUACCCCUAAUAUUUUAAUCUUUUUUAAGGCGCCCCAAGUAAAAAAAAAAAUUCUAGGUUGUAUAUAUGUACAGCGCAGCGGCAUACACUGGGUCCCUGUUCGGCUGAAAUGCUUGCCGUUUAAGCGUAGAUCCAGAACCUAAUCUUGGGAAGGGCACUAGUGAUUAUUUAAAGAAACAAUCCAGGCACAAUAACCACUACAGCACUUUGUACUGGUUGUGCCAGUAGUGUCCUCCCAGAGUAAGUAGUAAAACUGUUUAAGAACAGUUUGACAACUUAGAGGAUCUGCCAGGAUAGGAGCAGCAGUGUUUGUGUGUGUUUGUGUGUGUGUGUGCGCACACACAGGUUACAUGAGGGGUACAAUGUGUGUAAGGGGUGCAGAGAGGUGGAGUUAGUGGUGUUUGUGGAGGUGGGAGGGCAAAUCAAUAUAUAAUAUUUAAUUCAAAAUUUUCAUAUCCCCCCACUCUGCUUACCCUUGCCUGGGAGGGGGACACAUUGGUGAGAGUGAAUCCUAGCAGCCUCAGGAGCUGUUAGAGUACACUCUCGUGAGAUUCGGAGCAUUGCCGUGGUAACCGCAGCAAAACUCUGAGCUUGCAAGAGGAGGAACCGGCAGAGCUGCAGGUCAUAGCUGCCCCGGGUCCUUUCUCCCUCCCUCCCCUGCCAGCAUUACAGUGCUAGCGGGCCAGAGAGGGAGAUUUAUCUCCCCUCUGGCCCUGCAGAGCCGGCAGGUGAGAGGGAGGCACAGUUCCCGGUCAUAGCACCGGGAAAAUAUCUUGCGGCUCACCUGUGUGCACGUCGUGGUGCCUCAGGGCGCUGCAGCACACAGUUUGGGAACUGCUGCUCUAUUCCAAACAUCUAAUUCCAUUUUACGGUUACUGUGUGUCCGUAAUGUCACUUCCAGCUCUACUUCUUGACAUCACCCCCUCCCCCACGCCUCUAUGGAACGAAGGCAGGAUCACCUGCUUGUCCUUCACUGCCAGAAUGCAAAGUGGUGGCUGGCUGAAGUUGCUUGGAGAUGCCUGGAUUUCAUAAGCGUGGGCUUGGGCUGGCUACCUUCUCUCUCCUGAAUGGUGGUCGUCUAUCUGCUGGGAAGAAGUGAAGUCUGACCACUUCCAACCAGCUCUGCACAGUCUUGCAGGCCAACAGCUAACCUGGUCCAGAUUGCUAGUAAAGGGCAGGGGCCUUUUUUUUUUUUUUUUUUGACUCAGGUCAUGAGCCCAAUAGAUAACACAUACAAUAACGGCACUGAUAGCAUGAUAACAUUCACUUUUUAACAGUGCUUGACAGAAAGUUUCAUAUAACUGUGCUCAACAGAUAAUGUCUGGCGUGAGGUGGGACUAGGUUCUGAAUUGAGGGGAAUUAUUUUGGGUAGUAGGUGUCAUCGCUGGUGUAAAAGCCUAUGGUGCCUAUGAGUGUGGUCACCUAUUCGCGGGGUCCAGUGCAGGUAAGGGCUUUUAGGUUGUGAGUGUAGUUGGAAGGUUAUGCUGGGAGCGUUUGCACUGCUGAGUGAGCAUUUAUGUGUUGAGCUCCUGUUUAGUAGGAAGAUAUGCCCCCUUAUCCCUGGGGUGGGAGGGAGUACCAUGGUGAUGGAGAGAGCCUUAAAGGACCACUACAGUGCCCUGAGGGUGCCCCCAUCCUCAGGGUCCCACUCCCACCCGGCUCUGGAAAGGGGAAAGGGGUUUAAACUUACCUUUUUCCAACGCUGGGCGUAGAGCUCUCCUCCUACGAUCCGCCCCGUCGGUUGAAUGCGCACGCGCGGCAAGAGCUGCGUGCGCAUUCAGCCGGUCGCAUAGGAAAGCAUUCGUAAUGCUUUCCUAUGGACGCUUGCGUGCUCUCACUGUGAAAAUCACAGUGAGAAGCACGCAAGCGCCUCUAGUGGCUGUCAAUGAGACAGCCACUAGAGGAUUAGGGGGAAGGCUUAACCCAUUAAUAAACAUAGCAGUUUCUCUGAAACUAUGUUUAUUAAAAAAUGGGUUAACCCUAGCUGGACCUGGCACCCAGACCACUUCAUUAAGCUGAAGUGGUCUGGGUGCCUAGAGUGGUCCUUUAACGUGUGUGGAUGAAAACUGCAAGGGGGUAAAUGUCCCGGUUGCCCGGUUUGACAUGUUCCGUUAAAAGUACAGGACCGUUCUUGAAUCUCAGGUAUCCGUCCCUGUGGAGGCUCUUUGUGGUUGUCUCGCUGGACCUUUCGGCGCUGGCGGUUCCGUGCUGGGUAGAGAGUCGCUGUGGAGCCCCAGAGUUGGUAGAAGGUGUGUGUGUGUGGCUCUCUGAAUGUUCUGGACCUUGUAGGUUGCACUGUUGUGCUGGAUCUGUAGCGCCUGGGGUCUUCUCCAUUGUAUGUGAUCUCGUGCAGGCGGAGUAGGGCUGUGAAUGGUUUCAUUGUGCUGCGCCAUGCCAGACGGUCCCGAUAGAUCUGCAUAUAUCUUAUCGUGCUUGCUGUCAAACUGAUAUGGUGCUUGUUUUCUGAUAGCUUGGAGGACAGCUGUUCUGUCUCCGUGGUUUAAGAAGUGUACCAGGAGAUUCCUUGGUGCGCUAUCUGGGGCCUUAGUUGGUCUUGGAAGACGUAACAUCUCACCCAUUACCGCAUGCUUGGCCUCUAGAGGCGGCAGGAGAGUGGAUAGCAGGCGCCGGACAUAGUGCGGUAUCUCCGCUUCUGGGAUCUCCUCACCAAUGCCUCUGAUUUUGAUAUUCAUGAUCCGUCUCUGGUUCUCCAAUUCUUCUUGUUUUAGAUCCAUUGCAUGGGUCUGUUGCAGGUUGCUGACUGCUUUUUGCAGUUGCAUCGCGUCCUGUGUGUUUCGGCGAGAAUUGGUUUCCAACUCAGGUGGCCUUGCAGGUCUCCACGUAUCUGGGCCAUGUCUGUUUGUAUGGUGAGCUGCAGACCCGCCAGAAGUUUUCAUGACCGCUGUGAUUACCGGUGCUGUUUCUGCCGGUGGGUGAGCCCGGAGCGGUGGCCAUAGGACUGGUGAGUUGUGCCUGUCAACCCCACUUGUAAAAUCUUCUGAUAUGUUGGAGCCAUAGUCUGCAUAGUCGGCCAUGUUGGCGGUCGUGUGGAUGCGUGCUUGCCGCCACAGAUCACUGAUAUUGCCGGUCUGUCGAGCGUUUCAGGCUUUGCAUUUUCAGUUUUUCGGCCCAUCUCUUUAUUUAUAGUUGGGUGAUCUGUUUGGUGCCUUUUGUGGGUAGAAGGGACCAUGUUAAGGGGUUUGUAGGUGUCGCUUGGCUCCUCCCCUCUGGGGCCUUAGUUUUGGGGCCACCUGAUGGCCCUUACAUGGUGUAGCCAUACCCCAUAGGAAAAUUAUGACAAUGGUCCAUCAUUUUUUUACUUUAGUUGUUGCAGUACUGGUAUUCUGGUGUGUGUGUUUUUUUUUGUGGUUAGAUACGAUGGAACAUAACAGAAAAGGGUGUCUGCAGCAUAUCCAGAUUUUGCAGUAACAGAAUUCUGAUUCUACAUUCAUUUUUUUUUUUUGGAUAAAGGGAUCAGUGGAGUGCUCUCAGCCAAUAAAUGUCCCUAUAUGAUUGGAAUAUGCACAGAACUGCCAUAAGUCAGCCGCAAACUUUUGUUCCUGUAUGACUAGUGUCACUGCCAGAGGUGUUAAGACUCUGGAAACAAUAUUAAAUAUCUGUAUGUGCAAUGUUUCAUACUGAAAUGCUGCACAUACAGACUCUAGUUGGGAUUUCCACAUUGUUUGUGUGUUGUCUUUAUUUAUUUCAUGUGACCGAUGUUCACAUAAUGAUUGGUCAUAACUGGACGUAAUUUGGUGGCCAUUUAGGGUUUUGCUAAAUUUUUCACACCUCUCCUACUCUGAAACCAUUUGUUUGAGCAAUGCAAAAUUUGGCAUGCAUAUCUCCAUGUCCUCUACCACUGUUAUUCAAAGAAAGAGGGUAUCAAAAUCAAGAUUGCCAUCAUUACCUUUGAUAUAUCUUAGCAUGUUACAGUUCAAUAGUGAAACAAAAGAAUGUUACAAUUUGUUAAAUAUAUAACUAUACAGUAGCAAAAGUACUAAAGGUGAUGUGGGGAUCUAUUAUAAGCAGCCAUUUUGAUUAUAAAAUCUUUAUCCCUUUGCAAUGUCUAUGCAUCUACUGUAUCUUGUACUCUUAUGCUCGACCAGGAAAGAGGUAAACAUUUUUACAGAAUGAACACAAACAGAGGAACAUGUGUUAACCCCUUAAAGGACCACUCUAGGCACCCAGACCACUUCAGCUUAAUGAAGUGGUCUGGGUGCCAGGUCCUUCUAGGGUUAACCCAUUUUUUCAUAAACAUAGCAGUUUCAGAGAAACUGCUAUGUUUGUGAAUGGGUUAAACCUUCCCCUAUUUCCUCUAGUGGCUGUCUCAUUGACAGCCGCUAGAGGCGCUUGCGUGCUUCUCACUGUGAUUUUCACAGUGAGAGCACGCCAGCGUCCAUAGGAAAGCAUUAUGAAUUAUGAAGCUCUCCGCCCAGCGCUGGAAAAAGGUAAGUUUUUACCCCUUUCCCCUUUCCAGAGCCGGGUGGGAGGGGGUUCCUAAGGGUGGGGGCACCCUCAGGCCACUAUAGUGCCAGGAAAACGAGUAUGUUUUCCUGGCACUAUAGUGGUCCUUUAAGGACGGAGCCAAAUGUACACGUUGUGAUAAAAACAAAAACUUGAAUUUGUGCUAUGUCUGUUCAGGCGUAAUUCGCCUCUUUCAUAUUUUGUGCACCCACACUUAUUAUAUAUAAUUUUAUUCAGGGGAAACGGGGCUUUCAUUCAAGACACCAUAAAACCUGUACAUGAGGGGUACUGUUAUACUCUGGAGACUUCGCUGAACACAAAUAUUAGUGUUUCAAAACAGUAAAAUCUAUCACAACAAUAUCGUCCGUGUAAGUGCCACUUGUGUGUGGAAAAAUGCAAAAAAUGUCACUUUCACUGACGAUAUCAUCGUUGUAAUACAUUUUACUGUUUUGAAACACUAAUAUUUGUGUUCAGCGAAGUCUUCCGAGUAAAACAGUACCCCCCAUGUACAGGUUUUAUGGUGUCUUGGAAAGUUACAGGGUUAAAUAUAGUGGUAGUAAAUUAAAUUCCUUGGACUUUCGGCCUAAGUUGUCAGGCAGGUCCCACAAAUUGUAAUUAAUAAAAUUACCUAAUUAUGUAAAACUAUUACAUAAAUAUAUACGUAGAACUAUUUUUUUUUUUAUAUAUAUAUAUAUAUAUAUAUAUAUAUAUAUAUUAUAUAAUAUAGUGAUAUAUAUACGUAUAUACUUAUGUAUAUAGAUAUAUUUCAUUCAACAUGUAUUUUGAUAUCUAUAUUUUUAAAAUACAAUUAGAACGAAAUUACACAUAUAUAUUUAACGUAUUUAUAUAUUUGUUUUAGAUUUAAUAUAUAAUAUAUUAAAUAUUAUUGUACUUGUACUUUGAUAUUAUAUAUAAAUAUUAAAAUACACUUAGACAGUGUAUGUAUAUUUGUGUGUGUGUAUAUGUAUAUGUAUAUAUAUGUAUGUAUAUAUAUAUAUAUGUGUAUAUAUAUAUAUAUAUUACACACACACUUAGAUCAUAUAUAUGAUCUAAGUAUAUAUGUUAUUUUACACUGUUUUAAAUAGUUUUAUGUAUUUUUUUUUUCUUUUCAGGCUGCAUGGGGAGUACCUGUCAUUACAGGCACUCCCCCUGCUGGCAUUGCAAUGGACUAUGCCGUCCAUGUGAUCGUGAGGUCCUCGCAAGGACUUUGCGAUCACACAGCCCAGGGGAGUCUCCACACAGCGAUCGCCGGCGUGGGAUCACUGGCGACCGGGUAAGUGGGAGGGACGGCGGGGACGUGCUAUGCCGCCCCCACCGUGUUUAGAGCCAAGUCCCUAAAUACGGCAUAGCACCUUUUAUUAAAAUAAAUUCUAUGCUAGAUCACCAAGGUUACACACUAAAGAUGUCUAUCUUUCCAUUGCUAAUUAAAAAAAUUACACAGCUGAAGAAAUCGUUGUAAGCAAAUACUAAAGGUAAAGUAUCUCCUCAAACCAUGUAUCCGUUUUGAAUCGGGAUGUUUGAUAUGUAGUUGCAAUUAGUGUUUAAUACUUAAAUAGCUUCUGCCCACCCUCUAGGAACUUAGGCAAUAAACAGUAUUUGCAUAGAUUAAGUGACUAAAGGAAAAAAAAUUGCUGCUUAACAAAGUAAGCGUGAAAAUACCCUAAUGUAGUACACACACAAACGACCUCUAUCUACUGAGUAAUGAAUUACGUUGUUUGACUAAAUUUCUCUAAUAAUAUCACUGUGAAAAGAGACUCCUUGUCAAAUAUUAAUGAUCAAGAGAAAACAAAUGAUAAAUUAUUCCCAAACUACACUGCCCAUGUUCGGAGGUUCCAUGUAUUCCAGAUAUGAAUGCCUUCUAAAAUCGUGCCAUUCAGAGUUUGGGUAUCGAGACGUAUGAAUAGUUCCACAUAUUUGAAAUGUUAUACACCAGAGAGAACACAUCAUUGUUUUAAUGGUGGCUGGUCUUCCAGGGAAUAGUAACCCAAAAAUAACAAAUGGUAUAACAAACCCAUUUGGAAUGCUAAGGAUAUCCAUUAUAAAAUAAAGUACAAUGAAAUAAGCUAUAAAGAUCCAGAUUCUAGUGAGCAACCCGUUCCUUUUUUUUGUUUUUGUUUUGCUCAAAUCAAGGAUAUAGAUUUCAGAACAACUGCAUUAAGCUGUAGUGUUUCUGGUGACUAUAGUGUUCCUUUUAAGAAUUGUAUUUUUGGCAGUGAUUUCUCUGGCUCCUAACCUUUUUAGGUGCCCCCUAGAUUCCAAGCAAAUUUGUCAAGCCCUGAAAUAAAUGUUUAAAGAUACUGUAGUUAAACUACAGUACUUAUAUUAAUUUGGAGGGCACAUGUAAUAUUUUUUCGGUCAUGCCUCUUUACUUCUAAUUUGUAACAUUACAAAUUACCAUCUCCCAUGUUUCCAUUAAUCUAUUGGCUGAAUCAUUUCUUAUGCUUGGGCUCUUCUGAAUAUCACCAAGUCAUAUGGUUUGGUGCUAUUUUGAAAUUGUCAAUAAUGUUUAACUGUAUUAAAAUGAAAACUCUUCCAAAUUCAUGCUAUGAUAAAUUUCUUUAGUGUUCUUGGACAUAUUGAGUAUAGAGGCCAUAUAACAAUCACAUGACCAAUAUUAAAAUAUAUUUUGCUACUUCUGUACCUGCAAUAUCUGAUCAUGUGCUAUAUCCAUGCUCUUAUGCUUGUCAAUGUCUUUUGCGGUUUGCAUAUUAUUUUUUUUUUUUUUUUUUUACUGUUUUACUCCCUUCCCCUCAUUUAAAAAAAAAUAAAAAAAAAAAUAUAUAUAUAUAUAUAUAUAUAUAUAUAUAUAUAUAUAUAUAUAAUUUUUUUUUUUUUUUAAACAAUGUCUUCCUUUCACUAUUGACCACAGUUUGGUGAAAUGUUUUGUGGUUCCCCAUAACCAUUGUAAUUUAAAGUUAACUAGCCAUGCCAGGUAGAACUAAAAGUAUAACUGUUCUUAAAGUAACAACUAUACAAUUUAUUAUGAUUAAUAGAGCUGCCCCAUGCUCUGCCUUUGUCAGAGGGUCUGUGGGACCCUUAGACACAGGGUCUGUGGGAGUUUUGGUCCUUGCUUCCUUUCACCUCCUCUACACAGCAUUUGGCCCUGCUUUGGAACUCUUCUCCAUGCAUUGCAACCUUACAUGAUGAUUCUGACAUGUUGGCUUCACUUAUCAGCACAUCUGUGACAAACACCCUGUGGUCUGGCCAUUUGCCACAAGCUCCUGGGGGAGCCUUGUAGCCAGCCUCCUGCCCCAUGAUUAUGGGCCAUACAAAAUACCUUGCAAACUACGGUUUGUGUGAUUUAGGAUUAUGUUGUUAAGGAACCGAGCCAGAGACCACCUGGGAGCUUGUUAAGCCCAACUGACACCUUGUUAAUAGUUCCACCGCAGUGUUCCAAUUGUUCGUCUGGGUUGCCGCAAUUCGUACCACAUGGAACUAAAAUCGGACACAGAAACUCCCGAACACCGCUGGACUUCCAUCAUCCCCUACGUUCGGUUCUAUACGAAUUAGAAGGGCACUGUUCAAUGGAAACGUUCCCAUGAACAAGGUGAACAAGCUUCAGGGUAGAACUAUGGAUUCCGUUCAGUAGUUUGUUUUUAAACUACCGAACAUGACUGACCGUUGGCACUGAUUUCAUGGAACUGUUUUGGGCAUAGGACCAUGUGCACGGUCAGUCAUGACUUUCAGGGAAAUUCCGAACCCCUGAACCAAUCGGGGUGAUUUUUGGAUAUGUUGGUCACAGAGAUCGGGGCUAUCCGGGAAUGUAACUUUUGUGGGGUGAUUGUGUUUUAAAGGUAUUUUUGGAGUUUUGUAAUAUUGUAUGUUUUUCUGUGCCUGGAGAUAGAGUUAGUUCAGUUCCUGAGUCAAUAAUCUCUCAGGCACACAGGAGUUUGUAACUAGUCCCCUCUCAGGUCCAGUAAAGGGAUUUUCCUGUUUGUUUGGGUGUGUUAGGGGCUUGCUUAACUGUGUCUAUUGUAUAAAAGCGGGUCUUCUGGCCAGAAUAAAACAUUCCAGCUUGUACUCACAGAACUGUCGUCUGGUUACUGGGAGGGAAAAGGGCUAAUCACUAGUCCAGCUUGUUCCAGUGUGGAAGAUUCAACAAGGAAAGUCCUUGAAAGGAUUAGAGCUCCCAAGACUGAGUGUCGUCCAGUGCCUGGGAGUGGAUAGAGCGAGUUCCCCAUUCGGCUAUAGGACGAAGUGAUUCCAGAACCACAGUCAGGUCACAACGACUAGGGGCAGGAGUGCUGAGGUUGUUGAAUCUUCCACACUGGAACGUCCUCUGUUCCAGCUAGGAAGCGGUCCUUGGCAAAGGUACCCACCCGGGGUACAGGGAACUCUGUUUCAAUAUCCGGAUUUAAACAGAGUGACACAAAUCACACCUUGUGUAUAUUACUCUGGCAAAUGUGAGAAAUGCCUGAGGGAGUGUUCUCCUGCUCUCCCUUGUCCCUCAAUUAGUAAUGAGAGUUGAUUUGUUGUUGGGAGAGAGGCUAUUUUAAAUAGCUUUGAAUUUAAAAUUUAUACAUUCGCAUGCGUAAAGAAUAAAUUAAAUUUACUGCUCUUUAAUGACCGGUACUUUGAAAAUCCCCAAUCUUUUUAAUUUGGAUUAUUUCAGUUUGAUUAGUGUGUGUAUAUAAUUUAUUUUUAUUUUUUUAUAUCUGAUUAAAAUUUUUAGUUAUAUGCAAAAGGUAUGACAUUAAAUUUAUAAGCUGUUGGAAAUAAAGUAAAACAAAGUAAAUCCUGCUAAUAUCUUAACCUCUUAACACCAUUAAGCCAUACCGGCUUUCUACCACAGGAGCUCUGGUGGACUUACCUCUGCCGCGAUCCUCUUUGGGAGGACUGCCUGACAGCCCAGGCAGCCCUCCCACUGGAAAUUAGCUCCCUACUGUGAAUCUGCCUGCCCCCUGCUGGUGGGUAGUAUAAAAAAAAAUAUUCUUAAACCUGUUUAAAAUAAAAUGUGUGUAUGUAUGUAUGUGUGUGUGUGUAUAUAUGUGUGUGUGUGUGUGUGUGUGUGUAUAUAUAUAUAUAUAUAUAUAUAUAUAUAUAUAUAUAUAUAUAUAUAUAUAUAUAUAUAUAUAUAUAUAUUGUGUGUGUAUAUACACACACACACACCUUAUAUAUGGAACGUCAAACGUAGUAUUAAAAUACACUUAGAACGAAGUUACAUAUAUAUGAUAUAUAGAGAUAUAUAUAUAUAUAUAUAUAUAUAUAUAUAUAUUUACAAUAAUGAAAAAAAUGAAAUAUUUAAAAAAAUAAAAAUAAAUUAUAGGUAUGUAAUUUCAUUCUAACUGUAUUUUGAUAUAUGUAACAAAAUACACUUAAUGACAUUCUAUAUCUACAUAAUACAAAUAACUGCAUGUGUAUAUAUAGAUAAUUACAUUAAUGAUUACACAAGUAUACACAUAGAAUUUAAAUAUAUAUAUAUAUACGUGUAUAUUCUUUUAGCAUAAUUAUGUGAUUUUAUUAAUUACAAUUUGAUUGACAUGCCUGACAACCCUGACAAAAAAUGCAGAGAAUGUAAUUCGCAAGCACUCUAUUUAACCCUGUAACUUUCCAAGACACCAUAAAAAUGGUAAAUUGUAUUACAACAAUAUCUUUAGUAAGUUACCGUAUUUUCCGGCGUAUUAGACGACUGGGCAUAUAAAACGACCCCCAACUUUUCCAGUUAAAAUAUAGUUUGGGAUAUACUCGCCGUAUAAGACUACCCUUCUUCCAAUGCACACCAAAUAAAAAUUAGCCAUGAUGUACAGUGAGCAGACAGAGCUACACAGCAAGACCUUAAAUAAUGAUAAUCUGAAAUAGCAUUUAAAGCCCAGGUAUGUGCCAGGCUGUUUGGGCGUAUAAUCCAUGCCUGCUGGUCUAGCACACAGGAGGCUAAUUGCGAUAUAUGCGCAUACUGCCAAUUCUUAACCUUUUAUUCUGCUGUGACUACCGUAUUUUAAACCGGGCUGGACUCGGCUACCUGGAUUUGGGGAAUUUAUGGGGCGCAUGGGGCAAACACUACCAAGGCUGGGCGAAAUGGGGCAAACUGUACUCAGAAUGGGGUGGCAUGGGGCAAACACUAUACCAGCUUGUUGGCAUUGUGGAAAGUGCACUCCUGAUGUGUGGCAUGGAGCAUACACUAUACAGAAUGUUCUUCUUACUACUCCCCCUCCCUCCCUGUGUCCUUCUUACUCCCCCUCCCUCCCUGUGUCCUUCUUACUCCCCCUCCCUCCCUGUGUCCUUCUUACUCCCCCUCCCUCCCUGUGUCCUUCCUACUCCCCCUCCCUCCCUGUGUCCUUCUUACUCCCCCUCCCUCCCUGUGUCCUUCUUACUCCCCCUCCCUCCCUGUGUCCUUCUUACUCUUCCCUGUGCUCCCCCCUCCUCCCUGUGUCCUUCUUGCUCCCCCUCCUCCCUGUGUCCUUCUUACUCCCCCUCCCUCCUGUGUCCUUCUUCUCCCCCCUCCCUGUGUCCUUCUUACUCCCCCCCCUCCCUCCCUGUGUCCUUCUGCUCCCCUGUGUCCUUCCUCCCUCCUCCUGUGUCCUUCUUACUCCCCCCUCCUACCUUCUUUUACUCCUCCCCUCCAUUCUUUUACUUCUUUUACUCCCCCCCCUCCAUUCUUUUUACUCCUCCCCCCUCAUUCCUCCUCCCCUCCAUUCUUUUUACUCCUCCCCCCUCCAUUCUUUUUGCUCCUCCCCCCUCCAUUCUUUUACUCCUCCCCCUCCAUUCUUUUUUACUCCUCCCCCCCUCCAUUCUUUUUACUCCCUCCCCCCCCCCCCAAAAUCCUCCCUACGUUCUUCUCACCUCCACUUCCCUGUGCAGAGUGGGUGGCCGAGCUCCUCCUCGUCCUGUCAGUCCGGCCGGGUACCACGCGGUACAGGAGAUUACCUGUUCCCGGCCGGACGGGAACAGGUAAUCUCCUGUACCGCGUGGUACCCGGCCGGACUGAAAGGAAGUGAGCACUCAGUGUGCACUUCAUUUCAGUCCGGCCGGGAACAGGUAACUGAAUCUCCUGUACUGCACGGUACCCAGCCGGACUGAUAGGACGAAGAGGAGCUUGGCCACCCACUCUGCACAGGGAAGGGGAGGUGAGAAGAGAGGCAGUGCGGCAGCCGUCUGAGCGCUCUCUAUAGAGUGCUCAGGCGGCUGCAGCAUUAGAAGGGACGGCGGUGGGGGCGCAGGGCGCCCCCUCAUAUAUGGCGCCCUAGGCAGCCAUCUAGACGACCCUAUAUCCUAUACCCGGCGUAUAAGACAAGCCCCGACUUUUGAGAAGAUUUUCCAGGGUUAAAAAGUCGUCUUAUACGACGGAAAAUUCGAUAAGUAUUUUGCAUUUUUCACACAUGAACAGCACUUUUACUAAUGAUAUAAUUAUGUUUUACAACAUUAAUGUUUGUGUUCAGGGAAGUCUCCCAAGUAUAACAGAACCCUUGGUGUAUAGGUUUUAUGGUGUUUUGGAAAGCUAGAGAGUCAAAUAUAAGGCUUGCAUUUAUUUUUUUCACGUUAAAAUUUGCUGCUUUGGUAAUAUUGCCUUUGAGACCAUAUGGUAGCCCAGGAAUGAGAAUUAUCCCCAUGAUGGCAUACCUUUUGCAAAUGAAGACAACCGAAGGUUUUGCAAAUGGGGUAUGUCCAGUCUUUUUUAGUAGCCACUUAGUCACAAAUAUUGGCCAAAUAUUAGUUUUUUGCUUUUUUCACACAAAAACAAAUAUGAACGCUAACUUUGGCCAGUGUUUGUGACUACUAAAAAAGACUGGACAUAUACCCCACUUGCAAUACCUUGGGUUGUCUACUUUUGCCAUGGUAUGCCACCAUGGGGGUAAUUCUCAUUCCUGGGCUACCACACGGUCUCAAAAGUAACAUUACUAAUCUGGCAAAUUUGGAUGUGAAAAAAAUGGAAUGUGCUAUAUUUGACCUUGUAACCGUCCAAAACACCGUAAAACCUGUUAAAGGGGGGGAGGGGUACUGUUGAGACGUUUCUGAAUACAAAUAUGUGCAUUUUAUUGCAGUAAAAGCUAACCGUAUUGUGACUUGUAGAGACAACUAUAAAGUGUUGUUAAAAUUUUAAUUUCUGUUUAUUUUAUUCAUAAUAAAUUGUUUCAUACAUGAAUAGUUCGUGAGAAAUUAAAGCCCUGUUGCUCCUGAAUAAAAUGAUAUAUGUGUGGGUGCACUUAAUAUGAAAGAGAUGAAUUACGGUUGAACAGACAUAUAGCGCAAAUUCCAGUUUUUGUUUACAUUUUGUUUUGAUCAGAACGUGUACAAUUGACUCAGUCCUGAAGGGGUUAAAGGAUCUCUGAGAUCUGCUUGUAUUUGUUUUGACAAAACAGACUUUAUUUUGUAUGAGUCAAUUUCUAAAAGUAUAAAGUUAGAGAGCAACAAUUCACUAUUCACCAGAUUAACUUUUUUUUUAAAGCACAAUUUAUUCACUUUUCAACACAACACGGGGAUGUGGAAAUUUAAAAGUAAAACUACUUGUCCAUGACACUUGUCCCUAAUGACAUGUCCGGGCCCCCUACCUAGAGUCUCUCCCUCUGUCCUCCCUCAUAGUGUGUUGGUAGUGUGUGCCUGGUGGCCUAAGAUAAAAGGCAGAACUGUGUGCGAGCCUUUAGGUUUGCACUUCCAUUGGGUGUUGACUUCGUUAAUUGCUCCCUCGCAUCACUCAUUAGUGAGUGCAGGACUUCAAGGGAAAAAAAUACUGUGAUUUGCACUGCUGGAGGUACAAACCACACACUCCCGGACUCUGCCCUAUGCCUGUUUAUGACCUUUGCUCACAAUAUAAGGGAGACUUCCUGCCUAUUGCCUCGGAAGUGCCUUUUCUGGGUACUGGGUGAUAGGUUUUCCGUAUUGUUGCAAAAUAGAUUCCCUCUCCUUCAUGCCACCUUUUACAAUCCUUACAUCUAGAGAAAAUUCUGCCUUUAAGUAAUCUGUGCUCUUUUCAUGCCUGCUUUCUCAUCUGUAUGCCUUUCAAUUAUCUGCCAUUAAUACAAAUUUUACUGAUCCCUGUUUUCCUGGGAACAACCCAGAAGGAACCCUGUAAAAUUGGAAACCAAUGUACUUCUAACAUUGUAUUACUUUACAUGAAAUAAUUGCAUCACAACCACUGCCAAACUACCGGUAUAUCCUUCCUUCAAAUUCAGUGGCACACUAACUCUGGGGUUUAUUCACUUGGCUUGGAAGGGAAAUACUAGUUUUCAGAUAAAAUGGCUAGCCUGGCAUGCUAAAAUUUGCAAAUCCCUGGUCAAUUCUCCUUGUCGGUUCUGUAUAUUUCCCUGUCAGUAAACCCAUCUAAGGAUUCACAGUAUUUCAGUGGCGUGUCAUUUUGAGACUGAAAGGCUUAAAGUGUGACAUUUCUCAUAAAUACUAUCACAUUCAUUCAAUUGACUAUCCACACAAGUACACACGUUAUACCUUUAUUCUGCUGUUAGCCAUAAGAAGAAAGUUUUUUUUGUUCUUUUUCCCUGACUUUUUUCUCGUAAAGUACAUAAGAUAAAGUAGAUGGUCUGUCAAAUCAAUGUAGUUGAGUUGAAAUAUGCAAGACCAAUAAGUCUUGCACAGUAACCAAUUGGUAUUUAAAGAUUACUGUGCCCGUCAGGUCCUUGUAAGAGUUCAUGACGUAAUGGUCAUGAAUCUUCGAUAGGUGCAGUUUGCAUAGUUGAAGCUUGGAAAGCAGUUUUGUACUGUGAGGCUCUUCUACUCCUGAUAAUUAGGGUUAGACUGCAUUGGUCACCAGGUGAACGGAUUGCAACACCAUUUCUUUAUUAAUGCACACAGGACCUAAGCUAGCCGUUAUCAGAUAAGUGGUGGGUUUAAUAAAGUAUCAGCAUCAUUAUUUAACUUGUGUGUAUUCAGUACAAAAUAUGCAUACAAAUAUCUAUAAUUUUAUAUAUAGCUAUUAAUAUUCAUAAUGACACCCUCAUCUUAAAUCGCCCACCCUAAUUUACAAUGUCCGAUUGACUUGAGUGGAACAUUGUAACUGCGGUUUCAAAAUAAACAGGACAUUUUAAACAUUUCAUAUUUCUUUUGCUAGUUAAUCCAAUCCUGUUAUUUGGGCUCAUUCACAAAAGAUUGUUCAAACCACACACUUUUAUUACAUUGUAGCUAACAGUACUUCUGUCCUUCUAACCACUCACUGUAAUACAAAAAAAAUUAGUUUGUGUCCUAUUGGUGACCCACAAUUUGGUCAUUGCGAUAUGUAACUUAGAGCCUAGGUUUCAUGGCUUUACAUGCCUGAAGUGUCAGCUGUUUCCUCACUUUCUAGAGCCCUUAAUUCUUGUAUAUUGUCCCAAAUUUUUGCUGUCUCAGGUAAAUGCUUUUAAGUAGGAUAUUUUUAAAGGAAUUACAUUUUUUUUUUCUUUUUUAGUCAUUAGAAUGAACUCUGUAUCUGUGUAAGAGAACACAUUAAAUGUUUCCAAUAACAGAGAGGCUGUGUUGCACAAUAAAUUUUACAGCCUUUUGGAAGAUUAACCUAUUAAAAGUAGGUAAAAGGGGAACGAUGUUAAGAACAUUUGUAUAAACCAGAUAUAAUAUUCAAAAGUAAGCAUAAACUUUUAGUCACAUAUGUUCAUUGCACUUACUAUGAUCUGUACCAGGGUAGAAAUAAAAUGGUGCAGUGUCAGAAACAUACAUUUAAACCAGCACCACAACAGAUUUCAUAAAGCAGCCACUCAGCAUGUGAAGUCUUCACUUUUGUCCACUUUUCUUCUCCUAGAACAAGGUGUAUAUGGUUCAUGCGUGGCAAUGGCAGUGAUCCACCAAACCAGUACCUUGAUCUUUUGGGGCACCAUGAUGACAACUGAAUGUGAAGACUAAAGGAAAUCUGAUCUCUCGAUGAGGAAAUGCUUCUUGUGGCGAUCAGUCUGACUGCCUGUAAAAUGCAUGUCCUUAGACAAAUGUAAACAUUACUGUUUCUCGCAAUAACUGGGGCAACUGUUGUGUGGUAUCAGUAGUGUUUUGACUGUUGGAGGUUUUUUUUGUGUUCUGGUGGGUGGGGUCCACUACUCACCUUUGCCAGGUGCAGACCACUUGUACCUCUCCUUCCACUCUAGCACUUCUCAUAAUUGGUGUUUCCUUGGUAAUCUGAAACUAAAAUCACCAUGAGUGUUGUGGGUUGCUGACUUUUGUCGUAAGUUUAGCAUAUUCAGAAUGGCUGCAGCAAUUUUAUUUUUCAAGAUAGAGAAGUAUAUGUGAAAGUAAUGUUGUCUACACGUACAUAUGAGAGAACUGAAUAGGUGGUUUCACCUGAACAUGCACACGUCAAAGGAAUACUACUGGGACUGAUUGAUUCGAUAUGAUACAGUACAUUCUAAACUACCUUUUAAGGCGGAUAACGUUUAUAAAAAUCAUCUCUUUAGUGAAAUAAUGGGUUUUAGGCAUGAAAUAUAACUGUUGUAUAUGCCUUCCACUGAAGUGAAUCCUCUCUAUGGGUUAUAUCAGUCAUAUGGAAUUCUCUUUAAAGUUAAAGUAAAUGUUGUCACCAUCCAUUGAAACAGCCUGCCAUGUUUGUACACAUAUGAAUUCAUGGCUACAGACCAUAUUAGUGAAGCAUUUUUGAAAAUAUGUACACCUUAGAUUCUGUUUGCUAGUCGAUUUGUCAGUGCUAUGAUCCGCUUGCUUACAUGUGUGCCUACCUUAAAGGGACACUAUAGACACCAGAACAGCUACAGAGCUACUCUGUACAACUACUAUGUAUAUUCAGUCCCUACAGGCAGAGAAAAGGCAGUGUUUACAUUACAGCCUAGGAACACCUCUAGUGGUCACUCCUCUAGACAUAAAAUAUUCCCAGUGAUUUAAGCGCAUUGGAGGAACAGUUGGAGCAAAUACCUGUUGCCUUUGAUUUUGCUGGUUAUGCGUAAUAAUAAAAUGUGUUACCUUAUUUCUCGUGCAGGUGGAGUCCUUCAUUUUGGACCAAGAUGAUUUGGAAAAUCCAAUGCUGGAAACUGCAUCCAAACUUCUUUUAUCAGGCACAGCUGAUGGUACAGAUCUAAGAACAGUAGAUCCUGAAACACAGGCUAGGCUGGAGGCUCUGCUUGAAGCUGCAGGUAAAUACUCUUGCUUUUAUGCAAAACAUCAGCACACUUUAGCAGGUUGCUUGAAUCCCUCACUACUAUACUUUGGUGUCAAACAUAAGACUUGUGAGCCGGAUGUUUCCCAAGUGGUUACAAAAAGAGACGAGUGGGAACAGCUGGUUAACCCCUUAAGGACACGACGUGUGUGACAUGUCAUGAUUCCCUUUUUAUUCCAGAAGUUUGGUCCUUAAGAGGUUAAAGGAAUACUGCAAGCACCAUAGCCCUAUGUUAUACACUGUAAUCUUGCCUGGAGCUUGCUCCACAUCAGGAGAUGCUAGAUUGCUUUGUAGAGCAAAGCCAGACCAUGAGUGAACAUUCUGAUUAAGAGUGUCCGCUUAGCGCUCUCAGUGAUCGCGGUACUGCAUUAUACUUUGCAGUGUCACCCGGCUUCUUCUGCUGGAGAAGAUUUGAUAUGGCGGGGCACCUAAUGAAACACAGAUAAGGGGUCAAACCGUGCUAAAACAGUGUUACAUCUUACUCUCCGCACACCCAUGUCACUAUAAACACAAUAGCAAGCUGUAGUGGCUAUGAUACUUAAAGGGCUACAAUAGUAGACUGUGUGUGUUAUUGACAUUGAAGUACUAUUAGUAAGGUUAACUGUAUUCCUUAAUGUGCAUUGGGUCUAAGUGAAGUCACUCUGUAAAGUCUGGCUUUUACAUCAGUGCAUAUUUAAACUCUGUUGUGGACAGAUUAGUUUGCUUGCAAAAAUAGACACAGCUCUAUAAAUAUGGGAGGGUGCUUCUUACAUCAGAUUAUAUUGUUAUAUGCUCCAUGAAACUAGACCUAGUGAGUUUUAAAGACACUUUAGAGUGUUUGUGAGCUCAACAUCCAUAUUUUGCUGGGAUCUUCUUACAUGAACAAUUAUUUAGUGCGUGUGUGUUCUAUAAGCAUAUGCAUUUUUCCCUAUUGAUAGUAAUGUCCAUAAACUGUUUUAAUUUGGAAAUCUGGAGUAGAUAAAGUACUGCCAUGUCUGGUGUCCAAAUUGUGGCAUUUCUUAUGAAAGUUCAUAUGUCAUUGUCUUCUCUCUAAAUAUAUUGAAACCUAAAAUAUUAAGUUCAAACCCUCUGCAUGUGUUUUUAAUUGGCCAUGAAAUUAACAAGUUUGCAUUAACACUUUUUUAUAUUAAGCAUACAGUAUUAAGCAUUUUAGAGCUUUCCUAUAUUGGGCAAGUCACUGACCUACUGUAAUUAUAUUCUUGUGAAUUGUGAUGUGAUAAUGCUUACCCAGAAAUAUUCUAAAAUUAGCUGUCUACUAAUUUGUUUUUAAUUAAAUUAUUUGCAUGUUUUGAACGCACUAACACACAGCUUUUUUCUCUCUCCUUUCCCACUUUUUAUUUGGUUUUAUAUUCACCUACUAACUUGGCUUGGUGGCAAAUUUUGAUAAGGAAUUGGUAAAUUAUCCACUGCUGAUGGUAAAGCAUUCGCAGAUCCUGAAGUACUUCGCCGAUUGACAUCCUCUGUCAGCUGUGCGUUGGAUGAAGCUGCUGCUGCACUUACUAGAAUGAGAGCUGAGAGCACCUCAAAUGCAGGGCAGACGGACAAGUGAGUUAUCUUUACUGCACUGUAAAUGUUUAUAAUUUUAGUCUAAUUUCAAUAGUACAUGAUUGAAACACAAAUCACAAUUCCUUUACAAUACAUGCAUUUGAAGUGUAGAAUUUAAACUAAAGAAAUAAAUAGCCAGAUUUAUAUAUUUUUUUGUAUAAAUAUAUAUCUUGUUGUUUUUUUUGUUUUUGUUUUUGUUUUUUUUUUGGUGUAAAGUGACCCCUUUGAGACAUCGCCUCAUUCAAAAGCUUUAGAUUUGAGUGUGAGAGUUCUCAUUCUGCAGGCAGAAAAAGCCAGUAAAUAUAUACAUUUUUUUUCAUAUUUACCUGCUUCUUGUCCUCUGCAGUAUCAAAGCCAAACCCAAAGGGGCACUGAUCUUACCAAUCUGUGUCCAAAUUCCAGGAAUAGUGGAAGAUCAAAUUGCGCAUGAGACUCAGUUGCGCAUGCACAAUUGAAUCAUCUUGCAACACAAUCAGUACAUAUGAGAUCACAGGAUGUGCUAAGGGCUAAAGUUCAACUCACCAAUGGGUAGUGGAGAACGUGUGUUGUUUUUUUUUUUUUUUUUUUUGUCUCCCCCUGUCUCUCAGCAUCCUUUAUUAGUUUGCAAAAGUCAUGAGCGUGCAGUUACUCAUGAUUGGUUAGUGCUAUAUUAUGAAACUGGAAUGUGUGGAUUGGUGAGAGGUAUGCUCAAGAAAGGAAACUCUCAUAGUUUAUAGUAACUUUUAAAUGGUUUUACAUACAAUUUUUUUACCAAAAUUAAGACAUCCUCAAAAAUAAACCCUAGCUUAUUUUUGAGGGAAGCUUGUAAUAUAAGCCCUACCCCGAAAAUAAGACCUUGUCGCUAGUUCGCUAAUCUAUGUUCAGGGAAGUUUCCCCCGAACAUAGACCAGUUCACUAGGGCAUGGAAUCCUGCAAAUCUGUGUUCGAGAGAAUUCCCCCAAACGUAGACUUGCUUUCUGGCUCAUGCUUGCUACAGUUUUCUCCCUGAAAAUAAUCCCUGGUGCGUUUUUCAGGGUGGGGUAUUAAUAGAAGUCCUGGUCUUCUUUUCAGGAGAAGACUGUGCUUUUCAAAGAUUCCUUGCUUUAUUUUAGCUUGUACAGUUGGUUAAAAGUGUGGUUGGAAACACAAAUAACUUUUCAGUGAUGCAUAUCCCUUUUAAAGCGACUUUGAAAACUCCCCCUUUCCCUCCAAAAAAAAAGUAUUUCCUUUAAAGGUUGGUGGGUCUUCAAAAUGUUGACUUUGUUUUAUCAGCCGCAGUUUGGCAGAAGCUUGCUCAGAAGGGGAUGUGAACGCUGUGCGGAAGUUACUCAUCGAAGGGCGCAGUGUGAAUGAACACACAGAAGAAGGGGAGUCCCUCCUCUGCCUCGCCUGUUCAGCUGGAUAUUAUGAACUUGCACAGGUAAAAAUAUUUUCUUUAAAGUCAUGUUAUGUGAUGACAAAAUUGGUAGUCCGUUUAUUUAUGUCAUUCAACGGUUCAUAAGAAAAGCAAAUAAUUUGCGUUUGUUUCACUGCCCACGAAUUCGUCAUUUUUGCUCCUUUAUCUUUCUUGUAUACUUGCUGUUCUGCUCACUGAUAUCAUUGGUGUUGUGAGCAAAUCUGUUAGCUAUGUAAAUUGGAUCCCUGUGACAGCCUGGCUCAGCUUUAAAUUAUGUGCUGAAUGACAGAUUCUUUUUAACUUUUAAGAACUGUUACAUUAUUGUGCCCUUGAAAGGGGUGGUGCUAAGGGCUCAAACUGUUCAAGCUACAAUAAUAGUACAUACAAUAUGUUCAUAAGUGAAUAUUUUUAAACUGUUACAUUUACAAAAGUAAAACUAGUAGAGUUAAAAUUAUGCAUUUUUGUCAUGCUGUUUAUUUUCAAGAUGUAUACAGUUAACUGGCUUCAUGGACGACUUUAAUUGCAAGAUAUUAAAAAUGAAUACUAGGAAAUAUUUCUUCACUUUACUAAUCAUCUACCUAAAUUAAUGAGCUUUGUAAUAGUUUGAGGUCAAGCACCUAUACACAAGUUUCGCAAAAGUAAUCCAAAUUGUAAUGAGUUUCACCAUCAAGCAGAAUUCUGACCUUUACAAAGUUUUACUUUUGUUUACUUUGGAACAUCAAUAGAAUUGAGUAUUUUUACCCUCUGAUGUAGAUUUAGAUAUAUUUAUUAUACUGUACUUAGACCCUUUAAAUUAAGUAGAAAAAAAAAUACUUUCUCCUGCCACAUCCUGAUACACAUAUUUGGGUUGUUUAGCAUAAGCUGAAGUCAAUUUUACACUUCAAAUUUUGUUUCAGGUUCUUCUGGCUAUGCAUGCGAAUGUUGAAGAUCGAGGAAUUAAAGGAGACAUAACGCCUUUAAUGGCUGCUGCUAAUGGGGGACAUGUUGAAAUUGUGAAACUGCUGCUAGCCCAUGAUGCUGAUGUUAAUUCCCAAUCAUCCACAGGUUGGCUGAAUUUUGUACUUUCUCUUUAUUUUGUUGUCGGACACGUGCAUUUUGUUUUACUAUUGCCUCUUCGAAUGUGUAUGACUUCUGUGUACAUUUGCAAAAUAUUUCAGAGAGAUCAAUGGUUUUAAAAUUCUGAAGGAGAAUAGCAAGCAGCCUGCGAAAUACUUGCCAAAAACUUAAACAAUCUGUUUCUAGCGUUGUAAUCCCAACAAGGUCAACUGUCAUUGUUAUUCAUUAAAGUGAGACUUAAAUGUGAAUUUAAGACCAAAUGGCCAAACUGGGAAAAUGCUCAGCUACCUAUGCCCUCGGUCUGGAUACCCUGGCUUUAAAGGGAAAGUAUAGCACCGGUUGUUUUCCUGGCACUAUAGCUCCCCAUAGUGCAUGAAGCUGCAUAUACAUUUUCUGGUUAAAUGUUACUAUAUUAAAUGAACUUACACUACUACACUUCACAUUUUGUCUGAUAUUCUGUUGUAUUUUUAUGCAUGUUCACUUGAUUAUACUUAAAAGUUGUCUGGGGCUGAUGCCGAUAAUGCUAAAAAUUCGGGGGAUCAAUAGUUUUAGCUCUUUAAAAAAAAAAAAAAGUGCAGUAGUCUGUAGAAAUCAAAACUUAAAAUAACAGUAAUAGGAGGCAUUUAAGACCUCUGGCUCACACCUAUUUAAUAUUGCUAAGGGAUGUGAUCCUAAAUCUUAAAACCUUAUGUAUAUAUGUUGAGGUGUUACACUUUUCUUCUCAAACUGGGUUUAUUUUGCCGUAUUUUGAAUAAUGUGGUAGGAUCUUUUAGGUUGAAAAGAUGAAUGAUUUGGUCUGAGCAUAACAUGGAUUUUACCCUAUUUAUCCUUUGUAAUUAUCAGUAGUACAUUCAUGCAUAUUUGUGAAUUAUUUUAUUUUCCCAGAACCAAUAUUAACUCAAUAGUAUGAUUUUAAACUUAAAAGCUUUAAAAGAAAAGAAUGAAUAAGUUAAUAAUAAAAUCUUAAAUUAUAUCCUUUUAAUUUUAAUUCUAGGAAACACAGCACUUACGUAUGCCUGUGCUGGCGGGUAUGUAGAUGUUGUUAAAGUGCUGCUGGAAUCAGGUGCUAGUAUUGAGGACCACAAUGAGAAUGGUCACACGCCGCUUAUGGAGGCAGGGAGUGCUGGGCAUGUGGAAGUAGCCAGAGUUCUUCUGGAGAAUGGAGCAGGAAUCAAUACUCAUUCCAAUGAAUUUAAGGAAAGCGCACUUACUCUGGCAUGCUAUAAAGGUAAGAGUGAUAUCUGGAUUAAGAACAUUAACAAUGUGCUAUGGUUGAUCUUGAUUUGAGUUGCUGCAUUUCUAGUAGUGCUGCUGCAGUUCUUGACAUACUAAUCAGCCUCAACAUUAAAACUACCUGCCUAAUAUCCUGUAGGUCCCCUUCAUACUGCCAAAAUAGCUCAAAUGCAUUGCGACAUCUCUGAAUGUGUCCUGUGGUUUCUGGUACCAAGACAUUAGCAGCAGAUCCUUUAAGUCCUGCAAGUUGCAAAGUGGGUCCUUGAUGGAUCAGAUUUUUUUGUUCCAGCACAACUCACAGUUGCUCAAUAUGAGUAGAGAUCUGUGGAAUUUGGAGGCCAAGGCAACAUGUUGAACUCUAAACGUUCCUGAACAAUUUGUGCAGGGUGCAUUAUCCUGCUGAAAGAGGGCACUGUCAUAAACUAGGGCCAUUGUCAUGAAGAGGUAGGUGUACAUGGUCUGCAAUUAUCUCUAUAGGUGAUAAAGUAACAUUCACAUGAAUGCCAGUACCCAAGGCUUCCCAGAGCAUAUUUCUGUAUCCGCCAGCUUAUUUUCUUCCCAUAGUGCAUCCUGCUGCCAGUUUACUGGUUGUCCUUCGCACCACUUUUGGUAGGUAUUGCAUUCCCAGGCACACCCUAAAAGACUUGCCAUUCUGGAGAUGCCCAGUCGUCUACCCAUCACACUUUGGCCCUUGUCAAAGUAAGAUAUUUUCGCUUGCCCAUUUUUCCUGCUUACACCACAAUUCCAAUACAAUUUUUCCGGCCUAAUAUAUCUCACCACAUUAGAAGUGUCAAUAUAAUUAAUUCUAGUCACUUCACCUUUAAGUUUGUGGCUGAUCAUUGUGUGUGUGCACAUUCAGCAACGAAAAAGUGUUGAGGAUGGGCUACACUUAUUUCUUGCCUGAUUGUAUAUGAAAAUUAACUUAAAGAAUAGUUGCACUUAUGUCUGGUGCUGCUUAUUAGGCAGAUGAUUUCCUUUAGCUUAUUAGAUCAUUUGUUUUCUUCGAGCAUUCCCGUCUGGUUUUGUAAAUAUCAACAACUAACAGAUGAAUAAAGACUAGAUGUGAAUAUAUUUUUUUUUCCUCUGUGCAAUUGUUCAAUUUACAACAACUAAACUUAUUUUAUUUUAUUUUUUUCCCCGUGAUUUUAGGGCAUUUAGAGAUGGUAAGGUUCUUGUUGGAAGCUGGAGCUGAUCAGGAACAUAAGACAGAUGAAAUGCACACUGCCUUAAUGGAAGCCUGCAUGGUAAGAUCCUGUGUACAAAAUAAAAUUCACUUUAAUGUGGGUCUGUCACUUCAAAUUUACCUUUCUCCUAUUGUUUCCUCUUUUAGAAUUUGUGCUUCUUUUUUUAAUUUCUGGUCUAUUUCUCGGCAAAACAUAUGACAAAGUAAGUACUACUUUGUCUUAUGUAUUUUUUUCCCUACACUUGACAAUCUUGGCAAAAGGUAAAUGACAAUCUUGGCAAGCUCCAUUUCUUUGGUCAAGCUAACGCAAGAAGGUAAACUCUUCUUAACCCCUUAAGGACACAUGACAUGUGUGACAUGUUUUGAUUCCCUUUUAUUCCAGAAGUUUGGUCCUUAAGGGGUUAAACUCCACAAAAUUGACAAGCGUAUGGAAAAUACAUAAGACAAAGUAGCCCCUACUUUGUCGUAUGUUUUAAAGAGAAAUCAAUCUAGAAUGAAGAAAAGAGCAGAAGUGGGAGAUAGGCAAGUUUCAGGUGACAGCUACUUUAAAUCUAUUUUAAUUUGGGGUACUUUCAGCCUUUGUGAAGCUAUUUUAGUGAUUUUUUUAAAUUUUUUUUUCUAGAUCUGUAUUUUUUGCCUCAGAAUAUGUGUGUAUUAAUACAUGUGUAGCUAUCACCUGGAAUUUUGGUUAUAGUUUUCUGUUUUCCUUUUUUGAAAACAUGUUCUAGGGACUAAAAUUGAUAUUCACCAAUAGCAGGAGGAGACAUUAACAAAAUAACCUCAUCCAGUUAUCAGCAUGACAUUUUAUCCACCCAUCAGACUCAAGACUUGUUAUUUUCCCAUUUGUUUAAGGCUGAUAGAACAUUAAAUGAUUCACGUCACUGUUGGAAAAUGUGAAUACUUUUAUUCUUGUGUAUUCAUGCCAUCCUCUUUUUGCACAGUGCUGAUUUAAUUGUGCCAACUAGUACCGUUAUGACAUGGUACCCAUAUCAGUUUCCUAUGUUUAGGGAUACGCCAUUGUAAUAACGUUUGUUGCUUGUCUGCCAGUUCUCUGCAAGUAAUUUGUUUUAGAACCCCAUAUGUUUUGUAAAGAUAGUCUGGAUAGUCUAAAUUUCUUUAUCUAAUCUUAAAACUUUUAGGACGGCCAUGUGGAGGUUGCUCGACUGCUUCUUGACAGUGGAGCGCAGGUGAAUAUGCCAGCUGACUCUUUUGAGUCCCCUUUGACCCUGGCAGCUUGUGGUGGUCAUGUAGAGCUGGCAGCCUUACUUAUUGAGCGUGGUGCUAAUUUGGAAGAAGUGAACGAUGAAGGCUACACACCUCUAAUGGAAGCAGCUAGAGAAGGACAUGAAGAAAUGGUAGCAUUACUGUUGGGGCAAGGUAAGCGUUCUAUUUGUGGGAUUAUUAUUGACAUUCAUUUGGAAAUGAGCUUUGCAAAGUGAUUUGGCUCUGCUGACUUGUCAUUUUACUGUGGAUUGCACAAAACACGAUUUGUGAUUGGGAAAAGUUAAAUUUUUGUAUUCUCGCUCUCUCAUGUUUAUUUUAGCGUUAAAGGACCACUGUGCAAUAAAACUACUUAAUUGAAAUGGUUAUGGUGCCCAAAGUUACCUUUUUUUUCUUACCUUUUUCUAACGCUAUCCCACGGUUUGACACAUAAGUGCAGGCACCAGUCUGGCUUUUUCUUUUGCCAUCAUUGUAAAUGCGGAACAUUUGCUUGGGCAGUAGUGAUUGCUGGCUACCCAUAUUAAGUAAUGCUUUAAUGGACCACUAUAGUGCCAGGAAAACUUACUCUUUUCCUGGCACUAUAGUGCCCUCAGGGUGCCCCCACCCUAGGGGUCCCCCUCCCGCCGGGCUCUAGGGGGUAGAAGGGGGUUAAACUUACCUCUUUCUCCUGCGUCGGGCGGGGAUCUCACCGCCUCCUCGGCUAAAUGCGCAUGCGUGGCAGGAGCCGCGCGCCCAUUCAGCCAGUCUCAUAGGAAAGCUUUCACAAUGCUUUCCUAUGGACGCUGGCGUCUUCUCACUGUGAUUUCCACAGUGGGAAGCGCGUCUAGCAGCUGUCAACGAGACAGCCACUAGAGGCUGGAUUAACCUUAAUAUAAACAUAGCAGUUCCUCUGAAACAAGGCUUGUUUCAGGAAAUUAACAGUGAGUUGUUUUUUUUUACCAUUUUAUUACAUUUUGCAAUGUUAUAACAUAAUGCAAAAGACAGGGGGCGAGCACCUGCAUAUUCCUGCUGCUCUAAAAAAGAAAACUCUAACUUACUUGUAACCCAGUGUACAGAGGGACUUUUGCCACAGCUCUUAUCUACCUCCAGUAGAUCAUUCCUAGUGAUGAUGUGCUGGCCAAACCAAUGGUUCAUGAAGAAGCACUGGGAUGCAGGCACUGGCACUUCUAUAAAGUGAGGAAGAGGGCACUGUUAACCCCCUAAAGUACUUUAGGCAGGUACUUCACGGCAAUUAAGUAGUUAUGGUGCCCUGGUGGUCCAGUGGCAUUGGUUGUUCAGUGGGGGGGGCUGACAGUGAGCUCUUACUUGCCUUCCUGCAGCUCCUGUCAGCUCCCUUCUCCUCCGUGCAGCUCCUCUGUUAGCUCCGUUCUGUUUACAGUGUAAGGCGAGAUUUACACUGGGAGCAGAACGGAGCUGACAGAGGAGUUGCACAGAGGAGAAGGGAGCUGCAGGAAGGUAAGUAACAGCUCACUGUCAGCCCCCAACAGGACCGCCGGGCUUGUAAUGAGCCCGGCGGUCCUGGUCUGUAUUAUGGCGAUGUAAGUUGCCAUAAUACAGACUGACUCGAGUAUAAGCCGAGUUGGGGUUUUUAAGCACAAAACAGUGCCGAAAAACUCUGCUUAUACUAUAGUAUAUACGGUACUUUUCUGAAGCGUUGCUUGCUAUGGUGGCAGUGAUAGGAUGAGCACAUCCGUUGCCACUUUAAUACUAUCACUGUAGCUCGAGCGAAUGCUUACUCAUUUGUGAGAAAAGCAGGAGAGAAAGCUAGGCUGUCACCUGGGUAACUCCACUUAAGUGCUUAUCUGUUCAAAAACAGUUUAACACUUAAAGGUAAGAAGGUGUGGUGAGCUUAGGGCACCAUAACCACUUAAUUGCCGUGAAGUACCUGCCUAAAGUACUUUAGGGGGUUAACAGUGCCGUCUUCCUCACUUUAUAAAAGAGCCAGUGCCUGCAUCCCACUGCAUGAAGCAUUGGUUUGGCCAGCACAUUAUCACUAGGAAUGAUCUACUGGAGGUAGAGAAGAGCUGUGGCAUAAGUCCCUCUGUACACUGGGUUACAAGUAAGUUAGGGUUUUCUUUUUUAGAGCAGCAGGAAUAUGCAGGUGCUCGCCCCCUGUCUUUUGCAUUAUGUUAUAACAUUGCAAAAUGUAAUAAAAUGGUUAAAAAAAAAAACAACUCACUGUUAAUUUCCUGAAACAAGCCUUGUUUUGUUCACCAAUCUAUAAUCUAGGCAAAGCCAUGGAGUUGUUAAACUAUUCAACUGGGUGCCCAAUUGCAGAAUACUAUGCUCUCCAUUAGGGAUCGACCAAAAUUGAUCUUUAAUAUAUUUUUUUAGAGCAGAUUUUGAUCUGUGAAUUUUCAAACUGAUAAUUUACCGAUAUUCUGUACAUUUACCAUUCAAAAUUACUAUUUCUACACAAAUCUGUCAACUGAACUGGUUUAUUUUAUUUAUUUUGCAAAUCUUUUUUUAUUUAUUUUUAUUAAGGUAAAUGCACAAAAUAUACAUGCCAGUCAGAAUUGUUUUAUGUUUUCAAGAAUGUGUGUGUGUGUGUGUGUGUGAUUAGUGGCCCUUACGUGCUCUUUGUUUUACAUCACAAGAUUAGUCUUAUCAAAAACAAAUUGUUGGUGGGUUGUCUAGAUGUUCACAUUAAUUUUACAAGAAAUCUGUAAAUUUAAAAAGAGCACUCAAUGCUUGGCAUAACCUUUUGAAAUUUACACAAUCACCUUGGGAAAGGAAGAAAAGACAAAAAACGUCAUAUUUAGUAGAUCAAUAAGAAACCAUGCAUGCAUUUAUUUAAGCAUGUUGUCAUUGAGGGUAUAUCUAAAAUGAAAUCGGUCUCCUGUAUGCAGUCUUCUUUGCAAGCCCUACUCUUUUUCCUCAGUGCUUAUUUUCAGUCUAUGUGCAGGGGAAAUGAUCAGUAGUCAGAUGCUUCUCAUCAAGGGUGGGGGGGGAGGUUGUGCAGGGGACCUUCCCCCAGCUGUUUGUGAAAUACUUCCCCAGCAGUCAGAGAAAUAGGCACCUUGUCAUAGAGUGCAAUUCAGCAAGUUAAAUGCUUUGUGUGUGUGUGUGAGAGAAGUGGUCUUUUAAGUGCAGUCUGUGGGUUUCAGUUAAGUAUGCAAUGACAUUUGUUUUUUUGUGUAAAUAUAUAUAUGAAUGCGUGGAUGCCUAAUUUGACAUUCUAUAGAUUUUCUGGUUCUUUAUCUUUUUUGUAUUUUAGAACUGUUAUUAUUCCCUACAUAGCAGUUUAAGUUAAUUUGUAUAGUAUCAAAUGUAACCAACUAAGAAAAUGUAAGUGUGUCAGUCUAUUUUAAAAUAAUUUUCUUUUUUUAUAUAACAAAAGGAGCAAACAUCAAUGCUCAGACAGAGGAGACUCAGGAAACUGCCCUCACAUUGGCAUGUUGUGGUGGCUUUUUGGAGGUCGCAGACUUCUUAAUCAAAGCUGGAGCAGACAUUGAGCUUGGGUGCUCUACUCCCUUGAUGGAAGCUGCUCAAGAAGGUCAUCUAGAGUUGGUCAAAUACUUGCUUGCAGCAGGUGUGUAUUUAAUUUUCUCCUCUGUUCUAUGAAAUGUAUUGAACAUAUUCCAGGCAACUUCAUUUCAAUGAUGUCAACUUAUCACUGGCCCUCCAUUAAGCGAAAGGCAUUAGAAGUGUACAUGCACUUCUAAUGCAGUUUUAGCAAUGGUAGACCAGAGAUUGGCUUAUCUCCCAGACUAUUGCUGUGCCUAGUGCAAAGUCUCUCCAUUGGAGCUUGGACCCUUUUUUUUUUUUCUUCUUUCUUUCUUAAUAUAUUUGGGAGUCCAGGCCAACUUCUUGGUUUUGCACUCCUUUCAUAGGUGCCUCAUUCCAAGGCCCCCAGGGGGAAGCAUUUCCCAAGUAAGUGGAUUAAUCUCAUAAGAGCAGGACCUGCCAAGAAUGGGGUACAUUGACAUUGUGGCAGGCUUUUUUGUCUAGGUGAGGUGUCCUUAACUAAAACUAUUCCAUUCUGUUAAAAUUGAAAUUUCAGUUUAGUAACUGAGUGAGUGUGCUGAUUUUUUUUGUAUGUUGCAUUGAAACCUGGAAGACAUACACAGUCUAAAGCACUUUGGGAAUAAACCAUUGAUAAACCAUUUAACUUCUUAAGAUGAAAACAGGGAUAUCCAGGCACAAUAUUUACUUGUGAAAUAAAUAUAAAAGUAGCGCUAAUUGUAAAAGAUUGUAUAUGGUGCUGCUAAAAUCACAAGUGUUGUCACUCUGUGCAACACACAGUGUAAUCCCAAAAUCCUAAAGAUUGGCACACACUCCAAAUAAAAUGUUGAUAAAAUAUAGUAUAAGAACAGAAUAUUACCACACUUUUUGUUGUAAAUAACAUUCCUAGAAAAUUAAGCAUAAAACAGGUCAUGGUGCAGUAUAUAACAUAUGCAAUAAAACGCUGGUCAAUCAGUUCCAUUCCUGAGCCUAAUGUAGCAGGCUAAGUGUGUAAUGGUGUCAAAAUGUUAUGUACACUUCUCAGUGAAUCCACUACCCCAGCUCCACACUGUAUUCUCUUUCAUGCAGCACUAGGGACAGAUGGGUUAAAAAUACUGGAAUUAAUUUUAUUGGGCACAAAUAAAAUGACAAAUGAUAUUUACCAAGAGCAGGAAGAGAAACAAACAAAACUACCUAAUCCGGUUAUUAGCAUGUCAUUAUUACCACACUAACACAUUUCGGACCAAAUGGAUCUUUCUCAACGUGCAUACAAGUCCAUUUUUCUUGCUUGUCUUUUUACAAGGGAGCCCUCCGGUAAUUCUCCCACCAUUUCCUUGGUCCUACUUCUCUUGUUCCCAUUUACCUCUUUGCGUUCAAAUGUCGCUACGUCGGCACAUCCAUGCGUGUGACGUAGUUUGUGACCCAGCUCUUGUCAAAGCAUUCAAAGUCAUCAUGCUCUUGUGUGCGGCGCCAGGCCUGAUCAUGUGAUCUAUAUGUUAUACUUGAAUUGGCAAGAGCGAAAUUUAAUUUUAUUUGUGGGCAAAAUGCACAUUUUAGUCCCAUUUACAUAAUUUAUACAAACGGAACCUUGUCAACAUGGAUAAAUAUUAGUCUCUAGAAAGAUUAUGAAGCAAUCACUAAUCACACAGUCCAAAUUACAUGUAUACCUGUGUAUGGUUUGCAUAAAAACAUUUAAAAACAUUAAAUGAAAUCUAUUUAAACUGUAUUCCAUAAAACAUCAAUAUUUCAUAGCAAAAACCAUUUAACACACGAUAGAAAGUAUAUAAAUGGGCAUUAAAAACAUAAGUGGAAUGUACACUCCGUAAAGUGCUGGUGUACAUUAUGAUAAAUGUUUUAUUAUAAGUGUAUCCUUAUUCUCACCUUUAAAACUCAAGAUAUUUUUCCUAUAGAUUGAUAACCACAAGAGUGUUAAGUAGAUAUAAUCUUUUAUUGCGUGCAAUAUGAAGAAUGUUAUAUCUAACUAGCAGACUUUUUCCACAAUCCAAUGGGUGUUUCAUUGGAUAUGGUUUAAUCAAUUUAAUAAAAUGUUCGCUCUUGCUGAUUAAAAUAUGGCGCUUGGAUCACAUGAUCAGGUCCGAAGCCGCACGCAUGGGCCUGAUUACUAAAUGCUCUGACGAGAAUUGGGACUUGAACUACGUCACACGCAUGGACACGAUGGCGUAGUGACAUUUGAAAGCAAUGAGGUAUGUGGAAGCAGAAAACUGAGGACCGAGGAAAUUACAGGGAAAGGUGACGAAAUUACCAGAGGGUUACUUUAUAAAGAAGCAAAAACAGAGAAUUGCUUGUAUGCACUUUGUGAAACAUCCAUUUGGUCGAAACGCAUUAAUGCUUUUUAUGUGCUUUAAUUGUGCCCAAUAAAAUUUAUUCCCCUAUUUUGAAGCUGUCUGUCUCCUGUGCUGUGUUGAGCUAGGAUUGCAGAUUCACUGGGAAGUGGACACGUUUUUGCAUCCCAACAGUCUCAGCCUGCUAAGUUAGGCUCAGGAUUAUGUGAGUGUGGUGUAUACCACUGUGUUACGGCUUAUAUGUUCUUCUGCACCAUGAUCUGUUUUAUGCUUAAUUGUUUUGGGAGUGUUAAUUACAACAAAAAAUUUGGUAAUAUUUUAUCAAUCUAUUUGGACUGUUAGUGCACUGUCACCAAUUUUUGUGAUAUAAAUGUUUACUUAAUUGAGAUAAAGUUGUUAUGGUGCACAGAGUGUUUGGUAAAAUAAUAUAUGCCUUUAAGUUCAGAUUUUCUUUUUAUUGCUUCCCAUGCUACAGUUAUAAGUAACUUAGCAUACAAUAGGUAAAUGUGUACAUGUACAAUGUAGUGUUUGAGAGUCCAAUCGAUUUUUAUUUUAUUUUAUUUUUAUUUAUUAUUAUUUUUUACAUAACCACAAGAGUCUGUGUGAUAAUACAUGUAUUUCUUUUUAAUAGGUGCUAAUGUACAUGCAACAACUGCCACGGGUGAUACAGCUCUUACAUAUGCUUGUGAAAAUGGUCAUACUGAUGUUGCAGAUGUGUUACUACAGGCUGGGGCAGACUUGGUAAGUUAGUUCUUCUUUGAUGUACUAAGGAGGGCAGUGGUAUAUUUUUCUUUACGUCCGCUCUCCAGCCAUCAAAAUAAUAUAAUUUUAUUUUUAUUUACUCCCAGACAUAAAGUAUAGGUUGAUAGACAUGGUUACAAAGUGGCGACAUAAAUAUUUUUUGUUCUGUUUAGUAAUCUCCAGAAUUCCAAAACAGACAACAAUUCUACGCAAUCUAUAUCUUUUGGUGUUCCGCACAUGGAAACUGUGUGUAAAUAACAUUGGUGGUUUGACUUGUUUUUGUUUUGUUUUUUUAUGCAUAUUCAAUGGAAAUCAGUGCAGUUUAAUAUCUUGCCAAAAAUCAACUUGUAAAAUAAAAUGUUUUAGCAUGCUUUACAUUUCCAGUGUCCUUUGUAUAACAUUUUAAUGUGGUUAAAGGGCUUUUAUUUUUCUUCUAGGAACAUGAGUCUGAAGGGGGAAGGACUCCUUUAAUGAAAGCAGCAAGAGCUGGUCAUGUCUGCACUGUUCAAUUUCUCAUAAGCAAAGGUAGGCUUCAAUUAUAUAUAUAUUUUUUUAAUUGAAUAAUUCGAUGAUCCAGUAUAACUUUAAAUGCACACUCUAAACACCACACCAAUUUAAGCUUAAUUAAGUGGUUGUAGUAAAUAGAUUAUAUCCAUGAUGUCUCACUGUUCAAUUCUGUCAUUUUGGAGUUAAGUCACUUUGUUUAUGCAGCUCUAGCCACAUCUCCCUUCCCUAUGACUCGUAUAGCCUCCCUGCACACUUCCUGUAAGGAGUGAUCUAAUUUUUAAAUUUCUUUUUAUUGAAAAUUCUGUUUUAUUUAGUAUUUCUCAUCUCCUGCUCUAAGAGCCUGCAGGAUACUAGUUCAUGAUUUAAAGCAGCUGUUACUUUUUGAAACCCUUGGCUGAGAGCCGCCGAGGGAUCCUUUACUCUGUAUCACCCAAUGCACUCCCAUCAACCACUUUUCAAUCCUGGGAACGGAUUGUUACCAUUUUAGAUGGUUUUCUAGUCCCUCCAUGCCUUCUUUCUAGGCACCGCCAUCUUUAAUUUUCUAAAAUGGAGGUGCCCAUAAAUAGUAUCCUUUCCUCUAUAGCCCCAUAGCACGUGACAUUAUGUGCAUGUCCAGUUUAUAUUGAGACUCUGGAGUCUCUAAACGGUAUUGAGUAUACACAGUGGGCCAGUGACAAAGUUGUCCAGGGCAAUGACUAAAGCUCCAGCCAUGUCAACUUUUGUCAACUAGCUGGUUCUACAUAAGGAAAAGUAGUCAGUACUUCUCCUUAUGUAUAACUUACCAAAAAAAAGUGUCUCGGUAGAAAAAAAUCAAUGUGCUUAUAAGGUGGAGUUUUGGGACAGUGACAGUCACUUUAAGUUAUAUUAACAUACAUAAAGGGAAUCAACACAGUAAAGGGGGAGACCAUAUUUAAAAGGGAAAAACUACUACAACAAGAGGACAUAGUCUUAAAUUAGAGGGGCAAAGGUUUAAAAAUAAUAUCCGGAAGUAUUACUUUACUGAAAGGGUAGUGGAUGCAUGGAAUAGCCUUCUAGCUGAAGUGGUAGAGGUUAACACAGUAAAAGUUUAACCCCUUAAGGACACAACAUGUGUGACAUGUCAUGAUUCCCUUUUAUUCCAGAAGUUUGGCCCUUAAGGGGUUAAGCAGGUGUGGGAUAGGCAUAAGGCUAUCCUACCUAUAAGAUAAUGCCAGGGUCUAAUGAAAGUAGUUAGAAAUUUGGGCAGAUUAGAUGGGCCGAAUGGUUCUUAUUUUCUGUCACAUUCUAUGUUUCUAAAGUAAGCACAAUAUGCUAUAACAUCAAACCAUUUUUUGGGGACUGUGUGAGUCACAGCCAGAGUAGUUGGUACUAAGGCAGCAAAAACAAUCAAAAUUGAUUUAAUUUUUAAAAGACCGAAUUGAGCAGUGAGACUGCAAGGGCAUAAUCUAUGCACAAAAACUGCUUCAUUAAGCUAAACUUUUCUGGUGCUUAGAUUAUCCCUUUAAGAAUUUAAUUUGUCUUAAAUAUAUGUUUUCUUCUUCAGCUUUGUCUGUCUCAAGGACAUUACUGCCUGUAAAUUUCCAUUAUCUUGUGCAAAUAUAAAAAAACAUAUGCAACCUUUUUCUUCUGUAUACAAUGUACUAUUAAUAAUUCAUAAUGUAAAACUGGGAAAUAAAGAAAGUGAGUUUCUGAACACGCAUCAGUAUAUCGCAGUAAUGGACAAAUCUUAGGAGCAAAGUAGCCAUAGCUUCUAAAGUGUUGAUUCCAUGCUUUUCAUGCAGGAUUUGAUUUUCUUUUGUAGAUAUUCAAUGCUAACAAAUCUAAUAUUUAACUUGAUAUAAUCAGUAUGGUUCCUGUGCUAAAUAAAUGAGCCUAGCCCCUCAUUGGAAUUAUAUACUCUGUUUGGGGUUGCUUAUGGGUAUGCCAUGUUCAUGUAACAAAAUUGUUAGCCAUUUUAAAAUACAUGUUAAAGUUGUAGUGUUUGAGGAAAAGAACAUUUGCUAUAGUUGAUGAAUUUUGGAACCUUUUUUCCUUUAGGUGCAAAUGUGAAUAGGACAACGCUGAAUAAUGACCAUACAGUGCUCUCUCUUGCCUGUGCUGGGGGGCAUUUGGCUGUGGUAGAGUUGCUUUUGGCUCAUGGGGCUGAUCCCACACACAGAUUAAAGGUAUACUCAUUUUUUUAUUUAUAGAUUUGUCUGUAUGAUGACCAAUAUCAGUUUGGCAAAUGUUUAGCAUCAACCAAAAUGAGCAUUUACUUCAUUUAUUAUAAAAUAUGAUAUAUCAAAUAUUAGCAUUUAGCAAAUUUUAUUAGCAUUUAUUUCCCCUCCUUUACCCCAAUCAUUUGUUUCUCUAGCAAAACAAGUGUCUUCAUGUGGAUGUUUGGGGUUUGCUUUGCAGUAUGUUGUAGGCUAAAUUGCAAGUUAAGGACUUGAAGACAACAUCACUCUUAUUGAAAAAUAAUACCUGACGGAAUGGGGGAUUUUAAAAAUGCAUGCUUACAUUGGAUUUUUGGCACAUUCUGUAUCCGUUAUUAGAACUGUCAGCUUUGAGUGUUGCUUUUUAAAACAUGUUUUAGGUCAUGCUUAAGUUUCCUUCAUGAUUUACUCUUUAAUUUUGUUUCUAUUUGCAGGAUGGGUCUACAAUGCUUAUUGAAGCUGCAAAAGGUGGUCACACUAGUGUGGUUUGCUACUUGUUGGAUUACCCCAAUAACCUUCUUUCUGCACCUCCACCUGAUGUGACACAGUUCACACCACCCUCCCAUGAUUUAAACCGGGUAACAUUUAUUUCUGAUCACUAUUUAAAUGUUUUGAACGGAAUUGUCUCAAAUCUGUUCAUGUCUAUUAAUGUCACUUAUUUUUAUAGCACAAAGCUACACAUCUGUCUUCUAUACCUGGUAUCAUGUUUCCAAAUGUAUUUACUUUGUAUUCUCUAAUAUGAAUGUUUUUAAUUCUGUAACAUUUGACUAGUUUUUGUAUUAUUAUUAUUAUUAUUAUUAUUAUUAUUAUUAUUAUUAUUAUUAUUAAACACAACUCCUAGAAAUGUUGGCAAUGACAGUGUCCAAUGUUUUAGGCUCCUCGUGUACCAAUGCAGGCACUGCCAAUGGUCGUCCCACCCCAGGAACCAGACAAACCUCCUGCUAGUGUCGCUACAAGCCUUCCCAUCAGAAACAAAGGUCAGUUUUAGCUUUCUAUACUUUUUUUUUUUUUUUUUCCUCUCCUUUUGGUGUAAAGUUGGUUUUUGGGCUCAUACAUUUUCAUACACUUUCUCUAGGCAUAAACUCUUAAAGAACUGAUAACUCAAAACUGCUAAGACACUUUAUAGCGAUCUUUUUCUCUUCCUUUCAAGUUUAUGGCUAGUUGUAGGGUUAAACCACAAUAUAUACAUCCCCUGUUUAGGGCCGAACCGUAUUCUUUGACAUUUUCCCUACAUGUGAGAAAAGGUUUAUAUUAAAAUGUACCAGGCUUUGGCGCUGUUCACACAUGUACUCCAGAUACAAAACAAAAUUGGAUUUCAUGCUCUUAAUUUGCUGGUGGUAUUCCUAUCCUGACAUUACUAGCACAUAUGCGAUUUAGUUUGUGUCACACAAUGUGGCAAAAAAUUACCUAUGCAAAAUCGGGAGCAACUGUGAAUUUGGAAUAGUGACCAGAGAAUUUAAUGGAAUCUUCCACUGCUUUUCCUAUGUGUAUUACUGUGCCCUCAAAAUUGCUAAAAUUCUGGCUUUAUGAAUAUAAGGAAAGCCAAAUACAAAGCAAUUUCACAGUAGAGAAACUAAAAUGUAAAUCAUGUUUGCAUUGGAUGUUUAGGCAAGUUAUUUGUAACCUCUUUGUUUAUGCAUUUUCAUAUUGUACCUAACAUUUUGCACCUAUGUUUUCCCUUUAGAAGCAGUUUUGCUUUUGAGUGUUUUUUUUUUAUUUUAUUUUUUUUAAAUGUGUUAUGUUCUUUGUCUCACCUUUUUGUAGACUGGUUUGGUUCUUUAUUUUGUACUUUUGUGUUUGUUUGAUUCUCUCUCGUCGUUGUCCUGCCUUAUAGAAAAAACAAUAUUAUAAUUAUAUUUGGACUUUAUUGCAUAGAUUACUGCAAGGAGAUAGUUAUUGAUGGAAAACAGUCUUUACCAACAUGUCUGCCAGUGUGUCUCUUCUAACCAAAAUUCAUGUAUUAAAGUCCACAGUCUGGACUUUGUCUGAUCUAUUCACACUGGAACAAGUUAAUUUAUGUUCUCUUUUUCCCAAUUAUAAUUGAGUGAAGUGUAUAAAUGGUUUUAAAAAGUUUUUCUAUGGCUUGACUGCACUAGGUAUUCUUAAGCCUUUUGUUGUGAUCCAGAAUUGUUGUCAGUGCAUAUUCAAGGGGUCUCAAAUUGUCGAAUUGGUGGAAAUCGUAAACUUUAUCAGUGACUGUAUACAAAAUUAUUCUAUGCAUACUGUGAUUUUAAAAUAUUAUUGCUAGCACACAUUAAAUGGAUAGCUUGUUUUUCAAGUAACCAGAAUCACUAUUUUUAAAAGGCCAACACUUUGCUGUAGGUACAGUUGGAAAUUCUGAUGACUGUUAGAGGAGAGAGAAACCCUGUUAAAUUAGCAUACAUUUAGAGGAAGAUAAUUAAAUGGUGACCAAAUAAAUAGCAUACUCAAAUGAGUUUACAGUUUAAAGAAUGUGGGAUGCUGGUGCACAAGAGGUAAAGAAAAAAGUCUAAAAGGGUGAGAUUGCCAGGUAUGGACAAAUUACUAAUAUUGACGGUGUUGGAUUUUAUUAAAAUUCCAACAUAAUAAAUAUAUCAUGUCUUUGUCUUUUGGUCAAUUCAUACAGAUGUUGCUAGCAGUGGCGUAGAUUCCUGGCACCUAUGAAGGAGUUAUGGGUGUGUUUUGAAGUGAUCAUGGUGUCUGGAGUCUGUGCAGUCUCAGUAUAAAACACUGCACAUACAUAGUUUACAUGCUUUGCUACCAGAGGUGGAACUCCAGAUUGGGCAACGUCAUAGGGAUAACAUCAAUUCUGUGGUCAAAUGGUCAUGCUAGUGUGUGCAGAGAACGGUCAGCUGACACUUGAACCCAAUGUAUCGUGACUGGAUCAGCUUCUGCAGCGCAGAAGUAGUGCAUCAUCUAGCAGGGUUAGGAGUCACGGAGCCAGGCGGUGACCUGGGUAAGAGGGCAAGCCAUUAAUAAACUAUUUGCGUUAUUACCGGGGAACCUGAUCAGUACAUCAUAACCACUAAAAUAGGUUGUAAUAGAUUUUGAGCUUGAAGAAACCCUUUAAGUGAUUUCUUAAAGCAAGCAAGCAAGAGUUGGAGAUGCAGGUGCAAAUAGAAGUCAAACAUUGGUCCCUAGCAAAGCGGAGGUCAAAAAAUUGUUAGUUUGCUGGUGCUGGCCCCUGAUCUUCCUCCUUGGCUGACAUCAGAAGUAAUGAUCUCAGCCAAUCACAAUUUUGUCCCAUAGGAAAGCAUUGGAUUGGCUGAGAUUAAGUCUGAUCUCAUCCAAGGAUGGAGGCCCGGGGUGGAGCCAAAACCCAACCUGGCCAAUCCGCAUAGAUGCAUUGAUUCAAAAGCUCAGAGUCUCACACUCUGCAGCACUGCCCCCGGAAGCACCUCUAGUAGCCAUCUGAGCUGUGGCCACUGGAGGUGUCCCUAGGCUGUAAUGUAAACACUUCCUUUUCUUGAAAAUACAGUGUUUACUGCAAAAAGCCUGCAUGGACUGACUAUGCUCACCAGAACUACAUUAAGCUGUAGUUGUUCUGGUACCUAUAGUGUCCGUUUAAAUACUAAGGCAUCUUAAAGUUUAGAGUUAAAUUUUUUUAUUGGAUUACAAUAUUUUUUUUGCACUUAAAGGCGUCCAGAGUUUUAGACUGAAUUUGAAUUAAGCAGUUUUUCAGGCACAGAAGAGUGACCGUUGAUAUUAUGGUAUUUAUAUAGCGCAGUCUGAUGCAACUUCACAAGAUCGAGAAAUCAUGGUUGACCGGUUUAGAAUUUGUACAAUACAUAAGAUCCAGCUCACUCACUUAUCUACUAAACAGCAACUUCAAUGACAGAAUUUAUUAGUAUAUUUUUUUUUUUUUUAAACCUACUCUAUGGAAAAUAAUGGGUAUUUAUUUACAUUAUAUGAUCAUACAUUGCAUAAGCCUGCCACAACAUUAAUGUACCCCAUCUUUGACAGGUCCUACUCUGACAGCCUAAUGUCUUCUUCAUGGGCUACUUACUCGGGGGCGAAACAUUCCAUCUGGAAUUCUCUGCAGUACAAGGCUAAAUAGGGCCCUGGGAUGGGGCACCUGUGACAGGGAGGGAUGCAAAACCAGGAGUUGGCUAGACUCCCAAAUCCUCCCUGCAGAACCUCAUUUAUGCAUGUUCAGGUGAGUGCAGCCCACUGGUUUCAUAUCUAUCUCCAGGGGGCUGCACUCACCUGAACAUGCAUAAAUGGGGUGCUGCUGGGGGGCCAAUUUAUACAUAUCUCUCUAUCCAAAUAUUAUAAGUAAGAUGGCUAAAAUAAAUGUGGGUAUAAGAAUAAAGUGCAAUGAAAAGCGCUUUAGUGAGAAUUAAUAAUUGAAUACCACAUUUAUACUGGGAUGGUAAGCUGUCCAAUAUAGUACCAGAUUUUUCAAAACUUUGAUACAUUUAGGAAAAGAUAAAGAUUACCUAGUAUAAAAAUCGCACAAACAAAAAUAAAACUACAAAUGCAUUGUAGUUACAAAACGUACAGCAACGAUGGACAGAAACAGCGCUAUUCAUGUUCAAAACAGACCCUGAGCCAAGUCUGCACAGCCAUUCUGCUAACCAUUGUGAAAAUCCAAGCUGAUUUCCCUCAUGUCCCUUUUUGUGCUUUUUAGCUUUUCUAAGUGUAUUCAUGUUUUGAGGAAUCUAGUACUGUUGUAUAGUGGACUCCUUACCAUCCCAUUAUCAAUUUUCAUGUAGGUGUUUUUUUUAUUAUCCGCACAUUAAUUUUAGCCAUUCCACAUAAUUUAUAUUUAUUUAAAUAACUUGGGAUUACUUAUUCUGAAUGUGGUAAAAUGGAGGAUGUUGUGUAUGAAACUGGGACCUGUAGGAUAAGAAUGGAGAACACUUGUAGUUGUUUAAUUGCUGGUCAGUACGUUUCAACUUCUGCAGUAGAAUGCAGUGAGUGUAAAGGAACUCCAUAUAUAUAUUUUAUCUUUAAAUCUUUGUUAUAAUAUACUUUUUUUUUUUUUUUUAAUCUUCACUUGUCUACUUUUUCCACACCUCGUUCUGACAGCCAUAUUUAUACGCUUUUGACUAUAUUCAUAUUGUCCAUUGAUUUUAAAAAAUCACUGCUAUUUCUGUCAGUCCAUGGGUGCCAAAUUUAAAAAAAAUAAACUUGCCCAAAACACUAAAGCAGUAUCCCUGCCUUCUUGCCUGGACGCUAAAUUUUAUUAAAUAAGAUUGGGAUCCCUGCCGAGUGCCAUAGAGAUUAACAGGGCUAUUUGAUAAACUCUUAACUUUCACAAAUUAAUUCUGGAUAGAAAAAUUAGGCAAAAAUAGGUCAUUUGGAAAAAUUCUCUGAUAUAGUUACAUUAUAGUUGUAUUUGCCAUCGUUCUGACAUUUUGGUUUAUUUAGCAAAAAUGAAUUUUAUUUAAUUAACUUGAAUACAAACCGUAAAAGGAUCGGUGCUAAUUAACAAAAAACUAAGGGGCAGCAACCCAGAUAAUGGGAUCCCUCUCGAACCCUUUAAUAGAUCAAAAACAAAGGGGAAAGUGCUGCACCUUAAAUUACACAGUAUAGAUGGUAAAUUACCAGAGAGAGAGAGAGAGAGAUAGAUAUAUAGAUAUAUAUAUAUAUAUAUAUAUAUAUAUAUAUAUAUAUAUAUAUAUAUAUAUAUAUAAUCUCUAUAUCUCUCUAAUAUAUAUCUCUAUCUAUAUCUAUAUAUAUAAUAUCUAUAUAUCUAUAUAUAUCUAUAUAUAAUCUCUCUCUCUCUCUAUAUAUAUAUAUAAUAUAUAUAUAUAUAUAUAUAUAUAUAUAUAUAUAUAUAUAUAUAUAUAUAUAUAUAUAUAUAUAUAGAGAGAGAGAUAUUAUAUAUAUAUAUAUAUAUAUAUAUAUAUCUAUAUAUAAUGGGGGCUACUAAAACCAAUGUGGAAAAAAUAUACAAUAGUCCCAGAAUAGUCUUUUGUAAAAGAUACCCUUUUCAGUGGUUAUGCAUGUAAGUAGGGUUCUGGAUCUGGUGGGAAAGAUUAAAUCAGAUGAAAAGUUCUUGUAGGUUUCAAAAUUCCUUGUAGAAGUCCAUAUAUAAAGACAAAAAAGCGAAAAACUCCAAUAGUGCAAUAUGUCAAUUCAACCAGAAUAGGUAUAAGAUAGCGAUGGGUUACUCAUAUUCAUUGGAGCUUGUAGAACAUUCAGUGGUUUAAUCCCUUUUUACAGGAUAUGAUGUAGGUGUCCAUAAUAGGCAAAGUGCCAGCAACCCAAAAUAAAGGGAUACAAAUACAACAGAGAGUGCUCUCUAGGAUGAAAUAUAUAUAACCAAAGGUAGAGCAGACCAACUGCUCUCUGAUUAAAGCGCUGUUGGUAUAAUUCCCACCUAGGAUACUUGAAGUGAAUAAAAGCAUAAUAGAAAUAAAAGGUGCCAGGAGAUAUUUUGUUAUAUAGAAUGAUACAAAGGUAUUUGACACCGUACACAAGUGGUGACCAAAAAUCCUUUAUUCAAAUAAAAUACAAAUUAAUAACAUUCAUCACCCGUUUCACCAAUAGGCUUUAUCAAAUGGAGAAAAACUUUUAAGCAUUGGCUAGGGAGUUUAAAUGGCAACCACAACACAUGUGCUGUGGCUGCCGUAUUUGUAAGAGCAGAAGGACCUCUCGUGAGGAGAUUUAUUUAUUUUCUUCGCUCUCAUAUCUGUGCCUUGACAUGAAGUGUCUGCUGUGGCAUUGACUGAGAGCUGGGAGAGAAAAAUAAAAACAUUUUUAAAUAGGUUUGUUUCUCUCAAUGCUAGCACAAUGUAUAGAUUACGUUUUAUGUUCUAGGUCUAGAAUAUAAAUAAAAAUGGGACUACAAAUUACCACAUUUUGUUCAUCAAAUAAAUUUUCAGAGACUACUUUGAACAUUUGUUUUUUUGUUUUUUCCAUUACGAUGAUAAUACUCCAUUACAAUGCCCGUCCCAGUUUUACUUCCUCUGUGUACCGCAUCCGGGGACACCAGGGAACGGUCUCCUGCAGCCAACACGAGUGCAUUGUUAAGCCCACCUGCUCCGUGCAGCAUGCAUUAUGACCAUUCAGAGAGUGCUUUAGCAGAGUUCCCUGCACAGACCUGUCAGAAAUAGGCCAGCCAAAUAAGCUGUCGCACACCUCUUCUGGGUAAAGCCACCCAUUAUUGACGUUGGGGCUCAGUAUAGGGAAAGCCUGGCUGCGCUUCAGGCUGCUAGGGAUUAAGAAUCUCGAGUAAAUGGUGAGUAAACAGUUUAGUGAUGAUAUGGGAAUUGGUGGCCACGGACUCCAAACACCAUAACCACUUCAAUUGUUAAAGAUGCUAUGGUGCCUACAGUGCUCCUUUACUAGAAGUGUUGUGUUCUGUUUUUCGUUUUCUUGUGUCAAAAGUUUAGUUCCAGCCUUGUUUACAAAAUAGUUUCUUCAUAUUUUCUUUUUUUUUUUUGUAUUUUCACCAAAUGCUUUUCAGAAUUCUUUAAGUUCUUCUGUGCAUUACUUAUAUUAGAAUCCAUAAAGAAAAAUGUCUGCGCACACAUGAAUAGGCAAAAAGGCACUCUAAGUUUGAAUUUCCCACAGCAAGCCGACAAUGUUUCAGUUUAAAAGUAUUUGUUUAAGUAUUUUAACCUAUUUUAAGACCUAUUGUUAAGUCAAAACAUUGUUUAUUUAGCUUGCUGUGGGGACAGAAAUAGGUUUGCCGUGCUUUUUUACCUUUCGAUGUGUUCUUUUUUGGCUUUUAUAGUGAAUAGUUGCAGAACCAUCAAGGAGUGGGUGCAUGCAUGCGUGGACCUUUUUAGUACGUUCCUAGAAUAAUAAACUGACCAUUUAAAUGUAAUCCCUGAACAUUAUCAUUUUCUUUAUUUAUGGCAAACACUCUUCCUAAUUCUAGCCCAUUUAACCUUUUUUGUAUCUAGGAUACUUCUUUAGUUUGCUUAGUUUAAAUGGCUUCUCUCUGUGUUGGUGGUGGGGAAUUUCUUUUUAGAGUUACAUAUGGAGAAGUGGGACCCUUGAAUAUGCUGCUUUUUGGAUUUUAUAUUCUAGCUAUUGUCUGUAUCUGUGCUUUGUUAGGUGUUGGUUAAGUAACUUGCCUCAUCAUCCUUGUUUUAUUCAAAUUCAUGAUCCAGGUUAUUGUAUAAACUAUGCUAUUUUAUAUAUGUCUCCUUUUAACAUAUGGAGAUCUAAAACCGUUUUUGUGGGUUUAAAGGGUAUCGCACUUUGCCAAAAUUUGGCACAGAACAUUAUUUUAAAAAAAAAUUCACCACACUACAUAGGGCUUCAUAGUUUGAUAGCUGCUCUCAAUUUUCUUAGAAUCACUAAACACUUUCUUCCCUUUUUGUAUAUUUCUAGACACUGCUUAACGUUAUGGGUACAUGUAGCCUGUCUUAUUCUGUUUCAUGCUUUUGUGGAAGGACAUGCCUAUACUAAUUCCUUAAUCCUUCCUAUGCUUGGCUUAGCCAUGAGAAUACCGUUAAUUUUGCGCUUCCAUUUGGUUCUGAGGGGGUUUCUUUUUCACACAGCUGCUUCUAAGCAGAAGUCCAGUGGCCAUGUGCCAGACGGUGGCCAGGAUGCGCAAGGGUACAUCAGCAGUCAGUCUCCAGAGAGCAUUGUAGAAGAAGCUCAGGGAAAGCUGACAGAAUUGGAGCAGAGAAUCAAAGAAGCCAUUGAAAAGAAUGCCCAGCUGCAGUCACUGGAGCUGGCCCAUGCUGACCAGCUAACCAAGGAGAAGAUUGAGGAACUGAACAAAACCCGUGAAGAGCAGAUCCAAAAGAAACAAAAGAUUUUGGAAGAGCUUCAAAAGGUUGAAAGGGAACUACAGCUAAAGACCCAGCAACAGCUUAAAAAGCAGUACCUUGAAGUGAAGGCGCAGAGAAUCCAGCUUCAGCAACAACAGCAACAACAAUCCUGCCAGCAUUUGGGACUCUUGACCCCCGUAGGGGAAGAGAUCACAGAGGUAGACUAUACCCAUUUACAGCAGGUUGACACUAUCCUGCUCAAAGAUGACUCUCAGCAGACUGCAGUACAGAUGGGCUUUUCUCCUAUGCAGCCUCUGGCAAUUCCGCAAGCUUUGCCUUUGGCAGCGGGUACCCUUUCCCCUGGGCCCAUUGCAAAUCUUGCAGACCUUCAAGGAGUUAUAGUGGGACAGCAAGAACUGGGUCAAGCACAGCUAUCAGGUCUGGGACCUACAGUCAUGUCAGAAACACAAGAAGGGUUAAUGGUAGCCAGCCCUGCUCAGACACUCACUGAUACUCUGGAUGACAUCAUGGCAGGUGGGUAUGAUGAAUCAAGCCGGUUUCAAUUGGUGUAUCUACCAUUAUACGUGAAGGGGCACAUAUAUUUCCCCAUAGAGUGAGCAUGACAGUGUCAAAUUUCUAGGUCAUGCUUUUGCAUUUGUAAAAUAAUUGUUAAAAAUUUUUUUUAACAUUUUCUUACUUAUGUUCUCUGGGACCUCUAGUAGGUCAGGGUUUAAAUUAUUAAAGACUUCAUCCUUAUUAGAUGUGCAUCUAAAUCUUCACCUAUUGGAGGUCCUUGAGGGUUUGAGUUGGAUAAUGUUAAAUUUAAGUUAAUUAACUAUUGUAUUAGAUUUUCUGCAGGAUAUAUAUAUCUUUAGUAUAUAAUCUGAUCAAUUUAUAUUGUGCAGCAAUAUUCACGAUUUUAAAGCACCUUGUACAUCGAUGUAGUAGGUUGUUUUUUUUGUUUUUUUUCUCCUUUAAGAAUGCUUAGGUUUUUCAUGCAACUGUGACUGCAUUAUUGUCAUAGUUGCAUUAAAUUUUAUUUUUUAUAUAUAUAUAUAUUUUAGUCUUAGUAUGAUUUUACUAUAUUUAUGUUUUAAGAUGAAACUUAUUGCCAUUGUGUUUUCCCAUGUAUUCACUCUGGUAAGUUCAUAUACAAGCCUUUUGUGUUUGUAUAUAUUUGCGUAUAAAUAUUGUGCAAAGUCUUGGGCUAUGUUGAAAAAUGUUGCGUAAUGUCAUUAUUUUGUGUGGUCUCCCUUGAAAUGUAUAUGUCACUGUAAACAUUUUGGUUUCAAAUUAAAUAUUUUGAAAUAUCGUCUAUACAAGGUGCUAAAAUGUCGAGAUAUAAAAUGCAAUGAUAUAGUACCUACUUUUACUUGUCAGUUCUUAGAGGGCUGUACCAUCACCGAAUCCUCUCCCAGUCAGCCUUCAUGUUUUUUGUCACAGAAACUACAGUGACUGUGCUACAGUUGAUAGAAUUAAUUCCCUGUUAAGCAUGUUAAACUCUUGAUGUGGAGGCACUUGCAAUGGAAUCAGUGUGAUAGUCAUGCGAAAAUUUGCUUAAAAGGAGCAAUGAAUCCAGUUUUUUUUUUUUGCUCUAAUAAGUUGAGUUGUAGUUCAACUGCUUCUUACAGUAGAAAACAUCCACAAAACUCAGCAGAAGUAAAAUUAGCAUAGUCUUUCUGCUGUAGCACUAGCUCAUUGCAGAAGCUGUACAAUUUGGCAUUUCCAUCAAAUUAAUAAAACUUUAUUAUGAUUAAUGUUAAACAUUUUUGCAUGUUUUCAAUGAAUUAUCUUCGUGACUCCUUUAAAAAAAAUAAAAAUAAUAAUCGGCUACAUACUUUAAAUAAAAAAAUUGCAGUGGAUAAAACAAAAAGCUUUUUGCAUGUAUGAUCCGCUUUAAAAGAACAUUCCACCAACAUAACUUAUGUGCAUUUUAUUGGUUUUAAACGGUUUUUGUCUCAUACUCAUGCUGUAAUUUGCUCCCUGUUCAUAUCUAUUAAGUUUUGCCGUAUAGUUUUGCAGCUUUUACAUUGACAUUUAUAUAGCACCAACUUAUUCAGCUGUGUAUGUUAUAAAGGGUAAACGUUAACAAUAAAUGAGACAAUUACAAAAUGUUACAGGAAAAAUAGGUUGGGGACCACACAUGCAGAUGCACACACGUACAGGUCAACAUUUUAGCCAAUCUCCAGUUUCCUACCUUUUGGAUGCAGGGCGAUGGCUUCUGCAGCCUUGGGCUGUUGGGAGUUUGGGGCUUGCGCUACCAGUCCGCCCCCUUCUCUCUGCAUUCUUUACUUCCUCCCAGUGCUGCCAUCAUUAAAGGGGCCUGGUCACACUCAAGAAUAUGCCAUUCUCACUAGUGCUGCCAUACACACAAAAUAUGAAAAUACCUUGCAAGCUAAUGGCUAGCCACUGUUGGUGAGUUUUUGCCAAAACAGCUAUUUGGGUCUUCCACUGCAUUUUCUUCACCUUGUACAGUUACUUUCAAAUUCAUGCAUUUUACGGGAGGCCAGACAAAAUAUGGAUAUGCUAUAAAAUAAAAAUUCUGAAAACUUUGUAAUUAUAUUGAGGGGUUUUAUUGAACGCUGAAGUUGCACCAUAGUUAAUUGUAAUGCGUGUGAUGCAAAGUGUUCUUGGGUGCCACCCCAAUUUAUUUAUUUAUUUUUUCCCCUUGUUAGAUUUCUUGAUAUAUUUAAUAAAAACCUGACCUCUCUAAGCCAUUUUCUGUAACUUGGAUAUUGCAGACUCUUCCAUAUUAUUGGUUUAAAGCUGUCUUACCUUAGAGAGCAAUGUUAGGCUAUGAGUACUGGUGAUGCUUCACUCUGCUCUCAAGUCUAUGAUUGCCCCUCCAUGAUUGAACAGGUAUGGAUUCAUAAUGGGAGUGCUCCAGUUUAGAUAAAAUCACUUUUUGACAUCCAAAACGGGGUGGCAAACAAAAACUCUUAAAUGUUUUAAUUUGUGUAAAGAUGUUUUGUUUUCCCCCCACCUCUAUGGCCUAAGACUUACAAUAUUGUUUAAGUAUAUUCACACAAACACGUUAUGUUUGUGCUUGAGAUUGUAUCUGUUUUGUACAUGUGUGGUUUAUCUGCCUUUAUAGCAGAAUAACCACAUUGCCAACAUCUGGGGCAUUUUAAAUAUGGUCAGUUACCAGAAAAAAAUACCCCUAGAAACAUUUGUCCUUUUUGUUAUUUUAAAACCUUUUCAACAAGAUCCCAAAAGCUUUGCAGAGUAUAAUAGCACCACAAAUAGUCAGCAGCAAAUAUUUCUGCCUUGAUAAUCCAUUCAUUGAAAUGCCUUAAAUGCACACUUCUACGCAAUAUACAAUUUGAAUACAGGAAAAAUUAAUGUUUAAGAUGUAAUUAAGACUAAAUUUUAGAAUAUAUGUGCUUUUUACAAAUUUAGAAUAUUAUAUGCCAGUAUAGAUAUAUACACAUUAUUUUUUGAAAAUUAAACCUUAAAUGCUGGUCAAAGAUAAAUCACUUGAAUGGAUUAUUAAGUAAUCUAAUUUUGCUAUAAACCUCCUUCUAGGUAAUAUUUUAUGUUCAUGUAAAAGGUGUGCUGCACUAAAAAUAUAUACUUGUUAAGGCUAACGUGUCCUGUAGUGUUAUUCGCUAAAGUGUGUGUUUUUGGUAAUUCAUAUUUAACUUUACAUUUUUUCCCCCCCACAAAUUCACACUUUAAUAAAUAACCCUGAUGGUUUAGUUUGCUUUAUUCCAUAAAAUCCAACGCUUUAAUAGAUCUUUUAUAGCCAGACUAAGUGUAGACAUUUUAUUCAACAGCAGUGAGUGGAAGAACAUCUGCAAUCUCAAACACUCCUACCCACAGCAUUGCAACUUCUAUAUCCCAACCUCAGACGCCAACUCCAAGCCCCAUCAUUUCUCCUUCAGCCAUGCUGCCUAUCUACCCAUCCAUAGAUAUUGAUGCACAGGUGAGUUAAAGUUUAUGCACUCCGUAUGCAUGUAUAUGCUACUAAGCAUUAGUGGACUUUAUAUCUGUCGUAUCUUUCUAGUAUUUAGUACCACGUGUUUGAUGUGCUUUUUUUUUUUUUUUUUCCUCAGACUGAAAGUAAUCAUGAUACAGCUCUAACUCUUGCCUGUGCCGGUGGCCAUGAAGAACUUGUGCAGACCCUUUUGGAAAGAGGAGCCAACAUUGAGCACAGAGACAAAAAAGGCAGGUCUCCUAUCAUGUUUAGUCAACUUUUGUUGUUUUAGUAACCACUGAAGCAUAUCCUGUUUUUAGCUAUUGUUUUUUUAUGUGCAGUUAUUACAAUUCUUUUUUUUUUUGUUCGUUUUUUAAACCUAUUGUUUUGCAGGUUUUACUCCACUAAUUUUAGCGGCUACUGCUGGUCAUGUUGGUGUGGUAGAAAUCUUGUUAGACAAUGGUGCUGACAUUGAAGCUCAAUCUGAGAGGACCAAAGACACACCACUAUCUCUGGCUUGCUCUGGUGGCAGACAAGAGGUGACCUUGCAUACCUUUCUAUGUUAAAAUUUUGGGGUUUUUUUUGUAUAAUUGCAUAAAAUAUACAAGGAUAGGGCACCACAAUCACAAUGGUGUGAUAUUUACCACUUAUGAUAAGUCCAUACAUAAAAGGAAAAAUAAAAAAUAUUGUAGUAUUUAUUAAAAAUAAAAAACUUUCUAAAAUCAUUAAAAUCACUCUCUCAAAAAACGUGGCACAACUAGAAAUACUCCUAAAUUGUGCAAAAGAGCUUUUCAGCCACAUAAAGGGUUAAGAGCCCUGGUAUAGUCACUUUCUUGAGUGUCCAAUAGAUACUUGAAGGUCCAAAGAUUUCCUUCAGUUGAGGUAAAAGCUGUGUAAAUUUGUCUGGGCAAUAACUCUCACUAUUGCAACUCAACACGUUUCGUCCUCAUCGACUUUUUCAAGUUCAAAGGUGUGUGUGUUUUUUUUUUUUGUUUGUUAUAUAUAUAUAUAUAUAUAUAUAUAUAUAUAUAUAUAUAUAUAUAUAUAUAUAUAUAUAUAUAUAUAUAUAUAUAUAUAUAUAUAUAUAAUUUUAUUCAGUUUGUAGCUGAAGAAAGUAAGCAAUAAAUCCCAAGUUCAGUCAUUUUGGAAGUAAAGCUUCUUUAUCUGUCACUUCCUGGUCCCUGCAGAAGUAGCAUAUGUGUAGGAUUUUUUUUCUUGUAUCUAAUGCAUUAAAAAUGAAAUCUACUCUACCUUGGAUUCUUUAACAAAUAUAAUCCAUUACACAUAUGACAUUAGUUAUGUAGUUAUAAAUCAAAUUCUGCAUUUGGCAUUUCCAACUACAGAUAAUGUAUUAUCUUUUGGCCCCGCCUCCUUGAUGAUCUCCACUAACCCAUUUGGCAUUUCCAACUACAGAUAAUGUAUUAUAUAUAUAUGUGUAAUGGAUUAUAUUUGUUAAAGAAUCCAAGGUAGAGUAGAUUUCAUUUUUAAUGCAUUAGAUACAAGAAAAAAAAUCCUACACAUAUGCUACUUCUGCAGGGACCAGGAAGUGACAGAUAAAGAAGCUUUACUUCCAAAAUGACUGAACUUGGGAUUUAUUGCUUACUUUCUUCAGCUACAAAUUGAAUAAAAUUAGGCAGGAACAGAGUUCAUUGCACCAUAACCAGUUCAAAUUGAAUAAGAGUUUAUGGUUUGUGGUGUGUCACGUUAAUUCUUUACUUGGCUUAAAGCAGUCUUGUAUAAUGUACUACAACAUAAUGUAAAAAUAUAGUGUACAUAUACUGCAUGCAGCAUAUUGUGUUCUAGAACAAUUUACUUAUAAAGGUUUACAUCAUUGCAUAUGCAAUCGAAUAUUUUCAAGAAAUGCAUAGCGUAAUUCAAACUGUUUUCCUGUUUUAAUGUCUGCUUACAUAAUAGGUGGUGGAAUUGCUGCUGGCUCGCGGAGCAAAUAAAGAGCAUAGAAAUGUUUCUGACUACACACCGUUAAGUUUGGCUGCAUCUGGUGGUUAUGUAAACAUUAUAAAAAUAUUGCUAAAUGCUGGAGCUGAAAUAAAUUCAAGGUAUGUGUUCUUAAAAUUCCAGGAAGUGAAAUGUUGUUCAUUCUUUCAAUUUUUAAUCCACACUGUGUUUAAAUGGCCCUCUAUAGCUCUGUGGUGAUUUAAUUAUUGGAAAUAAAGUACAGUGAAUAUUGGUGUUCAUGUAAAUGGAAUUUCUUUCUCCCCCUUUGUAGAUAUCAUAAAAGAUAAUCAUUAACCACAAUAGAUUUUAAUUGAAAUGUACGAUUAUUCUCACUACCAAUUAAACAGUGGGAACAUUAGAAACCUCUCCUUUUCACACUCCAGCAAUUUUAAGGACUUCACUGAAUGCUUUUUUUUUUUUUUUUUUUUUUGCAGAAUAUUUCAAUAUUUAAAGAGACGCUAUAGUCACCAGAACUACAGCUUAAUUUAGUUGUUUGAGUAUUUACAGAAAAAAACUUGCAGGGACGUGCUAUAAACACAGCCUUUUCAGAAGAAAAGCUAUCUUCACAUUGCUCACUUGAAACACCUCUAGUGGCAACUCCUCAAACAGCAAUUAUAGGUGCUUCCUGGAUGAGUACUCCACACUGUGCAGCACUGACAUUCAGCGUUUCCACAUAUUGCAUUGAUUCAAUGCAUCUUUAGAAUGAUGGCUGGCGUUUGGCCCCGCCUCCUUGAUGAUCUCCACUAACCCAAUGCUUUGGGUUGUUCGAGUAUUUACAGAAAAAAACUUGCGGGGACGUGCUAUAAACACAGCCUUUUCAGAAGAAAAGCUAUCUUCACAUUGCUCACUUGAAACACCUUUAGUGGCAACUCCUCAAACAGCAAUUAUAGGUGCUUCCUGGAUGAGUACUCCACACUGUGCAGCACUGACAUUCAGCGUUUCCACAUAUUGCAUUGAUUCAAUGCAUCUUUAGAAUGAUGGCUGGCGUUUGGCCCCGCCUCCUUGAUGAUCUCCACUAACCCAAUGCUUUUCAUAUUGGGAAAGCAUUGGAUUGGCUGAUAUCAGUUCUGGUGGUGUCAGCCAAGAAAGCAGCCGGGGGGCUGGCGAGGAAAAUGAGGUACAUUUUCUUACCUUUUUAAGAUGGGGGCAAGCUGCCUAAAUGAGGUUAGGAAUACCGGUUUGUGUUUCUGACCCUAUAGUGUUUACCUAAAUGUAGUCCGUGUUUAGCAUUUUAUUGAACGUUGAGUGCAACUGUUUUUGUUUACUCCUCACCCUCUCUUCCACAGAACUGGUAGCAAGUUGGGAAUCUCUCCUUUGAUGUUGGCUGCAAUGAAUGGUCACACUGCUGCUGUGAAGCUUCUCCUAGAUAUGGGCUCAGACAUAAAUGCCCAAAUAGAGACCAAUCGUAACACUGCACUUACAUUGGCCUGUUUCCAAGGGAGAACUGAAGUUGUUAGUUUGCUUCUUGACCGGAAAGCUAACGUGGAACACAGAGCUAAGGUAAUUUAAAAACAAAAAAGUUUGUUUGGUCUUGUAUUUUUUUUUUGUUUUGUUAUUCAAACCCCUUGUGCUAUUUCAAUUGCUUUUGUUUUGAUUUAAUUGCAUAAGGUUGAAAGUAUGUAAAUUUUGACCAGAAACGUGUGUGUGUAUAUGCUUAGAAUACACAUUCUAUAUCUAUGGUAUUAACAAGACAGGAACAAUUUGGUUGUUGCUAGUCACUUUACAAAGGAAUGAAGUCACUUAGUAAAUCUAUGCCUUACAAAUAUUUUUAAGUUUCCAUAUUUUGGAUUGCAGACUGGUCUCACUCCUUUAAUGGAAGCAGCCUCAGGUGGUUAUGCAGAAGUAGGAAGAGUUCUGCUUGAUAAAGGUGCAGAUGUCAAUGCUCCUCCUGUGCCAUCUUCACGAGAUACAGCUCUGACAAUUGCAGCAGAUAAGGGUCACUACAAAUUCUGUGAGCUUCUCAUCAGCAGGUAUGUAAUGUGUUGUUAUAGUUAAAGGAACACAUCUGAAAGUGUUGGUUUUAUAUAUUCAGUCAUCAGAUUUUAUAUUUUGCAAUCAUACUCGUUCUUUGUACAUUUGUAGUUACUUUAUCACACUGUAAAAUCUGCAGAGCAUCCUGUGAAAUGUGCAUAAAUGUUUACACUUUCAAUAUAUGGCUCAACUAAAAUUACUGCCAGAAGAUAUACAUGAGUUUAGCAUUUAAUAUGCAACUGAAUAUUUUCAUCUUGUUUAGGGGUGCACAUAUUGAUGUGCGCAACAAGAAGGGCAACACUCCACUGUGGUUGGCAGCAAAUGGAGGGCAUUUGGAUGUUGUUCAGCUGUUGGUUCAAGCUGGAGCUGAUGUAGAUGCUGCAGACAACAGAAAGAUAACUCCUCUUAUGGCUGCAUUUAGAAAGGUAUUUUGUUCUUUUUUGCUCAUUUUUGUUUAAGAUUUCAUUUAAAUAAAUUGGCAAUUUGUAUGUGUGUAUUUUUUUUCAGGGCAAGAAUAUCUGAAUAUCUUGUCACUUAUAAAUAUACCAACUAGUCUUCCAACAAUACUCAAAAUAAUAGAUGUAGAAAGUUGCUCUUUAAACUAUGAAUUGUAUAUGACUGUUUCAGGCAGCACCCCAGAACUAGUGUGUUUUUUUGUUCGUUUUUUUUCGUUGGCUCCAAACUAAGCUAAAUCAACUAGUAAUCACAUCUUAAAAUCAGUAAUUUUGUAACCAUGCUUGGGAAAACAUCAGUCUUUACUUUUAAAGCAAUGGGAACUGUAAGAGGCUCUCAGUCUCACUGUGGCUUGAGCAAAUAUUUCAGCAUUUGAGAGUAAGCAGAGGAGAGAAAGACGUGCCAGCACUCGUGUUACUCCACUUCAGCGUUAAAGCCAUUUGAAAAUAGCUUAACACUUGAAAGUAAAAUCAUGCUUGUAGACUCUGUACACCAUAAGCACUUCAUUGAGUGAAUCAUCCAGAUUGCCCCUUUAAGGUUUCAUUUUUCAUGCUGCUUUGUAAUUACUUUGCAGGGCCAUGUUAAGGUGGUGCGCUAUCUUGUGAAAGAAGUAAACCAGUUUCCAUCAGAUUCGGAGUGUAUGAGAUACAUUGCAACAAUUACUGACAAGGUAAGUAAUACUUGACCUAAUUCAUGUAAUCGUUAUACACACAAGCAGUUUGUGGUAUUCAUUUUUGAGGAGUUUUGGGAAAGUGUUGAUAUUUUCUCCACCAUGGUCAUUGUUUUACUGGGUGCAACCUUGUUAAGUUAUCUUCUUGGUAAAUUUGAAUUCUACGCUUUAAUGUGAUACAACCAUGAACAAGUUGUGUUUCUCUUCUAUAGAGUUUGUAUUUUUUUUUUCUUCUUCUUCUUAAGCAUAGUCAAACUGCAUAAUUUUGUCUACAUCAAAGUAGUUGGUAAGAAUGUAAAGCAUUUUGUAUUUUAAAGCAUUAGAUCUAAAUGGGAAAGUUAAUGAUCUAGCUAGUUUGGAAAAAAAUCUAACUCUAUUGUCUCAACUUAACUCUUAGCCUCUGUUUUACAAUUCAGAUUUUAAUUCACUACACUUCAAAGUUAUGUGAAUAACCCUGUUAACCUUUCUGAACUCAAGAUUAUUUAGAGUUGUCAAGAAAUUUUGUUGCAACCUAUUCAGAAUUUUUUUAUAUUAAUCUCUUCUAAGUCAUACUGUUCCAGUGAGACCACUGGCUUGUUUAUUUGAUGAUCUUCAUUUUUAAUAGGAAUUAUUCAUUUCAGGAGAUGUUGAAGAAAUGCCACCUUUGUAUGGAAUCAAUUGUUCAAGCCAAAGACAGACAGGCUGCUGAAGCAAACAAAAAUGCCAGUAUUCUUUUGGAGGAACUUGAUCUAGAAAAGGUACAGUGCCUUUUAUUUAUGUUUCAUGUCAUGCUAGAGGGAGUCUGAUAGGGCCUUGUGCUGAAGAGUCAUCCUGUUUUACUUGAGACUAGCUGUGUAUUUUGCAUAAAUGUUAGACAUGUAUUUUUCCACCCCCAAAAAAUCAUUGUGUAAGGGUUUCUGGUAAGUACGUGGUCCUCUUUUUUUUUUUUUUGUGUAUUUCUAGUCUGAAUUGUCUUGCAAUUUGCCUAUCUUCUAAAUGAUAUGACAAUUAACAUGAAGUAAUUGUAAAAUUGUUAAGGUUGUAGGUUUGCGGUGGUGUUUACACUUUUUUGAACUUCCAUCUAAGCUUUACAUAUUCUUCAUAGUAGAAAUCCUUGAUGGUGUAUGUGAGAAAAAAAAAUCCAUUGAUAUUAGUGUGGCAUCUUAUUUAUAUACUGUUAUAUAUAUUUCUGUCUAUCUUAUCUCUUUGUAUACUAUAUGUAAAGGGAAAUUAAAGGAUAGUUAAUAAACUGUUAUUUCACUCCUAGCCCCAACACAAAAAUACAUUUUGUUUUGGAAUUCACUAUAUCUAAAUCUUUUGGCAGCAGCACAAUGCCAUUAACCUGACAUAAGUAUGUAUGACAAUGUAGGUUUUUUUCAAUAUACAUGUAGUUGAGAGAAGAAAGCCGAAGACUGGCAUUGGCUGCAAAGCGAGAGAAAAGAAAGGAAAAGAGGCGAAAGAAGAAAGAGGAGCAGAGAAGAAAACUUGAAGAAAUUGAAGCGAAAAACAAGGAGAACUUUGAGUUACAAGCUGCUCUUGAGAAAGAAAAGCAAAAGGUUGAAGGUGAGUUUUUCACAAAUAUAGUAACAAACAUUUGUUUAUCUACUGACCUCAAAAUAACUUAUUACACAGUAUAUUUUAAUAAUGUGCUUAUUUUGUGUUUUGAACAUGUAUUCUAUCAUCUUUCUUCCACUUUAUUAGCUGUUUCGAAAAGUCUCCCAUAAUCAAUAAAGUACAUUAUUACGUCUUUAUUUUAUACAUAAUAUACGUGUUAAGUGCAUUUACAGUAGGGAUAUAAUCGUAAUACACUUUGUAUGUCCUAUAGAUGAACCCCAAGUCUUAACUGAGCCGCCUAGUGCAACUACAACCACCACUAUUGGUAUAUCUGCCACAUGGACCACGUUGGCUGGCUCACAUGGAAAAAGAAACAAUACAAUAACAACGAACAGCACGAAGCGGAAAAGUCGGAAAAGCAAAAUUUCAUCUGAAAAUGUGCAGAUAAUAUUUGAAGAUCAACUCCCAAUAGCAUAUGGGCAACAAGAAAAGCUCAAUGGAGAGUCCAAGAGCAGCAGCACUAGUGAAAGUGGAGACAGUGACAACAUGAGAAUCUCCAGUUGUAGUGAUGAGAGCAGUAACAGCAGCAAUAAGAGUGACAAUCAUUCUUCCAAUAUCGAUAGUCUACAGAGCAAAAAGAAACCUUCUGUUCUUGUCACUUCUCCUAAGGAAGAAAGAAAAAUUACUGCUAAAACGUCAAUAAAGUAAGGAUCUGUGUUAUACACUCAAACUCCAUUAUUCAAAUUGUGUGGUGUUUCAUCCCAAGUUAACAUGUUUAUAAUCCUCAUAAAGAAUAUAGUACCCUGUAUGCAUUUGUUCCUUUUGCAGUGCAGGUUUAAAGCAUUGAUAUUAAACUCCUUUCUUAAAGCAUAACUGCCAUAGUGUGUAUUUUGAGGGUGGAGGGCGUGUUAAUCUUAUUCCUUUUCUGUAGUUCUGCAAUUGUUUUGAUCUAUUUUGUGGUUUCUUUAAGAUUACCUGAAUCAAUUGGUGAAGCAACAUGUAAUUCGUUGUCCACAAACUCAAAGUCUGGGCCAUCACCACUCUCCUCUCCCAAUGGAAAGCUAACCAUAGCUAGUCCUAAAAGAGGCCAGAAAAGAGAAGAGGGCUGGAAAGAAGUAGUUAGACGGUAAGUAGCUAACACUUGGCUUUUAGACUUCACUUAUGCUGUGAAUCCAAUAGGAGCUCAAGGUUUCUUAUAGCUACUGCAACUGUCAAAUAGUUCUCUGGUGGAUUUACAUCAAGAGGAAAUUUGAUUCCUCAUUUGCCAUCUAAUAGCCGUACAACUUUAGAAUAAUCCCACAUUACUGGAACAGAUGGCUCUCCCUCUCCCUUCCCAUUGCUGCAUGCAUGUGUGAUUGGUGGCUUGGUAAAUCACUGUACAAAUACAAGUUAAGAAAAUUAAAUCAGCCUGUAAAUAGGCGUGAAGCUGUUUAUUCAGUAAUUUAAUUUGUCUGUGAUAAGUGAAGAAAUACAGGUAGGAGCAUGAAUGACAUAUGUGUGUGUGUGUGUGUGUGUGUGUGUGUAUAUAUAUAUAUAUAUAUAUAUAUAUAUAUAUAUGUAUAUGUAUAUGUAUAUGUAUAUAUGUAUAUGUAUAUAUGUAUAUGUAUAUAUAUAUAUAUAUAUAUAUAUAUAUAUGUGUGUAUAUAUAUAUAUAUAUAUAUGUAUUCUCAAAGAAACUGCCAGAUGGAGGGUUUAUGGAAUAAUAAAAAAGCAACUAUUGGCCAAAUGAGUCAUCUGAUACAUGAGGCUUCUUUUUGGUUAGAUACAUACAGAUGUAAGUUGACAUUUUAAACAUGUAGCAAAUUUGCAGUCACAAUGCUUGUUAAAUAUAUUUACAUGCAUUGUGAUAGGAAAAUGGGAGUGUGAACGCUGUCGAAAGAACAAAACUACUUUUCUGGAAUCCAUUUUAUACACAUCACUUUCAUUGUCCUUAUGAGCAAGUAUUUGGCGAAACUAAACUCUACAAUAAUGACACAUUGCAAGAAGAGCUCUCCAGCUGUUUUUCCAUUGGAAUGUGGUCACAAGUAAACUCCAGUCACUGAGUACAGUACUUCACUGCAGUAGUUGAUCUAUGACCUGGAACAAUGCUUGUUUUCUCGGGCCCUUUUGUUAUACAUCUACCCAUAUAUGCAAGAUAAUGAUUGAAUGGCACAUGCAAUUGAUAUUCUCGGUUUCUUGUGCAUAGUGCACUAUUAUCAGUAAAUGCAGUAUGACAAUGUUUGAGAUUUUGUUUUAAUUCUUAAUAGCAUGUUUAAAAUUUCUACACUUAUUUUACUUUUCAUUAUCCCUAUCAGGUCAAAGAAAGUUUCAGUACCUCCUACAGUCAUUUCACGAGUUAUUGGAAGAGGAGGCUGUAACAUCAAUGCUAUCAGAGAAUUUACAGGAGCACAUAUCGACAUUGAUAAACAGAAGAACAAAACUGGUGACAGAAUAAUAACAAUCAGGUAACUUGUGAGACUUUGUUCACAGCUCAGCUAAAAAGAUUUAACAUACAUUCUUGUAAUUUUUAUUUUCAAAUGUAUGUAGCUAUUUGAACUAUAUACAACGGACAAAUUGAGCUAUCCAGGGAUACUUGAUAUGUGGGGUUUACUAGUAAGGAAAUAUGUUUCGGGGUAUUUUGUUAAUGUUCCUUGAUGUCUGAAAGUUAGAUUAGCAGUUCUCUAUCUAGUUAUCUCACGGACACAGAGGCUCCCUUUUUAGUUUACAACGCCCUGCUGGAGGUCUGUGUAUAAAUGUGUUUACUGUGAACAAAGAAACAUUCCUAAUUUUACCCUUACUCAAGCUUCGACUGAAGUUUGGGUGGGCGGUUAUAUCACUGGACACACUGCUGCAGAACAAGAGCGUUUGGCAGAGAUACUCUGGUUGUGUAUUUGAGCUCCACCACAGCCAUAUUUUAAUUCAAAAUAUAUUUUUAUGAGGUUUCACAGAGCGCAGUUACUUUGGAUCAUUGUGGAUUAAAGGGAAAUUCUAAGCACCAAAGCAGAUUACUGAAGUGUUUGGGGUUUUUUUUUUUUUUGGUGUAUGUCUAGGUCAUGCAGUGUCACAGCUCAAUUAUUUUCCAUUUAAAAUGUCAGUCAUUUUUUUGCAAAGCUCUAGCCACAUCUUCUCUUGCUGUAUUACACACAGCCUUCCCUAUACACAUCCAGGAAGAGAGCACAUUUUUUCACUUCCCUUAUUGAAAAGUGUAUUAAUUUUAGAAUGUUUUCCUGCCCCUUAAAUUGCCUGCUAGAGCCUACAGCAACUUGUGUGUGAUUUAAGUCCAAGCAAUGGAGCAGAAAAUGAGAACUUCUAAAAUAAACUUACUGCUCUAAAAAUGAAACCUUUUUAGUAUGAAGGUUGUGAGUCUCAAUCAUGGGAUGAGUCUUAAAUUAUCUUUAUACAUCUUAACCAAAGUAAUUUUGUGCUUAGAAUGGAUAUUCUAAGCACCAAAACACAUUUAGUUUAAUAAGCAGUUUGUCUAUAGUUCAUGCCCUACAGUCUCACUGCUCAAUUCUCUGCAAUUUGAGUUCAAUCCCUUUUGAUUAUUUUUAUGCAGCUAACCACUUCUCCCCUGACUUUGAUUCAGCCUGCAUGAACAAAAUUGUAUUUUUAAUCUAAUCAGUGGCUUCACCGUUUUUGCUCUUGUGCUCUAAUUAAACUGUAAUCACACACAGGCUGCUGUAGCAUGCUAUUAACAGCAGGAGAAAAUAAAUUCUGAAUUAAACAGACUGUGCAGUAGGGAAAGUUUAAACAGAUCUCUCUUUACAAGAUGUGUAGAGACGUGUUGGUCACAUACAGGGGAGGUGUGACUUUGGCUGUAUAAACAAAGUGAAUUAACUCCUAAAUGGCAGAGAAUUGACCAGUUAUACUGCAGGGGCAUGAUCUAUACACCUAAAACACUCUAUUAAACUUUGUCCCUUUAAGCCAACACCAACUUGCUUUUUAAGAUAAGUUUACAAUGUGAGGAUGAAAAGGAGUCUGAAAAAGAUAAUUGAUCAAUGGUGUUCAGGGCCUGGAUUGUGAUUGUAUGUUAAUUUGUAUUAUAAUUGUUUUAUUGUUUUAAUUUAUGCAUUUGCUAGUUAUACAUUUUGUUUCAAUUUUUGUAAUCUUAAACUUGCAAAUGUAUUAAAUAUGUUAUUAAGCAGAUAUUUAAAGGAAAAUUUAGAUCUGUUUUUUCCAAUUAAAAUAUAUUAAACAAGUAUCUUGCAUAUGUUUGUUUCGUGCAGAGGUGGAACAGAAUCCACUCGACAAGCAACUCAUCUAAUUAAUGCACUCAUUAAAGACCCUGAUAAAGAAAUUGAUGAACUUAUCCCAAAGAACCGCUUAAAAAGUUCCUCUGCAAAUGCGAAAACAGCAUCUUCAACUUCUACCAUUUCUUCUGUAAACAGUUCAGUUAUGGGUAUUAAAGUCACUGCUGUCACAGUGUCCCCAACAUCACAAGCUGCCUCUGCCCUCUCUGUGCCAGCCAUUACUUCAGCAUCUGCCCACAAGCCCUUGAAAAACCCAGUGAAUAAUGUGCGACCUGGAUUUCCAGUUUCUCUUCCUUUGGCUUAUCCUCCACCGCAGUUUGCCCAUGCAUUACUUGCAGCUCAGACUUUUCAGCAGAUCCGUCCACCUCGAUUGCCCAUGACACACUUUGGAAGUACUUUCCCUUCUGCACAGUCCACCUGGGGCCCGUUUCCUGUCAGACCACUCAGCCCCGCAAGAGCUACUAACUUUCCUAAAUCUCAUGUGAUGCCUCGCCAUUCUACACAAAAUAUUAGUAGCCCUCAGGUGAUCCAUGGAGUCCCUUCUACUAGCCCAGCUGUUACCACAAACUCUGCAGCCACAAGUGUGCCUGUCUCAUCUACAAGUGGGAGCCUCAGUUCACCUUCAGCCAGAAGACAACUCUUUGUCACUGUAGUGAAAACCUCUAAUGCCACAGCAACCACAGUUACCACAACUGCAAGCAACCACAUCACUACACCAACAGCCUCCACCUGCCCUGUCCCCACUGCCAAAGAACACCGGCCUGCAUCAUCACCUUCAUCCCCAUCACCACCAUCCUUACCUGGAGGGGGAUCUAGAAGCAGCCCCUCUGAUUGCCUGACAUGCUCUCCAAACAAAGGGACCUCACUUUCCUCUGAACAGGACAUGGUUAACCAGCCUGUCAUGGAGUCACCUAGCUCAGGCAACAGUAAGCAAGCGAGCUCUACCUCUGGGAGUACCCAAAUACAUCCAGCACAUCAGCAUACUUCAAAUUCUGUUUCUCAUGAUUCCCGACCUCCAGUAAUGCAAACACCAGCUCCCCCUCCUCCAGACCCAAGGAUGACAUCAUCCCUCAAUUUAGCAGUUAGUGGUUCCUCUCACCAGGCUGCUACAUCUAACAUCUCUUCAUCGUAUUCUUUAUCCCAACCAUCUAUGGUGUCUACUCAGUCUGCUGCUAAGAUUGAAAACUCUGCAGUUAGACCUCACUUACACGGAGCUAAUCCUACUCACAAGAAUCAAGUUCCUGUACAAAGUUCCUCUGUCUCUGGCCUCGUUGCACAUUCAAAUAUGAAACGACCCCAAAAUGUGCAGUCUUCUGGUCCACACAAUAUAAGUACACAAAAUGCUGCUCAAAAUUCUGGUCAUCCUUCAAGUAAACCUAUGGGCCCUAACUUCAGUUCAGCUUUACCAUUCAGUCCAUUUAGCACAUUAUUUGAAAACAACCCAAACCCGCCUCAUCCUUUUUGGGGUGGCUCCAUGGUUACUAAUCAAUCUGCUCAAGAUUCCAUGCUCUCCAAUCAGUCUUCAUAUUUGCCAAAUCCUGAUUCAAUGCUUCCAUCGGAUACUUCCAAAGCCCCUGGUUUCAGGCCACCAAUGCAGAGGCCUCCUCUAAGUCAAUCAGGUAAGUUAGUGGAAUAUCUCCCAUUCUGAAUCUGGUUUCUGAAUUAAAGGGAUUCUAUAGUGCCAGGAAAACAAAGCCAAAGGGAUUAAAACCCUUUCAGUCACUUAAAUGAAUCCAGCACUGAUGACCCACAGUCCUGCGUCAGGCUUCUCCCCACGCUGCUCCCCCACUGUCAGCCGGUGGAGGGGACCUAAUGCACAUGGGCGGCAAAGGCCUCGCUCGCAUUGGGGGAAAAUCUGAAGCUGGAAGUGGUCAUGCAAAGCGUGAGGAUGUCCAGUGUUAGAUACUGGACCAAAGGUCUGUUUCAAUUCAGGAAGUCCCUUUAGUGGCUGUUUGGUAGACAGCCACUAGAUGUGGAGUUAACCCUCACUGUAGGGUUAUGGGGCAUUGCACCCAGACCACUUCAAUGAGCUGAAGUGGUCUGGGUGCCUACAGUGUCCCUUUAAUACUUCAGAGCUAGAGAAAUGGUUGGUGCCAGGUCACCAUCUAUAAUUUGUGUCUGUAAUGGGCAAGAACAUUUAGAAGAACUUUGAAUGCUCAAAGACAGCAAGGACUGAUUCAGGCUCACCUUGUACGAAGGCAUGGCGUCCUGACUCACACAUUCAUGAAAAAAAUAUACAAUCUCAUCCUCCUGGCAUUUAGGAUGUCAGGAUGCCAUGCUGGAAAACAAUAUGAUUCCUGAAGCCACCCAAAAAAGCACAAUUUGCUCUCUGCUACACCCUAGGGACUGUGCUGCUGUCUGGCAGAUCUCUUCUCCCUACCCACUUCAUAGAAGGAAGAGGAAAAGGAGUCAUUUACUCAAGUAUGUGUGUACAUGUGAGUGGCUUGUAUGUGCACUUGUUUGAAUAUGGUUCCCUUUAUAUCUUUUUUUUUUUAAAUUUUAUUAAGUCAGGCAUCACAACAUUUUAAGGCAACAGGUCACCUGUUUAGAGAAAUUGAAACCGCAUCUUGAAUAUUUUAACCUUGAAUAUAUUUAUUCAGAACUUAUACAAAACUUUUUUUAUACAAAAAAAUUUAUUUUUUGUUCUGCAAUCUCACAAUGCGUGGUAUUCUGUACUGUAUAAACUGUAGGUUUAAUGCGAACUACCAAAAAAUUUAAAUCCUAGACCUAUUUAAUACUAAAGACUCAUUAAUUUAUUUUGAGUUAUUUUCCUUGCACUUGGUGUGCAUAAAUUAUAAUCAAACCUGCAGAAAUAAAUGGGGAGGAGGGGGGGGGUGUUUAAUGUUGCAUUAUGUAUAAUAAGAUAUUUUAAAAGAUAAAUAAAAAAGAGAGAGAAGCCCUUAAGUUACUGUUAAACGCAUAGCACAAAUUCUGGGUUUUGUUUUGGUCCAGGAAGUCGACCAUUGUCUUUUUCUAUAAGGGAUUAAUAGUAUCAUCAUAACUUAUAAGUGUGUUACAUUUUCAAGGUAUUGUGAAUAUGGAUUCAUCUUACACAUCUGCAGCAUCAUCCUCUGCCCAUCUGGGUUCCUUUGCCUCUCUUUCUGGAAGUCAAAUGUAUGCACCCGGGGGAGCACCUGCUGCUGCAAAUUUCAACAGACAACAUUUUUCUCCUCUUAGUUUAUUGACCCCAUGUUCGUCGGCAUCUAGUGGUAUGAAAACAAACCUGUACUAUUUCUUGUAAAGUGUUUACAGUAUUUAUCCUUGUGUUUGUAUAUUUCAGAUGAUAUAAUGGGGUUUACUGUUUGGAAGGGAAAUGUUUUGCUACCUUAACAGCUCCAUAUUGUAAUUAUAGCUUCCUAAGGUGCGUGUAUUCUUUCACAGCCUUAUGGUGAAGUUUGUGGCUCUGCCUUAAAGCAUUGUCCGUAAUUGAACAGUAAAUUACUCACAUACCAGCUUAUACUAAUUUGUUGGUUUGUUAUUGCUGAUGAGGAAAGGCUUUUUCAAGUAUAGUUCCCUAGGAGUAAGCUUUUGCCACUCUAGAGAGUGCCCCUGUAUAUGUAGUGAUUUAUGCUGUGCAGGGACAAUUAAUUGUUUUUGCGUGUUCUGCCUUGUAAGUCCACUGUAGAUCAUUAACAUUUCAGAAAAGAAAAACAAAUAUUUUCUACUGCGAACAAAUAAUUAACUUAUCCAAAUGUGGGUUUUUUUUGUUUUUUUUGUAUGGAUAUUGGUUAGUGCACUUGUACAAUUAAAAUAUUCAUUAUAAAAGGUGUUUCUUUCAAUUGCUUUAAUUACAUUCAUUUUAUAGACUCCUCAGCCCAGACUGUGUCUGCUGCUGUACGAGCUCAGUCUCCUUCCCCAUCAGGAGUACCUAUGGUAUCUGAGAAACCCAAUUCGGUGCCUCAUGACAGAAAAGUUCCUGUGCCAAUUGGAACAGAGCGGUCAGCAAGAAUACGGCAAACUGGGACCUCUACACCAUCUGUAAUUGGGAGCAACUUGGCAGCGUCAGUGGGUCACAGUGGCAUCUGGUCUUUUGAAGGCAUGGGGGGUAGCCAAGGUAAGAUAAAGCAUGGAAACAUUUACAGUUAUUGCUGUAGCUAUUGGUAGACAUUGUGUAUGGGUUUAGUCUCGUAUUUCUGAUCAAUUAAAUCUGAAAUGGCAUAUGUUUUGGUUUGCUUUUUCAGAUGCAAUUUCUUGUACAUGCAGUUUUUAUUGUAUUCUGUAUUUACUAUACUUGUGAUUAUACAUUAUUGUGAACAAAGAAUCUCUCUACUAUAUACUAUAUAUAAUUAACUGCUUCCUUUAUAGUUUACUUUUCUGGGUGUUUGGCAUUGUCUCCAGUAAAUGUCUUGGUCACUAAACAUAUUAGCAGUCCUUGCUAAUGCUCUAAAGCUGCCUGUCCAUUAACUUCAAACCUCUCCUAAACCCUCCUUUCUCAAGUCCCCUUUAUAACCUUUAGAGUGUAAGCUUACCAACUAUUUAGCUUACUAAUCUGUAUAAAAGGGCUGUAAAUGCUAGAUCUCAGCUCAUUGGCAGAGUCCUAUAUUCCUUUUAUAAUGGUUUAUCUUUGCCAGGAGAAGGCCUGGUCCAUGACAUCUAGAGUGCUGAUGGUUGCCUAUCCCUUGGUCUAUACUGUGCGGUCAAUAUGGAUUGUACAGCACUGCUGAAUACGUUGGCACUUUAUAAAUGCCAGUAAUAGUACUAGUAAUAAUAAAGUAAAAACGGAGUUUGGAAAUGGCAUCAAUAUUGUGUUGUUUAUAAUGUAAAGUGCAAGUUGUGUGACUUUUCUGAAUAUUGCAUUUUUGUUCGAUUGGCAGAUAAAGUUUCAGAUUGGUGCCACACAGGAAUGAGUAAUCACAUGAUGCACAGGCCCAUGUCAGAUCCAGGAGUGUUUUCACAGCAUCAAGGAAUGGAAAGAGAUAACUCCGGCAUUGUACCUGCAUCAGGAGCCUACCAUCAACAUGUUCCAACUGGUUACAUGGAUUUUCCUAAAGUCGGGGUAAUCUAAAAUAUUUUGUUAGACUUACAAAGUGUUGGAGGCCGCCCUUACUUUUAUUCAGUAUUUGCAACAACAACAACAACAAAAUCUGCUCUGCAAAUUUUUUAAUUUGAUUAUUAGUUAAAGGGAAUGGAAUUUAGAAAUACACAACCAAAUAAAUAUUAUUUUUCCUACAAGUAUACAAAACAUAUCAAACUAUAAACUAAGUUAGCUAAACAUGUCCAUUACUUGCAGCAAGUUUCAUCUUCAAGUGAUGCCCUAUUGGAGAUUUUCAUAGAAUAGGGUAAAAUAUUUAGCUGAUGUUCAUAAUGGCCACAUCACUGUAGUAUCUCGGACCAUGAUAAGCUGAAUCAUGUGCUACAUUAAAGGAAAACUCCACAGUCCAAAAGCACUUCAACUUGCUGAUUAAGGAGUUAUCCUAGAUUUCUAUGAGAAAUCGGCACUUCAAGAAAUCAACUAUGGAAUACUCACCUGGCUGUCAGCUAGAGAGGUUUGCAACCUCCUUCCAUUGGCUCCCCUGAUCUAAUGGAAGGUUUGCAGCCUCCUUCCAUUGGCUUCCCUGAUCUAAUGGAAGUUGUAGGCAAACUCUACUUGUGUGUGUCUGCCUCCUCCCAUACAGACCUUGACCAGACCAGACACACAUGCACAAGCUCUGGUUAUUUCCAUGUAAAGAGACUGAAAGUCUCUUCAAGUAAAAAUGGAGUGCUGGGCUAACUGAAGCUGCAGUUUAGCAGGUCAGCAGUCUUUGCAAACUUUUAGGAUAUAUCACUAACGAAUACAUGCAUGAAAAAUGUGUGCAUUCAUAGGGGGUAUAUCUACUAAACAUUAAUUUUAAUUUUUUUUGCAAAUUUGGGCAGUGGAGUCUUCCAUUAAGAUGAACACAGAUCAUAUGUCAAGAUUUUUAAUUUGUAUUUAUUUUUUGCAGAAUACCACCAAAAUGUUAAAUGGGUUGAGGAAAUGGAUUUAGUGUCUACUUUUCAAUUAUGCAUGCAAAGAGUGAGCUUGAUGCAGUUUAUUUUUUAACCCAUAUUUCAGUCACCGCUGUAGUCAUGCUCUGCGACAUUUUUAGUUUGUGAUUCUUCUAAUAAAUUCCUAUGUAUGGGUACUUUUUAUGUGAAUUUUCAGUGUAGCGUGUAUUUUUGCAGGGCAUGCCUUUCUCAAUGUAUGGAAAUGCCAUGAUGCCUCCUGUAGCUCAAAUGCCAGAUGGAACAGGCGGACCUAUUUUCAAUGGACCUCAUGCUGCUGAUCCUUCUUGGAAUUCACUUAUAAAGAUGGUUUCCAACUCAACAGAGAAUGGGCCUCAAACUGUAAGGAAACUGCUUGAUACGUGUUUUUUUUCCAAGUCAUGAAUUUAAUAUGAUUUAGUUUUAAAAUUUCAGACGUUUUAAAACUAUUCUAUUUCAUCAUAAAUGUUUUUUAGUGUGUGUACUACAAGUAAUACUGAAGAGAGACUGAAGUAAAACAUGUCGCUUAUUUCUCAAUACAUUAUGUAGACAAUGCAUUUAAAUAAAUUGAAGAAAAGUUAUUCACCUUUAAAGUGUUCCUGAGUGCACUGUUUGACAGGUCUGUCUUCUACUACAAACAGGUCCCUCACAAACCAGGAAGCGCCUUUGAUCCCAAAAAGCAGUUUGAUUUGUCACAUAAGGGUUCUGGUCAUGUGCAGCUCUCCCCAGAGGCACAGUCUGAGCAGUCAACCUAAGUUUUGUGCAAAUGCCUUGCGCAAAAGCUGUACAAUAAAGUGGGCAGCCAGAACAGAGUAUUUUAAGACUGUGUUAGAGCUGCACCACUUCAAUAUCUAAGCAUCUCUAAAUGAGAGCUGGGUACUAUCUACACCAUCAUCUUUACAAUAAUAUAAAGUUGUGAUGGUGCUUAUUAAUCCUUUAAGUGGAUUGUUUAGUACACUAGCCUGAUACCAUAAGUCUACUUUAUAGAGGUGAUAGGUGAGACUUUAGAAUUAACAUACAUUUUUUUUUUUUUUUUUUCAAUCGUCUUAGUAGUAAAUCUCUUACUGUGUUGUGGUAUAUUUAGUUCAGAUGCCCUACCUCCAGUAGCACUUCCCUCUGGCUACUUUUAGUUUUGCUGGUAAGACUUAAGAGGGAGACAGUAUUGUACACUGUAGAAUAUCAUCAGGCCCUAUAGCUUGAAAAAUGUUACCUGAAGCCUCUAAUAUCUUGGUUUAACCUGGUAUCUUCACUAACAAAUGGCAAUUUGUGCUAUAAGAAUAAAGAAAAAUGUUUACAUCUCAUUUCCCACCAGCUGAGUAUCCUUCAGCAACAAGAUAAAUUGCUGUCAUGUAUUCAGGCUUUUUGUGUUCUGUUCAUUCUGUGUAUAGAAUUCCUAAUACAUAGGGACUUCUAUGCACCAUAACCACUAAGACUGUAAACGUUAUGGUGCCUGAAGUUUCCUGUCGCUGUCCGACUUCUGGUAAGGAGUCAAACCAUUUUCCGUUGAUUUAAAACUUAUUUGGCCCCGGUGCCCUAUUUUUUUUUUUUUUUUUUUUUUUCUCACUAGCAUUAAAGUGGAAUUUCUGUUUCUGCUUUAGCUAUAUUAAUCAUGUGCAACAUUUCACAUUAUUUGUCGGAGACUGUCUGCUGAUGCUUUCAGCUGCUGAAUAAUGUAAAAAGUUGCACAAAAUUAUCAAUAUCAAGAAGAGCAAUAAGACUGCAAUCGCCCAAGCAAAUUGAGUUGCAAAAGCCAGUGAACUCUGGGCACUAUAACCAUUACAGCCUGUUUUGUGACUACAUAUGCAGAGUGUAAAAUCCUUGAAAAUAAGUAUAGAAUUUUGCCUGUAACCAAUGUAUGUACCAAAGAGAAUUGUGUAAAUGUGGCUCUAAAAGUGAAACAAAUGCAAAAAAUCCACACUAAACUGGGUUCAGUAUUGAACUUAAAAUGUAUUUAAAAAAAAAAAAAAAAAAACCUGAAGAUGUGAUAAAACAAUAAUUUAUUUUAGUGCAUGCAGCCGCAUAUUAUUAUUAUUGGCAUUUAUAAAGUGCCAACAUAUUCUGCAGCGCUAUGCAUCUAAAAAGCCACAAAUGAAGUGACUUAAAGGGACACUUCAGGCACCAAAACAACUUCAUCUAAAUUAAAGGACCAUUAUAGUGCCAGGAAAACAUACUCAUUUUCCUGGCACUAUAGUGCCCUGAGGGUGCCCCCUCCCGCCAGGCUCUAGCGAAAGGAAAGGGUUAAAACUUACCUUUUUUCCAGCGCCGGGCCGAGAGCUCUCCACCUCCGAUCCUCCCUUUCGGCUGAAUGAGCUGCGCGCGCAUUCAGCCGGUCUCAUAGGAAAGCAUUUACAAUGCUUACUAUGGACGCUUGCGUGUUCUCACUGUGAUUUUCAAUGAGAAUCACGCAAGCGCCUCUAGCGGCUGUCAAUGAGACAGCCACUAGAGGAUUUGGAGGCUGGAUUAACCCUAUUAUAAACAUAGCAGUUUCUCUGAAACUGCUAUGUUUAUAAAAAAAAAAAGGGGUUAAUCCUAGAGGGACCUGGCACCCAGACCACUUCAUUAAGCUGAAGUGGUCUGGGUGCCUAGAGUGGUCCUUUAAGUUAUGGUGCUAGGAGGCCCCCAGUAGCACUCUUACCUCAAGGGAUUAAACCAAAGGUUACCCCAAAGUUGCCUCCAGUGGUAAUGUCCACUUACCCUCCUACAUCCAGCUUCUGCAUUUUCACCGGGCAGGGGCGCCACUGAUUGGCUGAGAGGGGUCAGCUGACGCUCUCAGCCAAGCAGUGACACCCCAUUCACAAAACUGGCUUGGCAUAGGUAUGUUGGAGAACGGUUUGACCCUUCACGGUAAGAGUGCCCCUGGGGCUUAUUGGAACCAUAACAACUGUAUUUAGAUAGUUGUUUUGAUUCCUGGAGUGUCCCUUGAAUUUUGGAAAGUAAUAAAUAUGUAAAUUAAAUGUACAUUGAGUAUUUUAAUUUUAAAUUUAAAACAAGUUAUUGCCAUUGUAUAGAGUACAUUGGCAUAUGAUAUAUAUGUAAUUUUUUUAAAUAAAUAAACCAGUUAAUAAGCUUUUUUUUUUUUUUUUUUUUUUGUAGGUAUGGACUGGAACCUGGGCUCCUCACAUGAACAGUGUGCACAUGAACCAGAUGGGCUGAAUUGGAUUCUCUAGCAUGGAAAAUCCUAAAGUGAGGGGGGGAGGGGAGGGACAAAACUUUCAUCCCACAGAGGCAAAAAGAUGACAUGCUCACAGAUCAUUCUACUGAUGUGCUUGACUGAAGUGUGUAGGCUUUUUGCAGAAGAACUUACUAACUGACCUUUUUCUGUGACCGUUGUGACCACCCAGUCCCAUCAACAUAAAUCUCACUAGUUAUCCCUUUCUUUUUUUUUUUUUUUUCCUCUUUUUUUUUGUUUUGUUUUGUUUAUGGACAUAACUUUUUCUUUCUUUCCUUUUUUUUUUUUUUCUUUUCUUUUUUCCUUGAAGCUGUUUGGCUGGUUGGUUUUAGUACUGUAAACUGCUUCGAGCAAACACCGAAAAAUUAGCAAAAUUAUGUAACUGAUUCUGAUGUUUUAGAAUGGCAAAUAAAUGUACAAUUGUUUACAUAACAGAAAUGGCUAAGCAGAGAAUUCAAUAUGUCAGUAUAGAGGCUCUACAGUAUGUAGACUUAAAUUAAUGUGAGAUGUACCUUCAUAUUCAGAAAUCUGGAUGUUUCCUUCAUACAUUAAACUAUUAAUAAGCAUUACAUUUCUUCUUGUUUACUUUGGAGCUUUCAUUGAGUGUUAUAUAUUGGUGUUAACUUGAGCACACUAUAUUAUUCACAAAUGCUUUAAUAUAUAUUUAUUAACACAGAGAGCAUGCUACAUAAAUAAAAAUAAAUCAACAGACUUUUAAAUUUGCUUUUGAGGUUCACCAAAAAGCAGUACUUAAAGACGUUAAAAUUAAUAGGCUGUGCUUUGCAACCCAACAGAUUGUGCUCAAUGCUUCAUAUGAACAAAGCAGUUGCCAGACAGACCCUUUAAAACUAUGUAAAUUCAAAGUGUGUUAACACAUUUAUGUUUGAAUGAAUUUGGAAGCUGGUGUGACUGUAAUAUGAGGAUUCUGUUUUUGUUUUCUUUUACACAUGCAAUGUGGUGUGAGAAUCACUGUCACUUUAAGAUUAGUGGGUAGAAUAUCUUUAUAACUUCUGAAACCUCUACUUUGUAGGAGCUACUAUAAAGAAUGGUCUCUUAAAAACACUAGCAUGUCUUGACUCUAUGCCAGUUUUCAAUCUCCUGCUUAAAGGACCACUUCAGCGCUAGAACCACUUAAUUGGAAUGAAGUUGCUAUUUUGCGAACAGGUCAUGGGUGCUGGCUUAUCUGCAUGGGUUAAACAGUUUAAUGCCUACGAUGUUGGUGUGGUGCUUGGAGAGUCCUUUUAACAUAAGCAGUUUUACAUGCCACAUCCUUCACUGAUUGGAACUUUUUAAAUCUGCAUCUAGUAUUUAAAGGGACACUUCAGGCUGCCUCCAGCCCCAAUAACUUCAUCUCAAUUAAGUCCUUAUGGGGGCUGGGGUCACUCCCUUGUCUUCAGAGGUAAACCAUUUUUGCAAUGUUUAACACCAAAGUUGAUUACCAAGUACCAGUUAACUCUGCUUCUCUGGCCCUCAUUCAAUCCAGGAAUAUUUACCUUGGUAGCUCGUGAUAGGCUGAGAGCAUCAGUUUACUUUCUGUCUGUGGAAAUACAGAGGAAACAGUUGUCAGCAGCCAGGGAACCAACUUUGAGGUUUAAAGUUUUUGAAGAGUCUAAACCCUGAAGGUGGCAGUAUUCCUUUAAUGACCGGAUUUAGGAGGCAACUUGUCUGUACGGGAUUAUUUACAUUAAAUGAACUGUAGAUUGAUUGGUCUAGUGUAGACUGAUUAACUCAAAUUUGUGUUCCUCUACUUUGUCUGCACUUCUGUCCAAAAGGUGGAUAACUUGAUGGUUUGUAAAAGUGGCAAAUUAUACUAAAAUGUUUGUGGGGAUUUAUUUAUUUUUUUUCACAACAAAUUUGGUGCAGAUUUGAUUCCAUAUUCACGUUCUUUAACAUUCCAGGUUAUGAACACAUGUUUAAAAUUAAAAUAUGCAAUUUAAUAGGUGUGAAUGUGAUGUAAACACUACACCUCAUUGUAAAACAAAUAUUAGCUUUUGAAUUCACUGCUAAAUAUUGCUGGAAUGGUUAUGAAAACUAUCCCUGUGCAGAGUGUGUUUAGCGAAUGUUAUGUUAAUUGUUUUGCCAUCAAGUACCAGCAGCCUGCGCGUGAUGCAGAGUGGAACAAAUAGUUUACGUUAAUACCAGUGUCAAAAAUCCCUCUAGAUUACCCAUGAGAGAAAAAAAAACUUUCACUUGGCUGUUCAUGUUUUAUUUGCAACUACUCUCUCUGCAUAUUACAGGGCUACCUACUAGUUUGCUGUUUUUUGUAUAUUUUACUUUUUAUUUGAAUGGAGGGGAGACCACACAAUUAUUUUACAAACGUUUUUUAAUCCAGUUUUUGUAUUCUACACUUGAGUUAUUAAUAUUCUCCCAUCAUGUGUGGCCUUGAAGCCAGCCAUAUUGGGGGUAUGGAUAGGACCUUGUGCCAUUUCGAAUGCAGUAACAGUCUACAAUAUCUAGAAUGUCAGAUUACCUGACACUAAAUUUUAAAAUGGCUUUAGCUGGUAAUCAGUACAUCUUUCACACACUUCAACAAAAACUAAGCAUGUGAACUCUAAGGAGACACGAUGAAAAGAAUUAUGUAAGUUUUGCAUGGUUACAAGUCAAUUCAAUAAAAGGCUUUUCAUAUAUUAUGAUAGAUUGUGUUCACUCAUAUAAAUAUAAUACACAGAUUAUAAAUAUAAUACGCAGAGAACACAUAAUGGCCUUGAUUUCAUGAAAGUUCAUCUGCUGCAAAAGCAUAGAACCAAGUCCAAGAAUGGAUAGCCUUUUUAGGCCAUGUACUAGAAGUGACAGACAUCAGCUUUCUUUUAUGAAAAGUCCAAGGCAGCAAUAAGUAAGGCCACUUGUCAGUAUGGACCUCAUUUGCAUCUAUAAAUGCAAUCUGAGAAUUAAAAUGUGCCUUGUCCUUAAAUACCUUUAAAAUUGUACACUGGUAGAUGACUUGUUCAUGUUCUCUUUCCCUACUUUAACAUGUGGCUUUGAACCUCCCUCUCCUUUUGAAAUUUACACUAAUGAAAUGUUGAUCUUUACGUGAUUGGGUUCAGAAUUUUAGUUUUCACAGAAUGCAUCUAUUUCUUACAUAAUCAAUAAAUAAGAGACUUUAAAUGUUGAGGGUUUUUUUUUUGUGUAACUGUAAAUAAAAUUCUCGCACUUUCAAAUUCAUGGUUUAAAAUAAAUUUGCACACCUUUAUGUAACUGAAGCAAAUAGCUUUAAACUAUGUAUUUUGACUAAAUGAUUAAUUGUUAAGCUAGUAGGUUGGAACAGUGCCUAUUUUUAUUUUAUUUUUUGCCAAGAUUUGCAUGGUUGUACAUAUAUAUGCCAUUUUAAAAACAAAAUAGUUAAAGGAUUUGCAAGUCAUACAUACAUACAUAGAAAUCCAUGUAUGCAAACAUAAAUAUUCCUAUUCAUAUCAAUGUUACACAUUUUAGAUUUUAAUUGACCUUAUUGUGUAGUUCCCCUAUCUUACAAUUUAUUGAAAU
Molecule: messenger RNA, 99018 nt
Organism: Pelobates cultripes (western spadefoot toad)
Lineage: Eukaryota; Metazoa; Chordata; Amphibia; Anura; Pelobatidae
Source: the annotation of a GenBank genome assembly